AUGGCUGGGUUACCCAUGAUUCACCAGGGUUACUUUCGGAAGAAGACAGAGAUAGAAACAAAGGAGAGAGGGAGAAUGAAGAAGAUAAUGCAAGAAGAAUCACAGACAGAGAGGUAAAAAAACAGGACAGGGGAAGAAGAAAAAAGAAGUGUAAAAUAAGAGUGUGGAGAAGAAGUUAGGAAAGGAGUGGAGGGACCUGUAAUCUGCUCUGUUUGUCACAGUAACAGAUUAGCUCACUGGCUGACAUGAUGUAUGAGUGGCACCGGGUCCCUUCUCAUGCACACGCGCACAAUCACACCCCCACUAUGGAUCAAUUACCCUGUCAGGCAUGUGUGCAACCAUACAUCAUCACCUCGAUUACAUCACAAACACAAACUCCAGCGCUUGAUGCAGACUUCUACUCUUGCUACACAAACACACAAACACACACACAACUAGAACCUCGGCAGCCCUUUGUGUCACUGAUAUUUGUGUCGUGUUUUACAAGCAAAUUUCUCAGCUCCCUGAAUUCUGUGGCCCUAAAAGCUAUUACUGUCUAUCUGUUUCUUUUGCAGGCAGGAGAUGCACACUCUCUCGAAACACACACAAGCACAGUCAAACACACACAUACACGGUUGUACCCCAGAGCCACUGAGACUGCCUCCUCAAAUGAACUCCACUGGUCAGAGUGACUGAGACUGGACAAAGUCAUUUGUUGUGAGUAAACUUCUUUGGGCAGCUCGGGUCAUUUAAGGCAGUGGGAGACACGGAGACCACACACACAGUUAUACACAGACUCACACAGGCACACAGGUCAGUUUGAUCGUGGCAUGGUGUCGAUCACCCUCCACUUCGGUUGGUGUGGUCCACUGGGAAAUGCCCACAGCUCAGCUAAAGCGGGUUCAAUUUAAUUUGAACUUCAGAGGGAGAGAGAGAGAGAGAGGGUGAGAAAGAGAGAGAAAAGAGAGAGAGGGUGAGGGAGAGUUGAAGAGGAGAAGGAGGAGGAGGUGGAGAAGGGAGGGGAGUACCAAUAUUGUUUUGUCCUUCUUGAAAUGACACAAACAUUUCAGACUUUGUCCAGCAUCCAGUCCCCUGAGAGCCUUUGCUGAUGUAUGCGUCUCUGUGUGUAUGUGUGUGUGUGCGUGCGCGCAUGUGUCUGUGUAUGUGUGUGCGCAGGAGGAGCAUUCGUCCAUGUCUUUGCUCUGCCAGCUGAUGCAGAAAAAAAUGCCUAGUGUCACAUAUCCAACAGGUCCCUGCGCAGCCCAUAUGUCCUCCUUCACAUUACAGCACAGCGUCAUUUACGUUUAUUGCAUGCACUUCUACAUCCAGUUGGUCCUCCCUCAGACCACUAGGGGGCGCUGCUCCACUUCACAGCUAACAGUCCAGCAGCGCUCUCCAUCUUCCAGGCGGACAGACAGGAGCGCAACAACAGUCUGCGUGACUCCCCGACCGCAUCGCACCUCUGUCCCACCAACGCGGGGCCACUUUCUCUUCUCCUCCUUCCAAAGAGGAUAAAAGGUUUUUUUACGGGUAACGAAGAGAAGCACGGAAGGGUUAAAGUUGGAUAUUGCCUUCUUAUUUUUAUGGCUUAAUAACUAAGUUCCCUGCCUCAGUCGCUCUGCACAAGAGGAGGAGAGGAGCGGAACUUUCAGCGGACCUUUCCUCUCCGGAGUAACCACUGGGGCAGCGCGAAGGUUCUAACCAAGGAGGUCACACCUGCUCCUGGCCGCGGAUCUCCCUGAAGCCCGGCUGCGGAGGUGGAUGGUAUGGUAUAACUUUUCCGCUGCAGCCGAACCUGAAAGGGGUCGUUUUAUGGUUUCGAGGAGAGGGGAUGCGAGUCUCUCCUCCGUGUCGAAAAGCGGAGUGGCUAUGAGGAGCGAGGUUCACCUGCUGGGCUAACAGAACAAGAGCACACUGCACCAACAGGUAUGGAUCUCUGGAUUGACUUAACACAUACACAGCACAGCCUGGUGCAUCCGGUUAACUCGAUAUGCUUUUUGUUGAAGUGUUUAAAAAGUGUGCGUAAUAGAAAGUGAAGUGGUUGCACCAUCUUCACAUAUGGACGUCUGUUAAAAAUCAAAUAUUAUCUCAUAAUUUAGAAAUAUACUUGUAGAAUGGAUAACACAUUACAAUGCUGGAGAAUUGACACGGGAUUGGAUUCAUGAAGGCAUGAGAGUUACAUGCGUAAAAUGGCUUUUGGUAACGAACCAUCAUGUUCUGGUGCCAGUGUCAUCAACACAGAUGAGAUUUUAUAGCAGAGACAAAUGAUUGCGGUUGUUUCAGGUGUUGCACAGCAUAUAUAGGCCUGCCUCUCUCUCUCUCCCUCUCCCUCUCUCUCACACCCACGCACGCACGCACACACACACACACAGGGACACGCAGGUCUAAGCUGUGCGUAAAUGGGCAUAUGGUGCCGGGUAAAGUGCGCUAUUUUAAGCGGAGUGAUUGUUACACGUUGACAUCCAGAGGUUUUACCCCUUGCUGAUUUAUUGCACGAGCUGUUGUGUGUCCUUUGGCGCAACAAGAUAAGUGUGUUGUCACGUUAUUUCACGAGAAUGGGACAGAAAAGAGACGGUCCUUAAAUUUUAAACAGUUGAAUUCAACGGUGCAAACAUUCGUGUGGAGGCUUAGAUGGAAACCUUUCUGAAACCAGUCUUGGGUGUCUCCUGCAGAGCACCACAUAUCACCUGAUGGAAAGUAGAUGUUUAUUCAUGAGAUGACCUUUAUUGGUGACAGUGGCAACAUGGUGCAUCAGUUUGGAAUCAGAGCAGAGGCCUAAGAAGUUAAGUGCCAUAAAGCCUGGAUUUAAGCCCUUGGAAUAUGAACACAGACGGUAAACUCAAAAGGUAAAGCCCCCUGCUUUAGGCAUAGAAACCCUGUUUGCAUACACAGUGAUUUAUGGCAAAGAUGGUGAGCCUAUGUUUCUGAAAGGCCUCUCCUUACCUUUCUUACCUGUUUUCACCUGCUUCUGUAGGAGACAGGAAAACAGAGGCAGGGAGUUACAAAAGCAGGAGGAAGAGAGCUGACAGUGAGUUAUGACUGACAGGAGAAAAGGAUGCGGGGAGAUGAUGAGUAUCGAGGAGUGAGGUAUAGACUGAGUGUUGCAGGCUUUAUGGUGAGAAUCAGACAAAUAUGAAAAGAGAUCAAGUGCACAGCCUCUGAAGCUGAAGACACUCCUGGAAUUUUGUUGUGAAAUAUAUUCUUAAUAUGGCCACCGGCUGAUGCAUAACAUCAUGAAAUGUAGUAACAACAGCCGUUUAUUGAGGAAACACUUGCAGUUUUCUGCACUCAUUAGACAAUAGAGGAGGCAACAGUGUUUAGAUGAUCGGAUACUUUAAACUUGUCAAAAUAUUGUUCUUAUACUGACUCCUGUGCUGGGCUUGAACAUUCUGUCACUGCAUUAUUUACAUUCCUAAAUCACAUUUACCUCUUUCAAUAUAAGGUGUGCUACAAAAGUAAAAAGGAGAUAUUAAUGGAGAGGACUGAGGUGUCACUUUGUAAUUAUAGCAUUAAGAGGUUUCAAACUCUGGAUUUAACAUUUUUAGAGUAAUGGUUUAGGGUUUUAGAUACAGGUUGAGACAUGUCUGAUUCUGUAGGACAAAUAUACUGACAAUCCAUAAAACUGCAACUGUAGUAGAGGAUUAAAGUAAUAUAAUAUCAAAAUAGUAAUUAAACCAAUAACAUUAUCACGUUUACAUUCAAUGAUAUUCUGUGUGUGGAUAGAAAGUGAACUACAUAUGAUUUUGCAAGUUAAAUAUAACCACAUAACUCUCUAGAAAAGAGAAGAGAAAUACCAAGGCAAAGUAAAAAAAAUCAUGAACAUUAUGAAUAAAAUAAAGGCUUCUUAAAUCUGUGAGAAGUGUUUGAUUGUAUAACAGACUGAAAUUAAUACUGAUGCCUCUUUGUGACCUACAAAAGCAAAUAAAACUGUCAGCAACAAGGCUGACGGUUUUCAAAUGGUAAUUCCCAAUCCCUGAAACGGCUCCUGGGGGGUUAUGUGUCUGACAACUCAAUCUGCAGAAUUCUGAAAAACAACAACUUUGAUUUGUAGAAGAAAGCUAGUUUUUUUUUGGUCAAAUCAGAGAGUUUGAGAUGUGCCUGACCCUAAAACCUCAAACAUCAAUUGAAAACAAACCACUCAAAUAUACAUGAAAAUGACCAGAAUGCACCUUGAUCCAUUUGUUGUAUAUCAUUUUUAAUCUAACAAAAAUGUCCAGCUUUCUGUCGCACUAUUAGUGAGUUAGCCUACGUAGUGUGUUGUCCUCUGAUGUAUUCUGUAAGUGUGCUUUUUAAGGGUGUCCCAAUACAACUUUUUGAUAUUGAUAUUGACCAAUACUGAUAUUGAUCCGAUAUUGGCACAGAAUUGUGCAUGACAAGUUUUUCACUCAGCUGCAAUAUCUUUUUCGGAGUUUAAUGAAAAAUACUGCCACACAGCCAACAUCACUCUUACUCCUUGCUACUUUGUUAGCACCUUAGUACACACUGUUGUUGUGAUUUUGUGGGCUCAGCUUGCUGGAUCAGGGCACUGCUAUAUAGAGGUGCUGGAGCGGAGUCUAGAAUGGACUGCUUGUAUCGGAGUGCUGAUAUUGAAGAUUUUAAAUGCAGGCCGAUGUAACCCAAUAUUCUUUUUUUUUUGCUGAUAUAGGACUGAUAUCCGAUAUCAAUAUCUUAUCAGGACACCCCUAAUGUUUUAUAGGAUGAAGAAUGAAAUUUGGCUAUUGAGCUCAUUACCACAUACUUACAUUCAUGUGUGCUAAAAUUAACUCACUAAUAUGAAAAAGGUCAGCCAAGAUACAGAGGGCACCACUUUAUCAACAAGGGAACCGUAUCACAGCAACUUUACAUUAUUCCUCACUGUGGUUUUGGGUCAAACUAAGAAUGCUCUUCCCAAGUUAAGUAGUACAAAUGUGCACGUGUAUGUGUGUGUGUCAUUGAUCAACUUGUGGAAAUGUCAUUGUGCGGUCUUUGGCCACAGUGCAGGAACUGACCCCUUUAUAUUUGUGGGACAGGAAUGACACCAGACCUCAGUGCAUGUAGAUAUAAAGGCGUAUAAAGAUGAGUGAGUGUUUCUGCUUUUUUUUUCCGCCUAUGCCUUUAUUCAGCCAUGACAGCAAAUAAAGCAAAGAGAGAGAGAUGAUGCAACAAAGGUCAUGGUUAACAUCUUAAUCCCUCCGCCACAUGGACGCCCCAGUGUGUGAGGAAAAUUAAUGGCUGUUUAUGAACAGCAAUGUGGGCGAUCAUACCCUGCUUUGCAAAAAAAGGAAUGAGCUCAAAUGACACUUUUAAAAAUGUUUUCCCUCUGUUACCUCAUGCCUUAACAAAUUUGAUAGCUGCAAUCACACACAUACAUAAACACAGACGCAUGCAGAGCAUACUAACCACAUUACUUAUUGCACUGGAGGAUACUGCAGGCCAGAGGACUUUAUCAGCCUGGAAAAUGUAGUUGCGCCUCCUAAAAGCACAAAGUAAACACAUACACACUGUCAAAGUCAAAAAUACAGCCCGUUUCCUUUCCCCAAUAACUUCUUAAUGUUUUCCUAAAUGCACCUUUCCUGCUAUUAUCUCGCUCACUCCCUUUAUCCCUCUCUUCUACCCAUAAGCCCUCAGGGCACUGGGAAUAAAGUCAAAGUUUCUGUCCAUAAAAGGAGAGAGAAAGACGGAGAGAAAAGAGAGAAAAAGAAAUUGAGACAGAAUAAGACAAAGAGAGGAGCCAGGAAGAAAUGAAAAGUACAGUAUGUUUCCUAUAAAGAGUGAUCCCUUUUUCAUUUGCCACCUCCUGUAGCUGCGCUUGAUGAGCAGGGAACAGGUGGGAAUGAAAAAAGGGAAGAAACAAGAAUGAGACGAACAGACGCAAAGAGAGAGUGAGAGACUGUGAAAGGAGAAAAAGAGGAAAGCUACAGGGGAUAAACAGAAAUAAAUAAAAAUCAUGUGUACUAUAAAAGGUGUUCUGUAUUUCAUUGGCCAUCUCAAGUAGCUGGAUGUGGUGAGCUGAGGCCCAGGGGGGACGAGUGGCCACUCUAAAUGUGUGUAACCCACAUAAAGAAAUUGUUUCUGGGAGAUCGGGCCCUGUAAAUUCAUUCCUAGCCGCUAGCCCUGUUCUUAUCCCACCUCCCAAAGGUGAGCUAUAACACCCAAACACAUAUAUUUUUUAGAUUCUCACUCUCUCUUUCUCUCUACACACAUACACACUUACACACACACACACACUUGCCCUCCUCCAACCAGAUGCAACUUUCAACACAACCUCAAUUUCUCGGUAUUCAUGCUUUCCCCCCACACACUCUUUCUUGACACACUUCUUUUUGCAGUACACAACCACAAAAACAUACACACUUUGCUUUGCUUCCUGAACGGCUCGUGUGGGACAGUAACGGUGACAGCUACAACAACAUCAGUCCCCACUGUGGAACAAAACAGCGUCAGACAGAAACAGCGGCAGAUGCUGCGCUCACAGCUCCAGGAUUACCAAAGUCUGAACAAACUCCAUUACUGCCUCUAUUACCCAGGUAUACACAGGCUGGGAAAAAGUGCCUAACACCUAAGUGCCCUUCGCACCGCUCCCCGUGACAAUGGGAAGGGGAAAGUGUUAGGACCAGAGGGAGGGGGUAGAGAGAGCAUUGAAGGUAAAACAAGAAGCAUAACUUUCAGUGGCAGCUUUGUCAGAGUCAGGGCGGUGUGUAGAAUCACCAGUGAUCUAGAAACUGGUCCGCUACGACAUACUGUACUUUUGGGGUUUCGUGGUUAACAGUGAAUAUCUUCCAGCUAUUAGUUCCUUUUUGUUGCACUGAAUUAUUCUCACCAGUUACUUAAGCAAAAAGAAAGGAGUUGGAGUUGAACGGUGACACUAAACAGCAGACUUUUGGCUGCAGUUGCAUGCAUCUAUUAGCUUAAAGACAUUAAAAAAUACAAAAUGAUGUUAAGAAACUGCUGCUGAGUUUUCACCAAGUGUCCUUUUUUAAAAAAAAAAAAUUCACUGAGAGUGCCAUCUCAAUUUGAUAGAGGUUAUUGUUGCCAUAGGUUACCAAUUGUCCCACCACACUUCUGCUUCCCUUUGUAGUGUUUGUUUAUUAUUAGAUCUGUUUUAAAUUGCUCUGUGUGUUUCACUUUUUAUUCAAUUAAAUUUUAAGAAGAAAACAUCCAAAAAUGUGUGGAAAAUGUGAAUUAGCAUUAGCAAGAACUCAAGAUUUUGACUUGGUGGUGUUAGGGAUGCAAGUGGAGGCUGCAGGGACAUAAAACAGCAAAUACUAAGGGCACUUUUGGGAUCAGGAUGUCUGCUGGAAACACUUAGCUGCUUGGUUAUGUAAUGACAAUAGACACUACCAGUGCAAAAUAAGUCCUGCCAUUAGUGGACACAGACCCUCAAAGCUGACUGAAGCACUAGUUGAUGUUACUUACUGUACUACUAAUGGAGGUCAGAACACCCAAACGGAAUCAUUUAUAUUGAUUUUUUUCGUAUAGAUUAUCAAAGGAGGUAAGUUUACCAGUAAAAUGGGAGAAAUUACAGUUUGGACUGAAGGCAUAAGAAAGCUUCACAUUUAACCCCUUCAUUUUUAAGUGCAUAGGGGAGAGUGGGGUAAGUUGAGCCAAAGGGUAAGUUGAGCCACCCCCUGUUGCUUGGAAAUGGUAAAAGAAAUUGAUCAUGUGACCAAAUAUUUAGGAGAUCAAUUCAUGGAGUUUGUGAAGGUUAGAAGCACAUGGGUGAACAUUUUUCACACUCGAAAGUGAAUUUAGUCUGUCAUAAGUUUUAUUCGAAUUGUGUUUAGACAAAGAAAGGAUCAUUUUAAAUGUAUUUUAUACAUCAAUUGUGAUCUAUGAGCUACAACAUGAGGUCAAAUACUGAGCAUAAAAGUCCACCAUUUUAGCUCAGAGGACUAAUAAAGUCAUAAUAGUAGUUCAAGGGUAAGUUGAAUCAGUGGCUCAACUGAGAAAGUGAAGGAGUCGGAUGAGAGGAUCAGAGUUUCAGUUCAGAUUGUUGAAAUGUGUUAAUUUUUCUUUUCAAAAAUACAGCUGUGAAUGUUCUGAACCACUUAAAGGCAUUCUCAUGUUAAAAUGGAUUUUUACAAAACAGCUUUUUAGCAGAUAUAUGGAAUAAUAAUAAAAAGAAUGAUUGUACCAGUUAAAUAGCAUAUAAUAGAUAAAAAUACACAUGAAUGUGAAAAAGUGACAGUUAUUUAGGGAGAGAGAAGUUGAGUGAGGGCUGGGGUGGAGAGUGGGGAGGGGUAGUAGGGAUACUGCUCAACUUACCCCGCUCCUAUGGUCAACUUACCCCAUACACGAGGUAAGUUGACCAUAGGAGACCACUUUGUUUUGGCAUGCUAUAUUAUCAAGACAGUUAUGUUUACACUCAAUCUGUUGGUUUGCAGGGAUGCACAACAUCUUGAAAUAUAUGCAGAUAUACUAGUUACAGACGAAACUAUGAUUGACUUGAUGUAGUGAUCCGAAGUAUGAAAAAUGGCUCAUCUUACCCCACUCUCCCCUAUACUUAAUGCAAAACUUUUGUAUACAUGAGAUGGUAGAUGGGGUUAAAACAGUAAAGAGUCUGUGAAAUAAUGAGCUCAUUUAUGUACCAAAGUUCAAAAAAAGUUUGUUUCAUGUUUCUAUGUUUUCAUGCUUCUCAUCGAAUGCAUUCUUGUUUUGGACCAUUUUUUGAGACAUUAGAAGGAUUUUUGCAGCAAUUCAUGGACUAGAUGACUGGUCAUGGAUAAAUAGCGAAGGACACUUUUUGAACUCAGUUUUAAAGAGAUUUCUUAGUAAUCAUUCAGUUUAAUCAUCAAGCAUAAAUGCCACAAAGGGCUGGUCACAGCUGCUUAAUCUGAGAAUGUUCUUGUCUUUAUUAUGAAUUGAUAAAUUGAUAUUUGAGUUUUGAACAAGUUUGUUGCAGUGUUUGUGAUUUUGUAGACGUAGUUAUAAGCCCUAUAAAUCUUAAAUAUGGAGGGAGACUGUAUUUUUUUGAAUACUCCAAAAACAUUCACCAUAAAAAAAAUAUGAGAAGCUGCAAAGUCACUGAUCAUCAUUAACACUAAGCUUUGCCAGUUACAGCUUUGUCAUUCUCAACAAAAUAAGAAAUUUUAAGAUAUCAUUUCAUCCAGUGAUAAAUGUUUUCAUUAGUGUUGAUGCUCUGGGUGCUAAAGAUUGAUCAGUGUCCUGAAAAUAAUUGGUAAUAAAUAUUAAAUAAUGAUAAUCAUCUGUGACAGAGAGACAGAGCAGGCAGGAGAACGUGGAGAUGCUGUCUGACUAAUGAGGCUUGGUGAUAGGGCAAUGGUGAGUGAUGCUCUGUGUGUGUGAUUGUGUGAGUGUGUGUGUGUACAUGAGUGUUCAAGGCCAUUCUGCAGUGCUAGCGAUGCAAUGCUGAAAGCAUGUGCAAAGCAGAGUGAGUGCUUCUGUAGAAGGUUAAUAAGGGGGAGAAAGAGAGAGUGCAUGAGUGAGGGUGUGAUUGUGUUUGUGAAAAUGCACCAUCAUAUUGUGUGUGUGUGUGUGUAUGUGUGUGUGCGAGGUGAGUGAUGAACUGCCUCAUAUUUCAGUGGAUCUCCAUCCAUCACGCUCAUCAGUGGCUCUGAGGUCCUGUCAUUACAUGUUUCCCUUCAUUUACACUCUUAAUGACCAUCUCUGUUGACCAAACUUUCCACUGUGCGCUCUCACUGCUGCGCUCUAAAAACCAUACUUUCACUCUUGAAAACAAAGUUAUUUAUCUGUCUGAUUUGUUUAGUUUGUGUUUAGUCUGUUCUCCUUUUUCACUAUGUGGACUUGUCAUAUUUAUCUAGGGCUGGGUGAUAUGGCCUCAAAUCAAUAUCACAAUAUAUUGAGCAGUUCACCUCGAUAAUUCUAAAUGGAUGAUAACUACUCCACAAGCUCCUCACCUGUCUUUCCCUCUUUGUUAUGGACUGGAUGGGGUGGAGUCAGGUUUCCGACGUAGGACAUCGUCUUAAAGAGACAUGAGACCAUGGCCUAACUACACAGAUCCAAAACUAACUUUUAUUUAUUUUUAGUUUUUUACACCAAAUAUAUCGACAUGGGCAAAAUGACGUUGGUUAUUGUCGUAAAUUUCGGUAUUGAUAAAUUUUCAGUUUAUCGCCCAGCCCUACAUUUAGUAGUGAUCCUGACUUUAAUUUACCAUCACAUUCAACCUGUUGCUGCUUCAAACUGUUUCAUUCAGCUCAAUUACUCAGCCUUUAUUUUUAAUUGUAUAUUGCUGUCAUGUUCUUGUAAUACAGUUUAGACCAGAAAGUUACAGCUUAUCAGCUCUGAGAUACCAUUACUCUUAGUCAUCUUGAGUGUAGCUCUGCUUAGAAAAGCUAUUAAUUCAUGUAGAGAUAAGAUGAUUCAACAACGGGUAAGAGAUCUUAAAUUAGGUUUACAUCUGUAUUCUUACACUCAACACCUGUCAGUUUGCUUAAUCUGGAAGUAAAGAAAUUUAUCUUACAAAAAAAGAAAUUGAGCAUUGUGCAUAGUACAAGAUUUAUAAAAGGCAAAACCUAUCACUUAAAAAAAGACAAUGAAUUGAAUAUAAUGUAAUGUUGAGAGGUCUUUAAACUCUUGUUUCUCAUACUUUUUCUCUACCUUACAGUUUUUACCCUUUUCCUGUAUGUGAUUUUUUUAGGGUUCCUUCACCUGAAUUAGAGCUCUAAAUAUAGAGCGUGUCGUGUGCUGUACAAAAACCCCUUGAGGCAAAUGGUGAGUUGUGACUUUGGACCAUGUAAAUAAAAAAUGACUUGACUCGACUGUCUCCUCAGGACAGGUGAUAUUUGUACUCGCUAGAUACACUUACUCCACACGGACGCUGGCCGGAUGUGAAUCUGUUAACUUGGUUGUAUCCCCCUGCUCUACACUUUGAUUUUUCGACCUUGAAGAUGGUCAAUAUAAACUCCUAAGAGUUAUAAAUUGGGAGGUGUGUAAAUCCAGUUUUACUGUGACUACAAAGCAAAAGUGUGCCUUGAAAGCAGCAGCUUGAUUGAUGUCUGAACUGUUAAACCUGAAGGCUCAUUGUGCUUUUAUUGACAGUAUUUGUAUUAGACCGUAAUGGAUCCUGCUGAAAAUAUUAACGAAAUUCCUCCUUCGCUUGUUAACUAAGUCCAUAGGUGCUACUCUAACAACCACCUGGCUCUUCCAGGUUGCGGCUUAUUAAAGCAGCAGUUUGAUUUGUGGAUUUCAGUGCGGCUAUAGCUUCUGCUAAUGAGUCUGCAGUGACAGGACUGUCCACUAGUGUGUGGGCUGAGAUGUGAUAUCACUUUCAGCUGAGGUUAUAAACACAGACUCUGUAGCUUUGGUAGUGUGACAGGGGUUGACUCAUUAUGGGUGACGGCUAAGAGGAGCUGUUUGCCAGGAGUCAGAGGGAAACCGCAUAUACAACCCUGCAGCUCUGCAGUGGAUCUCGUCAUCAACUACGGCGAGACAGCGAUCACUGUGGUCAUUAGGGCGGCAUAAUUAGUCUGACCUUGUGUGUGUUUGUGUUUGUGUGUAUAAGUGAGUGUGUCCAGUACCUGUUCCCCUGAGGCGUGUAAGUCUCGCCUUGGUCAUUCCUCUGGCGAUAGUGGGGAGCAAAUGACGCCCCUCAGGCUUUGACAUGUGAACCACCGAGAUGCUCUCAGUCACUGAUGAACUAAGCCACUGUUGUCAGAGUCUAACAAGAGACUCUUGUCUUUUCUUCCUUUGAAUAAUUUCUUCUUCUGCUCCUUCUCUACGUUGAAGUGCAACCCUGCCUGCUUGUGUUUAUCUGUGUGCGCUCUUUUAUCUUGCAGUCUUUGAUUAUGUUAUAUAAGUGGAACCAGUCGCAACUUUAUGGCUGCCUCAUUAGGUUGUCAGGCAAGCCGUGAGCACAUGCAAUUAGAUCUAAUUAUGCAAUUAUGAAUUUAGUAUGAAGCUUUAUAUACAGUGGAUCAGUAUUUUUGAGCUGGAGAACAAACACAGCAGUGGUUACUGCAGUUUUGUGGAUAGUUAUGGUGUGUUUGAGCACAUACUUCACUGCUUUAACUUGGCUACUUAUGUCAUUUCUUUUCAAAACUGCAGAAGAAGUCUGAGAGAAAAAAAAAACAAGCCAUGGACUUUUGAGAGAUGUUUAUGCCUAAGUUCAACAUUGAGAUUCAGUAUUUAAGCUGAGUGUAAUUCAGUUCCUGUUUCUUAAAAAUAUACUGACUAGACCUGGUUUUCAUAUUCAGCUCAAAGUUCUUUGAUGUUUUCACCUUGAUAAAAUAUCCAACAUGAUAUUGAAACGGCACCAGCAGAUUAAACAAUACAACAGAUUAUUACUUCUUUAUUCUGCCGCUGAUCUUGACCAUCAGUUUUUCAUAGGUCUUAAGGUGCAGUGCUCUAUAUCUGUUCACUUGUAUGAAUCUUUAUAAUCAGAUGUUUGCAUGUAAGUGACAAUCUUUGGGCAAGUAAUAUCAUCUCUUAGCAGAUCUUAAGGUUUUGGCUGUUUACAGGUACACAUGUUGUGAUUAGGGCAAAAGAGACUGCUGUAACAAGGUUUAAAUCUCAGGUUAGAUUGGCUGUACCUGACUACUACUGUAUAAUCAAGUCCUAUUCAUUUCUCCAAAUAGAUAUGUGUGCAAAAGAAAAGAUAUUAAUUGACACUUAGAUGUCAUUUCUCCAUCCUCUCUCUUGCUUCUCAAGAGCUGAUAGAGAGAAAUAGCUUUGCUGUGGUAAAAAGGGUGGCAGAAAUGUGAGCAGACUUGAUCACAAGAUAGUCAGAAAUGCCACCGAAACUGCGAAAGCAAGUCACUUUACCUGUGAGCUAUAAUAUGCAGCUGACACCUAAAAUUCAUGGCUGAUGUUUCAAAUUAUAGGGAAGCUAUGAAAGUUUAAGUUAGGGUGGGUAUUAAAAAUUUAAAGUUUUUUUUUAAAUCCUUCUGCUCCUAUGAGUUCCUGAAUCAGACUUUCAGUGUAAGGGAGUUAAAACCAGUUCUGUCCAAUGCAAGCUAGUUUACUGUAGCAUUCAAAAUCUGUCCAGCUCAUAAAUUCAAGUGUUGCUAUUGAAAACUUUCAAUCAGCCACUAAUUUUUAGGAGGGGAGGAACUAUUAGGGGGGGUAGAUCUGCCCCUGUAGCUGGACUUGAAAGAACUAACAAUGAGUGAAAAAGACACUUUGAUCUAGUGUCUUUUAUGCCUAAAUGCUGGCCAGAAAAGACUGAUCCACAGCUUCAAACUAAAACUUUGCUUAAAGAACUGUCAGAAUACUUAAAAACAUCUGACAAAGUGCCUGACAUUUUCAGAAACACGCCAUGAAUUAAGUUGUUCACUUGAGUCAGAGAAAAGUUUGUCACUUCAGCUUUAUCCAUGAAUGACAAAGUCGGCCCAGUAAACACUUUGUAAAGCUCAAGAGCAAAGAGCUGCUACUCCAAAUCCGCACUCCUCAAUCUUCCAACACAGCUGCAGCAUCUCUGUUAUUCUACCAGACACGUUUCACACCAGCACGCCAAUAGAUGAGAUAAAAAAAAACAGAGCAAAAGAAGGGAAUGAGCUACGGUAGGUGGUGCGCUUCAGUGUGUCAUGUUUCUCUGCAGAUCCUAUUGAGGAAAGCAGACGAGGCUGCAAGGCUCACAGUAUGUGUGCGAGACAUGGUUGACAGUAAUACAAGCAGUAUGCUGCACCCCCUCCCAGGGAUCACAUCCUUAAGACGGUUUCUCUUACUAAUCCGCUCCUAAUAUGACUAAUAUUGUGACACUGCCAUUAGCCACAGCUCUUUGAGGGCACACACAAGGGGAAGAACUGGAGGCAUGCACAUGUGCGCACAUAAUAAAUAAGUACCAGCAGCAUUUUGCUCAGUCUGAGGUAUUCAUCUGCAGCGUUAGUGUACAGAUAAACUGCUGGUUUAAGGCUCUUCUAUGCCUAGCUAUUUGCUAUUUGUUGUUUUGUACAUUCAGGGCUGAUCUGCACAGUUCUGCAGGAAAAAAAAACACAUUUAGUAGAUGGAUAACGAAGUUCUAAAGAUUCUUGUGAACAGCUGCAGUUGUUCGCUACAGGAAUGUGUUACUUGGCCCCCAAGGCCAGUCGGAGAAAGACUGUCAGUGCCUCCAGAAAAUAUGACUUCAUCAACAAACGGCAUGAAGGAAAAAGAAACAGGACUAAUGAUGAUAUCAACUGUUGUGAACAUAAACAUCAGCUGAGUCGAGUCAUUACAAAAGAUUACAUCACAGUGCGAAACAAGGCUUUCACUCAAAAUCACUUGAAGGUUAUUUAGCAUUGAAUUUACGUAAGUAUUAACGCUUAAGUAAUGUUUGAGUAGAAACAACCACCUCUCUCGUCCGUCCAUCAUGUCAGUAGAUAACACAGCAUUCCUCAGUUUGAGUCAGGAUAAGACUCAGGCUGUGUGGGAGAGAUGGGGACGGGCUCUGAAUGCCGAACAAGAAUUCUAAUUUUAAAGCCAUGAAUUACCAAAAGACUGCUUUCAAUUUGAUUGAAUCCAACUUUAUUAGCAUUCCGCCUGCCUUUAUGUGAUGAGGCUGAGCCACCCCUGUGUCCUCUCCCAGGCUGCAGCUGUGGCAGAGGGGACACAAAGAGGAGCUUCAUUUGUGAUGCCCAUGGAUCGAGGGGGUUUGGAUUACAAGGAGUUACAUUGUUAAUUAUUUUAUGUCAAUAUGUUUUCUACACUUUGACUUUUUGCUCUUGUAGGCAAAAGCCAAAGACUACCUGUCUCCAUUACUGUUUAAUAAUGAGGACAUAAUGUGGCUCUGCUGCAUUACAGGCAACAAUUCACAUUCAUUUCAGUUUCUCUUGGAAUUGGAAUUUCCAGGAUUUUCUCCACUUCCUGGAACCAACACUUGCACGGUAGUGUUGUACACAUUUGGUUAGAGAGUCGCUGAGAGUCGCUGUGAUGAUGCUCAGCUCAAACAGCGUACCCCUGGUUGAGCUAAGCAAUCUCCGUACACCCAUGGGCAUCAAGUGUCAAUCAUAGAAAACAUGAACCCCUAAUAGCUUUUAAAAAAUUGAGCUGCACAGAAAAAAGAGGACUUGAGCACAAACCAGUCUUACAGUAACUACAUGUCAAUAUCUCAACCAGUGGGGAGAAAAAUUAUAUUCUGUGUAAUUAAUUUCUAAAGUUUGUCCCCAACUCCAUAAGGAUCGCUGGAGGAGGUGGGAUUUAUGACCUAUACUGCAGCCCAUCUCCAGAGGGUGCUGUUCUUGCAGUGGCUUCACCCAGCGAGGAGGCAGAUGGCGUCCAUUUUAUAUACAGUCUAUGGUGCAUACACAAUAUGACCAUGGAAGCACAGUAGUUACUCAGGCUGCAUGGGAUUAGCUAUUACUCUUAGGUAGUAAUUACUAUGUAAACAAACCAACUUUGACGAAUGAUAAAGACUCCUGGAUGUGAUAUUUGUGAAUGAGAAACCCAGCAUGUAUACCAGAGAGAAACAAAGCAUAUGAGCUAUUCAGAGACUGGAACUGCAUUAUCUUGAUCCAUCUCAUACCACACUCUCUGAACUUGAGUUCUGUGUCUUGAAAUCAGAAAUCCUACCAAGCACACAAGGACACUAUGUAUGAGACCUAGCCAGAAAGCUAUGUGCCAACAACCAACCAGCUCUGCUCUAGACAACUGAGCUAUGACUAUUUUAUGUUUUUGUUGAGUAUAGUCAUUUAUUUGGUGGUUACUUAAACAUAAAUCCAACUUUAACUUAUCACAGGCCUUUUAAUGCUUAACUUUAAUUAUCUUUAUUUAUUUACAUUUCUAUAGCACAUUAUAAAGAACCACAGGGGUAGCCAAAGUGCUGUAGAUUGUGACAUAAAAACAAAUAAAACAAGCAAAGUACAAGAUAGAGCGAGCAAAAAUACAUAAAUGCAAUUAAUAGAUAAAUGUAUAAAUAAGCAGGCUCACGGCAAGUGCUAAGAUGAAAACAAACAAAAUAACACUAAAAUGUAUUAAAGGCCAAGGAAUAAAAGUGCGUUUCUCUCACCUCUCUUGUGUUUAGGAUUUAUGUAGCUAUUCUAUUUAAACUGACGCUAAUCUGUACAUUUAAUAGCUAUUGCCAAAACACAUAUUUGAAAUGAUAACAGCUGUAAGCCGGUCUUUAGGAUUGAUUGCCAUCGACGUUCAUAUCAACGUUCAUAGUUUUCUUGAAGACUAUGUGACCCCAUCAGCAUGUCUCUAGAACCACCAUUCAUACACAAGGCAAUUCCAAGUGCUUUACAGAUGCAAGGAUAUACAUUGGAAAUUAAGAAAGAGAGAUUAAAACAAUUUUAAAUUAGUAAGAUAUGCAUGAUGCUGUUUAUGGUUUAGAGAAAAAAGCUGAAAAGAAAUAAUUAUACUGUACUCACAGUGUCUGCCAUCACUAGUUAAAAAUGUGACUGAAUUGAUCCAGAUUUGUUUUGCACUUAAGUUGAUGCUACAUCCCUCAGCUCAAGUUGUAUUACAUUUAUAUCAAUGCAACAAAAUGAUAAAUUAAAAUUGUGCAUGUGGCUGACAAUAUACAUCCCAGAUCUUGUUUUUUUUAUGAGGUCCCUCAGUAAAAGUAACCAUUCAAUGUUGAACUCUUUAGAUUUUACUCUGCAUGUUGUUGUUUCAAACGUGCAUGAAUGUACAUUUAUUUAAAGCCAUACAAAACCCUUUCCUUACAAAUCUUUCAUGUAGACUUUCAUUUAUGCGUCUUGGAUUUUCUUAAAUGGAAAGGUUAAUGGAGCAGGUGAUGGUCUCUGUAAAAGGUGAAAACAUCAGAUGAGGUUUAACCACGGAUGUUGAAUGCAGCAGGAAUAAGCCUCAGACUGAACUGUGAGGAAUUAGCUGACUAUUUGCCUUCAUAACCCUGGCUACACUAAUGAGGUCCCUGAAGGCCUCCAGACCCCUCCUUUAAAACCUGCUGUCCUGUGUCACCCAGACUGCACCCUCUGCGGCAGAGAGCUGUCCGUAGUGCUGAACAGUGCAGCAGGAUUCAAAGAGGGAGCUGACCGUGGUACAAAUGUGCGGCAGACCAAAAUUCUAGCCACACACACACGAUGAUGCCAGUGCUGCCCUCUGGUUGUCAGUCCAAAGCAGAGGUGUGUGCGCGCAUGUGUGUUUGUGUGAGAGAGGGGGGAAAUGGAGGCUUUUCUGCUUUAAGAUAAGAUUUGUUCACAGUUUUACCUUCCUAGUAUUGUUGGAUGGGGAUCAAGAGAAUCUCCCUGACAUAGCCUGGUCCUUCGCUCCCUCAAAGGUAUUUGGAAAAGAGGGGAAACAGUAAUGCAAUGAGGCACGGUGGAGAGAAAACCCAUGAGGUGGGGAAUCGUUUGAGGGGAGGUAGAGGAGAGAGGAGGGUGAAGGAGGAACAGCUGCAAAAUGAGCAAACAGGAAAGCUAGAAAGUUUGCACAUCUUAAAAAAAUAAAGGUUUGUGAACAAAAUACUGAGUGCACUCCCUUUGAGUCUACUACAGUAUUAUCACCUGCAGAGUGUAUUAGAUUUGAAGCAUUUUUUAAGGGAACCCACUGUCUCUCUGUGCUUUUCUAAUGCAGUCUCAACUUUGAAGCAUCCUGUUUAAAUAUUUAACGACUUCUGUCCAACUCCCUUUCUGAAUGUGUGUUUGCUUGCUGGUGCAAGUGAGUGCAUAUGCACAAACAUGCGCAUGCAUGUGUGAACCUACACAGCAUUAAUAGAUGGAAAACCCCGCCUGGACUGGCUUGUGCUAAUGCACUUGUUGUCCAUCCCUCUGUUUCUUGUCUCUCUGUGUCCAUCUCCCUGAAAUGAAAAACAGCCGUGAUGGACUUGGAAAAACUGUGAGGAGUGAAAUGGGAGUUAGGGAUAGAGUUGAUAUGAGGAUUCUGUGUGUGUGUGUGUGUGUGUGUGUGUGUGUGUGUGUGUGUGUGUGUGUGUGUGUGGGUGUGUGUGUGUGUGUGUGUGUGUGCGUGCAGGGCGAGCCUAGGGGUAAGCUUUCAGAGGUCUGAGCAGAAGGGUGAGAGUGAGAAGGAGAGGACAGAUUUGAGCAGUUAUCUCUCCCUGCAGACCUCCUGUCCUGCCUGCCUACAUAUCCACCCCCCCCACCCACCCCUCACAUACACACACAAAUACACACAAACAAACACACACACACACAUACACCGCUUCCAUCUGUAAUCAUAUUUAGCAUGGCUCUCUCACACAUAUUCACAGUCCAGCCUGAAUGGACUUUCACAUUCAGAAUGCCUGUGCAGACUGAGUGUGCUUUCUGUGCAGCAGCAGCAGCAAAAUCUCUCCACUGUAUCUCCUAUUGCUCACCAGAAACAAGCCCAGAGCUGCAGGCAGACUGAACAUCACCCAGGAUUGUGGGGUUGAUGCUAUUUUUACAGCCAGUGUGAUGAGGGGUGUGCAGAACAAAAGUAGCUUGGCUCGCUCUCCCCCUCCCUGGUACUUUAAUUAGAAUUCUUGCUGUCUCACCUGUCUUUUUGCUCAUAUAAAUGAGUCCAUAUUGGGGGGAAAUGCAGGUAAAAGGAUAAAUGGAUAGAUAAAUUGAGUGAGAAUACAAUUUGCACUUGUUUUGUUUCACACAAAGGCAGAUUUGCAAAGAAAAAGGCUCUUGUAGGGAGUCAGAGUGUGCACGGUUGAGUGUGUGUGCGUGCAUGUGUGAGAAAGAGCGUUGCAGUCGGAGGGGAAAUCAAUGCAGAGAAUAUAGUGGCAAUUACUACAGCAGCCUGCAAGUGAACCUAGUGGAACAAACUAACUAAUACAUGAAUAAAUAAGCACAGUGAAAUGGAGAUGUGGACAUAUGUGUGUGUGUGUGUUUGUUUGAGAGUGUGUGUGUGUGUGUGUGUUAGUAGACUGGUCUGUAGAUCUUGGACGCUCCUUUGCUGUGCCAGCCAAUUAACGAAGUGUGUAAACCGAGCUCAUUAAAGAAACAGCAUUUGCCACACACUAACAAACACUCGCACGCACACACACGCAGAGUCUUUGUAUCAAGCGUGACUCUCUCUUAUUUCAAGCUUGCCACGCAGACGAGAGGCCAAACUUUUUCCCUUUCACCAUAAAGGUCUACUGUAGAGCGUGUGUUAUCAUCCGCUCGCUCGCUCGCUUCUACGCGUACGUUCUUUUUUUGUGUGUGAGUCUGUUGGACAAGCUGUAAAGAUUGAUUAAAGUUUGUCGCUUUGAAGCUGCUGCCAAGUGCUGCCUCACUAACUCAUCAUGUUCAAAAAACAAAAGCUCUUCAAGGUCCCCACCUACUAACUAUUCCUCCUCUCUCUCUCUGUCCCUGUCUCUCUCUCUCUCUUUCUCUUUUGCUGCUUCUUGGCUUCUUUCUUUCUUGUUUCAUCUACUGCAAUCUGGUUUAUCUCUUGCUCUGCCCUUCUGUUUUCAAGAGGAGGAUGAGAACAGCGCAAAUAUAAGCUCUUCAUUUGCCGAGCGGUGUUGUAAUGUUGAGUCAUGUUUUGUUGGUCUACUGAGCGAGUUCUUUGUGCGAGCCCUUAAAUUUUCUCUCUGCUCAAUGAGACUGUGAAAAAUAAGCGGCCAGGAGACUUAGGUGAGAAUUUUUUUUUUCUCACUCUCAAUCUGCUUAAUAACUAUGAUUCAUGGAAGUGUGUGGACUAUUAUUAGUCACCCAAAUGAGGAAAUGGAGGAGAGUGGGCAAACAGAAGCGUGAGUGGAUCAGACAGCAGUUUGUGUUAUUCAUUCGGAGUGUAGCUGCUGAAAGUGAUAACUGCCUCUCCUGUUUCUGCACCUAUCUCCAAUUAAAUCGCCUCAAUUGAGUCUAAUAUGCUUAAUGGCACUAAUUUUAAUGAAGACUGCUCCCCUCAGCUUUCAAACUGGAGGAAAAAAAGAUGUUAGAAUUGAUCAUUUUAGAGCUGAACCACAGAUGGCUGUGGUUUAAUGAUAUAUCAGUCUAUCAUACCCUGAGUAAGUAAACAAGUCCUCAGUAGUAUUGUAUGUGUGUUAGAAUAUGGAUAUUAAGCUAAAAUUAGCUUCUCCUCAAUGGUGAAUAGGUGCACCAUUUUGCUAGCAGUGUGUGUGUUUAGAGUUCAUUUCUUUUUUUGCAGCAGCCUGGCAAAUACAGUAGAAGGUAUUUAACUCUGUUAACUCAUGUUGUCUGCCUGCUUGACUGUGUUCAGCACUUCUUCUUGUGAUCUGGCGGGCUAAUAGAUGUGCAAGUGGUUUAAAAAUACUGUGCUAAAAUUACCUGCCAGCAAAAUGACAACAAUAACAGGAGAUAUUCUGUAUAGGCCACGACAAGGAGAAGUGAAUCUUCUCUGUUAGCAACAAAAAUACUUGGUCCAGUAAAGAAAAUUAAGGUUUCAGUAAGUACUGCAAGUUAUCCCCUUUUCUGCAGCAGUGUAAAAUGCAGUGAAGAGACGAUACAGUCUAAAGUGAAAAGUUAAAAUUUGUUUUAAAUCUUAAGUCAGAGGUUUUAGUGUCUAUCUUUUAACUUGCUAAGAAUAUUAUGCUAACUUAGCAACCGCCAUUCUGACAUCCCGCCAUUCCGACAUUGGUCUCUAAUUGUCGGAGUGGCGGUAUGUUACUAUGCUAUCAAACAUCCCGUCAUUCCGACAGCUCUCGCCCAGCUACGCUCAGGAUUAAAUGACGGACUCCACAUGUGAGCUGCGUUGGAAUGGUGAGAUGUCGGAGUGGCAGCACGAAACCCUUAGCAAGGUUAACCUUACCGAAUCAAGGUUAUUUUCAAAGUUUCAGCUUUUAAUAGGCUGAAAAACACCAUCCCUUUCACUCACUUACCUGGUGAUGUUUUCUGUGAGCCGUUUAGAUCCUCUAUGAUAAUAAUGUGUUGAUUAAGCCCCAGACCAAAGUUGUGCAGUUACAGUAACAUAUACUGUAAGUAUCACAUCACAGGGUCUCUGCUUUCAGCUAGUGAUGACGGUAAUCUGACCUCUUCCUGUCUCCCUUCUCUCUUUUUUGCCAGUUCACCUCAGGUAAAUGAAACACUCUAAAUUGACAGUAAAAGUAUAAUCACAGUCUAAAGACAGUGGAUUACAUUUGAAGGCUCUGUCUCAACAUUCUGCAAAGUCGGUUUGAGGCCUUUUUCUUUUAGUAAAAGCUAAAAAAAAUAAGUCUGUGGGUAUUUAUCACAGAUUGAAUAAAAUCAAUAAUUUUAAAGAACAAUAACUCAGUUUUGUCAGCGUAUUUUCAUAAAGUGAAAGUACAAGACCUAACUGCCUGCCUGCACUGCUGAAAUCUUGUGAAUCAUUGUUAAAGUGUGCUGAGUGUGAUUGCCAAAUUAGACUAAAUGGGAGGCAAGGUAAAAAAAUCAAUGUGUUAUUGUUCAAAAUAACUCAAUAAACUACCGCUUUGUGUACUUUCCUGGCUCGUAAAUCUACUACACAUGGGCUAAUGUCAGGAAAGCUGAUUUCUGUCUCUGUGUUGAUGCUUAGAUUAUCGUGUCUCUGAUAAACUGUGAGGGUCUCUGUUUAGAAGAAACUGCUCUGAAGUCCUGCAGAUAUUUGUCUGCUUCACUCGUGUUUUUGUCCCUGUUGAGAGCAGUCAUGUUGAAGGAUGUUUUCCCACUUGGUCCAACUGAGAGAGCCUCCUCUGGUUAGAAUUUGACUUUAGUGCAUAUUUAUGAACUACCAUUGUUCGGGAGUUUUUAUCAGAGUCAAAUAUUUAAGACAACUGGUUAGUGAGAAAAAUUGAUUGCUCUUGAUUUCACAAAAAGCUUGUUAAAUUUUGGUCACUAAUGUACAUUAUUCUUACUUUAUUGCAAGGGGUGUCCCCAUACAACUUUUUUUUUUUUUUUUUUUACAUCCAAUAUGAUACUGCUAUUGUAUCCUACAGUAUUGUCUGAUACCAAUAUUGAUCCGAUAUUAGCACAAACUUUUGCAUGACAAAGUCUUUUUGGACUUCAAUGAAAAAUACUGCCACAGGACCGACAUCACUCCUACUCCUUGGUACUUUGGUACACACUGUUGUUGUGAUUCCUUGGGCUCUACAUGCUGGAUCAGGGUGCUGCUAGAUAGAGGUGCUGGAGCGGAGUCUGGAAUGGACUGCCUGUAUCUGAGUGCUGAUAUCGGAGAUUUUAGAUGCAGGCCGAUAUAACCCGAUAUUCGAAAUUUUUGCACAUACUUCACAUACGGCAAAUCCAGAUUUCAACAACUGCUCUAAGGCAGCCUCUUCAGAGACAGAUGUUUCAGAGGCAGGAGCGUGAACACAGGGCAGUCUGUCACAUCAGCAUUAGCAACCAAGCGGCUCAAAUGUCAUCAAUGUGGGAAUAUUAUUAAGUAGAAGGUGAGAACAGUUCAACAGCCAGGAUGGUAUCAGCAGACGUGUGUUUCAUAUGACAUCUGAAAACUAAAUGUGUAACAUAAUAUGACAAGCUUAUUAAAACAUUUAAGGAAACGGCUGCUGCUUUGACAAAACAAUCUCUGGACUUUAGAGGGAAGUUUAGAUGUCCACGAUGAAGUGAGAAGGCUCAUUUCAGAGCACUAAACUCUCCCUCUCUUGUGUGGACUUCUCAUCGGCACUGCUGCCUCGUUCUAUGAUUAAAUUUUUAUGGUUUUAAGGUUCUCCAGCAGACGGAAGCAUCAAUGACGACAUCAGUGGAUUGGAGUGCAUGUCGUUGUUUUUGUAAGACAAGUGAAGGAUUUAGAGGAAAUUUCGUGACACGUUCUUGUUGUAAUGUAAUCCCGACCCCAAACACGAUUCCUCUUUGUUUGUUAAAACUAGAAAAAGCAUAUAUAUUUGUUCUUGAUCAACUUCUGUGUCGAGUUGAACCCGAAACAGUUGACCUCAUUUUCAUUCAGGGACAUAAAACAGCUCUGUAUCUCACAUAGCCAACAAAGAAGAGGACAGCCAAGCCAAAACGCUAAGUCCUCCUCGUGCAACAGAUGGGAGAUUUAACUGGAAGCCACAUGCUUUAUUGCUAAAGGGAAAUCUUAGAAUUGUGUCAAUUUGAAAAGCCUGACUGCAAACUGGUAUUCAAAGACCCGAGAGCAAAUCCCCCCCUGAGGCAAACAUUUGUGUAUUCACAUACACUUAAGCUGCAGUGUAGCCUGCAGGCCACCCUUCACUCUGACUGUAUCCAGCCAACAGCAGGACUGAUUGGGGAAUACAGUGGAUGGUGUGUAGGAAAUCUUAAAGAAAUUGAGGUUAAAAAAAUAUGAUACACUUCCAGCCGUAAAUGUUGUGACUCUUUCAUUCAACAACCCAUCUAUUUUUCCAGCAGAGCUCCUGUUGAACCCGCUUCAACAUGACAGUAGGAGGUGCCAGAUUGAAGGGCUUCUGGUUUUGGUGUGAUGCCAUUAGAGCCAGGUGGUGGGAAUCUGUUGGAGAUUAAACUGCUUGGUGCCCAGCUACCCCUGCUGACUCUGGCUCCAUUGGAUGUAGCACCCUUUGCUGGCUGACCCAUGUAGCAGGUGUCAUGGGUCAAAGCUGGCCCUUUAUUUAUCUUUUCCCGGCUGUGGAGAGCCGUGUUUGUGGGUGGGCUUUUAGUGGGACAUGAAAAAUGUCUUACUGCUACUUGACGCCAACUUUCCCAGACUACAGUCAGUGCAAUCCUUUUCCUGGAGAGUAAAAAUUGUAAAAUUGAGUAAAAUCGUGUUCAGAGACAUGGUGUAGACUCUGAAUAGAAAUAUUUGAGUUCAUGUCUACAUCAGCCGUGGGUGGCAGCAAAAGUACUGUCCAAAGAAAUACUGAUAAAUACACUUGACUCUCCAGAGCAGAGUUCAACAAGAAAAUCCACUCCACUUAAAUGUGAGUUUGUGAAAGAGUAACAGAAACCUGGCUGAACCGAAAGUGUCGUUAUCAAAGCUAUGUGUCUGCAGGGGUUACUAUUCUUUGUCUGGGUUAAGGUAUUUUGUGAAGUUAGCCAGCAAACUCAAAUCUCCAACCAGGAAUUCUAGACGAUAAGCUUGUCAGGUAAAGGUUCACAUUCAAAGAGUGAUGAUUUUUUUUCAUGCAACUUUUACUUAUUCCUCUUUGUUUUGUAAGAAUUCGUACUCAAUGUAAAUCAGUUCAAGCUCCCGCAAGAAACUUUCUGUUUGUGUGAAUUUGGCGCCCCCUGUGGACAAAUGAGUAUUUGCUUACAGUCAACUGUAUCAUUUAUGUGAGCGUCUUAAGUUGUAAUCGUAGAAAAAAUAAAAAAAUAAAAAAAUAAAAAAAUAAAUAAGGCUUUUCUUCAGCUGGUUGGCCGAGACCCACCCCCUUGCCCCAAUUUCAGGCCUUAAAAAUGACAACGUAAAAGUCAUUAAUCUUGUCACUGAUGGUCUGGUUUGCUUUUGAAUAUCAUGAAAAUGCAUCAAUAGGAAUUUCAGUCUCUUUUAUUCACACCAAAGAAACUCUUCACAAGAGCUUCAACAGUGAAUGAUAACUUGUGUUGAAGGCUCUUUCAUUGAGGCCAUUCAUUCAAGACUAUCUAUUAAGUCUAUCUUUCAUAUUUCAUAUUCAUUCUGAUUUUAGAAACUGGGGAAACCCUUUACCCCCUUUUAGGAAACCUGAUUUUGCUCCUUGGAGAAAAAAGGAGUGAUUGUUUUAACCACAUAAUGAGUCUCAAAUAGGACAGAACUACUGGGAUGGAUCCGGCCCGUUAAAAGCCUGUUUCUUUCUUGUUGGUGUUUAUGAAGAUAAAUUCAAACCAGGGGUACACGGUUGAUAGGCUAAUCUUCACUCACUAAGGGUCUCACUGUUUCAGUCUUUUGCUGAUAUUGUCUCGUGGGCACAGAGCUCUAUUGAGAAAAAACAGCUAUCUGAAUUUGUGAUCUUAAGAAAAAGCACAAACCAACUUUUCCUUGCGAUAGGUUUCUUUUCAAGGACCCUCCAUUUGUACCGCUGCACUGUUUCUUCCCUUUCUUCUCUCUCUCUCUCUCUUACUGGCUCUUGUGUGAAGUAUCAAACCUAUGCAAGACUCUGGGGAGCUGUAGACCUUUACCUACUCUGGUCUUGCUGUGUUAAAGGUCAGGUAUGAGAGGAUCUCAUACACUGGUCUCAGAUGUCGGCUCUGCCUGCCCCCUACAGCCCGGAUUAAGAGGGAAGGAGGCGACGGCUGCCAGGAAAUCACUUGUCCUCUAGCCUGUCAGUAGAAGUCUGCAUCUCUGUCAGGGCUGACUGUGUGUGUGUGCGAAUGUGUGUGUCUGUGUGUGUGUAACAGAGGGGGUGAGAGCAGGCGUAUGCAUCUGUGUUUAUAUCAUCACAACCCCACUGAUCCUCUUCUCCCCGCUGUGUGUGUUCCUGCACAUCUCUGAUUGCCUGAUGUGUUGAUAGUUUGUGCGAAUGUGUGUGUGUUUACAUCAGUGUAGGUGUGUGCGGGGACCAGGUGUAUAUCUGAGUCACUCUCUCACAGUAUGAGAUCUCUGUGUUGACAGGGCUGAUGCUGUUUAUUUUGGCAAUAUGCUAUCAGGGAUGGUGGGACACUCGCUGUGUAUGUGUAUGUCCGGUUAGCGUGUGUGUAUAUCUGAAUUACUGUCACAGCCAGAAGACAGCCGCCUGUAAUCAGGCAUAAACAAGUAGGGUGUUAUCUUUGCAAUGUGCACUGUUUGUGGAUAUGCGUUGUUGUGAAACAAAGAUCAGUUUUAAUCAUGGACAAAUGGACAUCCACACCCACCAAUAAAACCUCCACCAUCUCUCCAAACCGUCUCCAAACUCUUUUAUGCUCGUCUUGUAAUUCUCAUAUCUCUGUGAUCACCUAAUUGUUAGACCCCUGCUGUUUCUGAUGCAGUCUUAUCUGUGAGAUAGCACCCUACAGCUAAGUACAGCUGCUAUGUUGUAAAACCAGUGAGGGGGAGAUGCUGCGCUAUCAUUUAUUCCCACCUCAGGGAAUUCCCUUAGCUGUCUGCUGCCUUGUGUAGCUCCUUUGCCAUAAAAAGAAGAUACUAAACGCAUAUAUAAUGAACAACAUAAAUCUCCCUUUAAGUUCUGCCUCAAAUUCAGGUAAAUCAUCCACCCUCAUAGUUGGGCUGUUGGCGUUAUACUUCCAAAAUGUGAAGCUCAAUCUUUUAGUUUAAGCUCUUCCUUAUCACUGUUAGUGCAGAGAAGUAACAGGACACGUUCAGUCGAUUAUCAGCCACACAAGAACAUGAGAGAGAGCUGUGAAUGUGCAAGACAACUGUGAGAGCUAGUAAAAUAAAACAAAUCCCUGUCUCUGUGAAAGCAUUAAAAAUAACUUUGGAGGUCCCUCUCUGUUGAUAAGACCCCUUGAUUUCUAAGAAACUGCGGCAUUACUUGUCUUUGCUUUGGUUAAAGGCCAAGAUAUCAAAGAUUUGUAACUGGAUCAGACUACAAACUGGCUACUAGACUCCACAGGUAAGAAUUUUCAGCUAUGUACUCUGCUUUUACGAAGGAUUACAAUUGUAUGUUUAAGUUUUUGUUGCCUAACAUGUUAAUACUUGUGUGUAUGGAUUAUCUAGUGUAGUAUAGAUAGGGACAAUGAUUGAGCUCGUGUUCUGGAUAGUGGACCCUGAACCUGACAUAACAUCUCUACUGCUCACCAAGGCAUACAUUUAACUCACCAAUGAAACAUCAUGACUAUGAAAGGUAAAGUUAUUCUUGUGCUAGUGUUUUCUCUCCCCCUUUUCCACUCUCAUCUGGUAGAAAAGAGUCUGCAUUUGUUAACAGAGCUGUCAAUCAUGAUGUUGCAUUCACACAUCCUUUCACAGCUUGUUUAGCAUGAAAUAGCUACAAAAAAAAACUGCUUUAAAAAAGGAACAAAUCAUCACAACAAGCGCAAACAGUCAUGACAGAGAGCAUAGGUGAGAACAAUUAAUUUGUGUGUAUUUCGGCUCUCUAGCUUGCUCCAUGUCCUGUCUAGAGCUUUGGUUUAUGACCUAUACUGCAUCCAGUCACCAGGGGGAGCUCUAAGGCAUUUUGGCUUCACUUUGUGGAAGCUGUCCUUCUGGUCAGAGUUUAAUACAGCCUGUGGUAUAUAAUUAAGUUAAAACAAUCAAUGCCAGAUUUGACACCUAAUGCAUCAGAUUUUAAAGCACUUUAUCAGAGACCCUCAAGGCACAUUAUUCAUUCACUCACACAGUCACACCCUGGUGGUGGUAAACUACUCUAGUAGUCACAGCUAUGGCCUCUCCAACCACCACCACACAAAACUUACAAUCAUACACUAGUGGAGGACACACACUGGGAGCAAGAUGGGUUAAGUGAGUUGCCCAAGGACACAACGGACAGACUGAGGAUAGGGGGGAAUCGAACUGCCAACCUUCCAGUUGUUGGACAACGGUGCUACCUCCUGAGCUACUGCCAUCCUAUACAACCUUAUCACCUAAGACUUGAUAAGGGUUUAAGUAAAAGUAAGAAAGAAUGGACCCAGAAAGUCCAAUUCAGCCUCAUACUUUGUGAUAUCAUCAUCAUAUUACAAGCAGCAAGUUUACAGUCAUCUGACGACAACAACUAAAUGUUACACUGAGUUUAUGAACAGUUUUCCAAUUUUUUGUUUGACAAAUUGAUCAAAUACUGCAAAGACAGAUACAGUUUGAAUCCCCUAACCCCACAUCUAGACUCACUGACCUGAAUAUCAGGUUUCAAACAGCCACAUUAUCACCAGGUUUGACUUUGUUUUGACACCACUGAUGAUGAUCCUUUCUGUUUCCACUUCUCUUUCUCUGUAAUCUCUAUUUCUGUUACAACACAUCUGCAUGCACUAGAUAAUUUUCAAAGGUUCUCAACCUGGCUUGAACAACGCCCCCGAGUACAAACAGCUUAUAUGAUUGACUAAAAAUGAUCUGUUUGAAGUCUGCCUCAAAAUGUCGGGCUCUUUGACUCUGAGGCUUGCAGCUGGGAGUCUUUGAUGAAACACAACUGUGACCUGCAACAAAGGCUGAGAAAUAACUAGUUGCUUCAAAUACCACACACAUCACACAUCACAAAGUUAAACUGGUGUGAUAUUAAAUGUAUCUCUGUCUUUUAAGGAGUCAUCCGAAGACGGGGAAGUCACAGCUUUGAGUAUUCUGAAGAGGAAUUCAUGCAAAUUUUAUUAAGAGGAUGUGAGACUAAUAUUUGAAUAAGAAGGGUUGUGUUUGUCAAGCUUGAGUUUGAAUAAUAUGAAUACAUUGCUUGGAUUAACACAUUUCCAAGAGCCUGUGAUGUCGGAGAAUUAUAGAUUUAAUUGUUCCUCCAGUUUGCAAAUGCAGAUGCGUCGGCACAGUCACUUACAAGAGGUGUGACACUGGAUGGUGCUAAUGUAUUCACUGGCUGUAGACUACCUUAGAUCACAGGUUCCUUUCACAGAAAUAGGAGACCACAAAUUGCUUUAAUUACUUUCCAUUACGAAGUGUAGUUGUACGGUUUGUGUAGAGGUGUGACUGUGUGUGUGUGCCAGCCUGAGUGACACAUGUCAAACGUCUACACCCAGGAGAUGAGAAGCUGUCAGGAGACUGCAGGAGGAAGAAGAGGAGGUGUGUAGUGAAGGUAGGGAGAUAGAGAAAACAUAUAGGGUGAGAAAUCCCAGGUGAAAAAGCAGCCUGUUCAUUAGCAGCUUGAGAAUGUGUGUGUGUGUGUGUGUGUUUGAGUGAAGGUGCACACUGCUUUGCGUGUAAACUGAGCAGCAGGAUGCUAACUGGGACACAUUUUCCCAGGCUGAGGCAAAGCCAGAUUUUUUGAACAGGGUUUCUUCUCAUCUGGGUAUUUUUCUCGUCACUUUUUUACCUCUGCAUGAACUGCUCUGUGUGAUGCAUUCCUCGGCAUAUCAGCAUGCAGAUCUACCUCGCUGCUACUGAAGUGCUGUGUCGCUUUAAAGUGAGUACACAGCUUAUGUGCUUUGAGUUACUACACUACAUCACUGGCUUGUCAAUUAGACCGUUUCCGGAGUGUCAGGAAAUAAACUGCAGGGUGAAAGAGGCUAAGUCAAGUAGAAACUGGCAGCCAUUUGCUUUUUUUCCCCCCCUACUCCUAACCGUCAUUCCUCCCACUCACCAAUCUUCAAAAUGUCGACCUCUUUACUUUCCCACUGAAUAUUACAUGUCUUCUCCAUGGUACUCUGUAUUAGCUGAUGUUUUCCCCCUUUUGUUUUGUUUUGUUUUUUUUCUAAGCCAGCAGUUGUGUUAUCUGUCCCCUGGCUGAAUGCCUCUGCUUGUUGAGAGCUGGAAAAAAACUCUGUAUUCAUGAGACAAACAUACUCACCUCACAAUGUCCAAAUUACAUUCAUGUUCUUGGCUGCCUGCGUUUCAAGGAUGGGUUAUAAGUUGAGGAUCGAAUUAGGCUAAAGGAAGGGAAUCAUGAGCAGAGAAACACAGGGAUGAUUGUGUGUGUGAGACUUUGUUAGUGUGUGUGUGACUUUGUUAGUGCGUGCGCGCGUGUGUGUGUGUGUGCAUCCCUGGCACAGCGAGGGAGGGAUGUGUUCCAUUUCAGGGGACCGGUUUCCUGUGAUCACAAGUCUGAUAAGAAUUGCGGGAAACCACACUCACAACAAGUCACUACAGAAUACCAACGAGACACGCACAAACACACACCGGCUAUCUUGUCUUUUUGUGAUACUCAUGCAUAGAUACUCAGACACACACAUGCACACACUCUUAAGACGUACAGAGAGACACGUGACAGGAAUGUGUAUCCAUGUUUAUUAUUCAUCCUCAUGCAGUCCUGAAUUUGAUGAGGUAACCUGCUCUGGCGAUGCAAAUGUUUUCAUGUUGUGCAUGUAAUGCAUCCCUGUAAACAGAGGUGUGCAUGCAUAAUUGCAUGUUUGUCUAUGUUUGCGUAGGUGUGACCUGCAGGUACAUGGAGGCGGGGGGCAAAAAAAUAUAAAUGAUUCACUUGCAGUGGCAGAUUAUCUACAUUAUCAGGUUGUAUUCCUUCCAUAUAGGAAGCAGUCAAAUCCUGAGGAGCCAAUAUCAAGUUACUUUUAUUAAAUAAGCAACAGGUGAAGAUAGGUGCAUAGUGGGGCUGUCAACGAGUAUUCUAAAUUCAAAUAACGAAUAUUAAAAAAAAAAAAAAAAGUGAUUUGAAUGUGAAAAUUUGAAUAUCAAAUAAACAGUGGGAAAAAUCAGAGUGUGGAAAAAAAAAAAAAAAAAAAAAAAAAACAGCGGCUGCUUUGCGAGUAAGUGCACUGUAACGACAGGUCAGGGACAGGUCACAGGAGCUGCACCUGCAGUGAGACUCAACAAAAACCAUCCGUGGCACAUGCAGAGAGAUAUGGUGGGAUGUUUGGAGCCAAACUCAGAGAGAGUGGUCUGGACUCCAACAAACUUUUUGAUUCUGGGCAAACACGGGAGACAGAAAAAAUGCUGAGCGAGAUAGAGUUAUAUGCAAAUUAUGUUAGGUAGAUAGUUGUUCAAGCCUAUGUGUUAUUUUAAGAAUGAAUAUUCGAACAUAAUAUCCGACAGCCAUAGUGCAUAGGUUUUAUGGGGGGGUGAAAAUCACCCCUAACCAACCUUACAACAAACCCCACUGAAGCAGACGACACAGAAUGCAAGUAGCUGGUGAGAAUUAUGAGACAUGUUUUAGCUGCAAAGGCACAUAAUAUCUCCUGGAGCUUUAUGAGACCAAAAACAGAGCUAAAAGAGAUAGCAUGUUGGUCUCAAGUGGUGUGUGUACUGCUUGCCAUAAUUCCAGUUAGAGCAGGUUUGAUAAAGACCUCAUACCUGUGGAUUCGAGCCUUACAUUAGUCAGAUUUGAUCAUGUUAAAGAGUAAAUAGGACCAGAUUCCAGAGCUGUUUUUCCUUUUCCUCUCCAUGAGUGAGACAGAAACAAAAAGAGACAUAAUUUCACCCAGCAGGAAAAGCAAACACUGUUUGUCCGUCUGUCUGCCUCUUAUUCUUGCCAGCCCAGCUGCUGAUCUGCCUGCCCCAGUGGCUGCAGCUCGCAAUUAUCAUCUCUGACGGAGGGAUGUGUGCACAAGUCAAUAGCUCAUCCUGAAAUGUUGGCAAUAACUUGUGAUGGGAGUUACUGUGUGAGUGUGCGUGUGUGUGUGUGUGGGGGGAUACGAGUGUGAGGAGGUGUGUGCCAAAACUCCACAUUUCCCAGACUGACUGGCAGUGUGAAGAGGGUCCUGCUGUGUUGUAUUUGCUCUGCUAUGACUGGAUGUAUCGUGGGUAAAUGUUUAGACGCUAACCUACCUAUAGCCUUUGCAGACACAAAAAACUUUUUUAUUUUUUGUUCCUGUAGAUAAUGAUAAAUGUUAAUUUACAUUUUUGGAUUUUUGGUGGAUUUGCAUGUGUCUUAGUGGGUGUAACUAUGGCCCAUCUGUUGUUGUGUAUGCUGAUAUUUCAAGCGCAUCUGUGGGGAGCUGACUCGCACAUAUGAAGGAACACACACGGAUAGAGCCUGCACAUACAGGACACCUAACAGUUCAUUUGACACUGUAAUUACAGCCAGUGAUCAUAGAUCUAUUCAUCAGCCUGCUUCCUCAGGGUGUCGACUGACCUCCAACAAUAUCACCAUGAGAACAAGGGAUUAAGGGACCGAGAAAGGGGGGAGGGAGGGAUGGAGGGAGAAAAAGGACACAAGAAGAAAUGAUAGCUUGCAAGUAAAGAAGUGGAGAGUGUGUGUGUGUGUGUGUGUGUGUGUGUGUGUGUGUGUGUGUGUGUGUGUGUGUGUGUGUGUGUGUGUGUGUACUGUAUGCCCAGGCAGUUCACCUUCCACCACAGUAUCUAAUGCUGACCUUACCUGCUGCUUCACUGUUGCAUCAUUAGGAUGAGUUAUACACCAUUACUGCACUGCUAUGUGUGGCUGCAGGUUUCUAACUAGUGUGUUUGAAUGUGUACAAAAUCACACACACACACACACACACACACACACACACACACACACACACACAGUUACCUGUAUGAUAACGGCAUGUGUAAGUGAUGAGCAGCAGGGGAAACAAUGAGAAAGUAUGUGUGUGGAAGAGGUGAAGAGGUGAAGUCCUUGUGCACUAUGCUGUUUGUUUUUAUCAAGAAGUGUAGCAUCCUUUAUUUUUAUCUUCAUUUUGUAGACCUGAAUAGAUUAAUUAACACACCCAUGCACAAAAACACGAAUAAGCAGUUGCAGCUGUUUUGAAUUCUUUGGUGAAAUAAAAAGGAAAAAAAGCACUGACUCCAUCUACAAUAAAACAGCUGUUUUGACUGUACUCUACCGCCCUGGAAGCACUUUCUUAUGUAUAUGGUUCCACACCAGCCUUCUGCCACAAUCAUGUUUAAUUCCUAUUGUCAUACUGAUACACAGAGGAUUAUGUUACUAUAGAAACAGUGACUUCAUGUGUACGGUGAUGCUGUGCAAAUAAAUAUCGACAACUGAUUCUUUGCAGUAUUCCCAGCUUGUUAUUUGUCUGACAGCUCAGAGUGUGCCGUUUAUCUGUGCAGCUGCAGCAGCAGCAGACUCGUACAGAACAAUGCACUUUUGAUAAAGGCCCAUCCCUAUUCAGCAAAACCUCAAGACACUAUUUGUUUAAGUCCACAGCAACCAUUUUCCCCCUGAUUCCUUGUCCAUGCCGAAAUCAGGUUUUCAUUUGACAUUGCUGUAAAUAUCCCUCUGCAACUUCUAAUUUUAUGUUUAACUAAACUUGUACACUGCUGCCCUGUCCCUUAAAGACACAUCCACAGAGGUGCAUAUUUUUAAGGACUGUUAGCAAAACUAUUUUUGUGUAAUAGUGUGGAUGCAGCUCCCUCUGUGUGCAUGCGUGUGUGUGUGUGUGUCUGUGUGUGUGUGUGUGUGCCACAGCCUGUUACACAUGGGCCCACUGGGACCACCCAAGCAGAUGCUUCAUUUACAAAAUUAUGCAUUUAGGGCAGAGAAAUAGGUCUGAGCAGGGUGUUUAUAGGAGUUACAGAAUGAGACCAGAGAGGGCUGAAGCCAUCAGUGUGACGCCCUGUUGUGAACCCUGCAAAGUCUUCUCCCUAUCUUUAUGCACACCUUUACCUUUAAAGCAUCCCCCAGCCUCCUCUUUUUCCCACUAAGAGUUUUCACAUGAGUGAGGAGAAAGUGUAUCUGAGCGGCUCAGACACAAAUCAUUAACUGCUGCCUCUCAUUUACUUACCUAUGGCUGUUUGAAAACAUCAAUAGAGAAAAGUGUGGCGAUAUUUGUUUACCCAACAGCAUAUCAUUUUUUCCUCUCACAGAUGUAUACAUAUAAAAAAGUCAAAGUGUCUUUCUGUUUACUUUAAAUUACAGAUAUCACACCGACCUCUGCGCCUGUAUAUGUAAGCUAGAGAGAGAGAGAGAGACAGAGAGAGAGAGAGAGAGAGCAGAGACAGCAAUGAGCUAAAGACAUGCAGUUGUGAUGAGGAGAUUAAAGACAACUAGCACCACAAAUGAAAACAAUGCACAGUAAUUUAUAAUCGACGAAAGAAAAAAAACAACAUAAUUUCACAUUUUUUUUCUCAACAUCUUUUCAAGCACUUUUUUUCCCUGUGAACUUUGACCGGCAGCCUUGGAAGUCCUCCACCGACACACAUGAAUGAAUCCACCUCAGGAUGAGGUUUUCUUUUACCGUUCCUGGGGCUCCCCAAAGACUCAAGCUACACUCUUAACCUGAGAUGGCUGAUUUUAGCAAAAUAUUGCAUGCAAGACGGCUACGGAGCUGUCUGAGUGCUCACUGUUUGCUUUUAGGAAAGUGUGUGUGAAUGUGUGUGUGUGUGUGUGUUAGUGGCAGGUGUUGGUUUCAGAGUAUCUUAGUGCUGUCCUAGAGGGAAAGCCUCUUAGAGUCCUGUGUGUGUCUGUGUCUCCACAUUGGCUCUUUCAGAUCAUAAUCUCUGCAGGCCAUGUGAGGGGUUUCCUCCGAGCAGGCUGUGAUUGUCUCAUCUUUCCAAGGAUCUUUUCAGAGGUUAUUUAAUGGAAGACGAUUGAAUCUGGCAAUCUCAAUCAUAUUGUCUCUUAACAUGUGUGGUCAAAACACUUACACUAUGUAAAGGAGACCAAUCCCAGAGACCUAUGAUAAACAUUUGAUGCUCACUACCAGUAAUGAGUCGGGAUGUAAGGUUGAGUCAAAAGACUUGUUGUCAAAGUUUUGUUCAUAGUUUUGUUAUGGAACAUAGAAUUUCCUGAAGCCCAUUACAGCUAUGCUUUUUGGGUAUUUCCCCCAACCUUCUCUGUGCUUCAACCUACUCCACUGUAAUGUUUUCCUCACCCUUUUGGGAAAAAAAAGAAGGGAAAACAUUGUGAGGGAAAGAACAUAAUAAUAAUAAUAAUAACUAUAAUAAGAAGGAUAAUAAUAAUAAUAAUAAUAAUAAUAAUAAUAAUAAUAAUAAUAAUAAUAAUAAUAAUAAUAGUAAUAAUAAUAAUAAUAAUAAUAAUAAUAAUAAUAAUAAUAAUAAUAAUAAUAAGAGGAAGAUUACAAAGAAUAACUUUUUUUAACCCCUAAAGGGAAAUUUGAUAAAUAAAUAACUAUUCAAUUCAAUGAAUACAUUAGAGGCUAAGUGCUGGAUUUAAAAACUAUGGUUCACUGAUGCUCAAAGUUAAAUAACUGGCUUCACUAACCCACUGUGUAUUUUCUCUUCACAAAAUGAAAAUUUUAACACAAUUUUAGGGAAGGUCAGAAUUCUAGUUUCUAGAUAUCUACAUAAAACUAAUGUUAAAAACCUGCUUUUUGACAUAAAUCUUGACUCCAUCUCUAUUUUUCCUUCUCAGACGAUAAAUGAUAAUAACACGAGUACAGUUCCUUCAUGAAAAAAGAUGUCUGUUGCUCCCGGACGAUGCGAUAUUUGAAAUUUCUCUAACAGAAUCAACCAUUGUUCAAAGCUACGCACUCUGGCAGAGCAGAGGUUCACAACUGAAAUAAACCAGCUGAGAGCAUUGGAGAAAAGCGAAAGUGCCAUCUGAGAGAAAAACAUCAGUCUUCUAUUGAACUCCUCUAGAAUAGUAGACCCCCUUUGUUUAGUUUAGGUAGUUUUCUUCAAGUGUCUGAGCUAAGUGGUUUCUUACAGUCCCACUGUGUCUGAUGAGGCUUUUACUGAACUGCCUCAACUCCUCAUAAAACUUGUCCUGAAUUUUCGUGUGAGCUUUGGUGUGAAAAUGUUUCAGUUUUAAGUGUUGUUCUCGCUGCUUCAGAACAACAGCUACAUUUGUCAACAAAGGCUUAUAGCGCCGGAUGGAUUUCCACUUCGCUCAUAUAGCAAUUGAAUAAUCCCAGCCAAGAGGCUACAAAAGUCAAAAAGCCUGGAUUGAAAUUGAAUUAAAGCCAUUUCUCUCCCCCUGGAUUAUUUUUUUCCUCAGCAUUCCUCCAAGCCUGACGCUAUCCACUCUCAGCGAGUGCAUGUGGAGGCCAUUUGCAUUUUUGCUUUAAUACAUUUCCUAUAUUCCAAAGCUCAGAGAGAUCCCUGCUUUGCAUUUGUUUAUUUAGUUCAAAGUGUUUUUCUGUUAUUGCCCACGAACCUUGCUGAAAAUUGAAGUGUAGUCAAAAUGUAAUAGAUAAAUAUGAAAGUGUUCUGCUAUGUAUUCUUUAGAGAGAAGGACUUUGAUGUUAUUUUCGCAGUGUUCAGUCAGCUUAUGGUGUAGCCUGUGCCUGUAGGUGAGGGCCGUUUCUGCUUUAUUGUCUGAUGCUUUCGGACUUGUGUGCGAGAGAAAGGGCUCAGACAUAACUGCGUUUACCACCUGGAUGUGCACUGUCAGCAGACAGACUCUGCAGCCGUGUGUUGUUUCUGUAAGUGUGUGUGUCUUUUUUUGUGUGUCUGACCUGGGGUUGUUAUACAGGGAGGCUGUGUCAUUUGGGGACGAUGGAUUUGUAGUGACAUUAGGAUCCUACCUUGCGGUUCAAUGAGUUCUUCAGGUUAGCACGGCGAGCGGCAGAGCAAAAGAGGGGAGAAAAAAGAGGGGAUAGGGCACACAUGUUGGAGCGGUAGCAGGCAGAAGCUGAUUUGAAAGAUGUGAAUGUCAGGUCUGUGAUGUGCGCUCUGCCGGAGUCACACAAUACAGUUAACUAGUCAACGACUUAUAAGAGGCCAGGGAAUGGACAAGGAGGGAGCCAAAAGCCUCCAACGUCUCAUUUUCUCUCCCUUAUUCUUUCAAUCUACCUCCCUAUUCUCCCCCUGACACCCUAACACACACACACACUCACACACAGUACUGAGUUUCCACAAUGCUUGUUAAAUUGGAGGCUUAAUUUGGAGCCACAGGCUUUCUCCACGGGUCACAUGGAGGGAAUUUAUCCACAAAGGGCAAACUUUCUAUUCCAUUAAUGAAACACACAUGAAACACACACACUUGUAUUUCUAUACACACACAUAGAUACACAUGCUCCUGGCAGGAUCAGGGAGGCCCAAUCAAGCCGAAAUCUCCUGAGGUUGCAAUUAGGUUUGGAGAGGCGCAGUCCUAACUCUGGCUACAAACCAAACCAUUAGGACUCAAAAACACACAGAUUUCCUCUGACAAAUUGCUGUAUUAUCGCGCUCCUACCCUGCUGCGGACAUUGCAUGGAUUCUACCACUCUGAAGACUAUACAUUUACAUUACACAGAUACAGUGUGUGUAGCUUUUCAUGGCUUAUUAUAGCAUGAAUGUCCUUCCUGGUUUCUGUUCUGACCAAUGGCCAACUAACAGCCUUCACUGAGUUACUGUUACCAGGUACUGUGUAUCCUCCUGUGUAGGGCUGGGCGAUGAACCGAAAAUUUCCGAUACCGAAAUUUACGACACUAACCGACAUACUUUUUUCCAUUUGACACCCAUAUUCAGUGUCCAAAAUAAAUAAAUAAAUAAAUUAAAGUUGGUUUUGGAUGUGUGUAGGUAGGCUAUGGUCUCAUGUCCCUUAAAAACACUGUUCUAUGUCAGAGAUGUGACUCCACCCCAUCCAGUCCAUAACAAAGAGGGAAAGACAGGUGAGGAGAUGGAGGAUGGUUCAAAAGUUGUAGCAGCUGGAGCGGCGGCUGAAAUAGACGAAGUUAAUAAGGGAGGGGCUGAGCAGCUUGUGGAGUAGUUAUCGUCCAUUUAUUGUUAUCGAAGUCUGCUCAAUAUAUCAUGAUAUUGAUUUGAGGCCAUAUCGCCCAGUCCUACUAUUGCGUGUGUUCAUGUGGUAACUUAUGACAAGACAGUAUAUUAGGACACAGUAUAGGAUUUGUGGCACAGGAUAACAAUAACAUAAAGCUACAAUGAUUUCUUGAUAUUUAAUCUACUGCAUGACAGUCUACGAAUAAUGUAUGAUGAUAUCUGGUUAACUGAAGAAUAAAAAGUGCCCCAUAAUCAAUUCACUAUGCUUUAUUUUGCUGUAAUUAAUCAAUCUUUAUGUUUAUAGUCUUAAAUUUUAAUUUAUAAAAAUAAAAACAAUCAUAAGAUCUGGAAAGAAAAAAAACAAUCUCUUUUAGAGAGCUUUUUGUUACGCCUACACUUUAAAUCAUAGGGACCUUGUUUUGUUUAAACCAGUGGGACUGUAACUGGCACAGCCAUAGAUGUCUCUGCAGAGAGGUUGAUAAUGAUCGCCUUGUCUUUUUCAGUCAGCUCCUUUCCCUCCAUAGCCUUCAGUAAAAUGUCUGCGCUGGUUUGUAACAUUUAGGAAUACACUUCCUACUUGUUGUCAGUGACAAAGGAAGUAAAUGUCAUUUAGCACUCUAUGAUCCAUGAAGUCCACCCGUUGCAGAUGGGUGCAACUUUUUUUACAGACUUGAGUGCAUGCAUACUCCAUCUCUCCUCUCCCCCAGCAUUAAGAGCUGGAGCAACCUAAAACCAAAAGUGCAUCUCUUAACUUCCUUACACCACUGUCUGUCAUUACCCCUCUGUCAACUUCUCCUUAAGUUAAGCCAUUUAACUGCUGUUCACAUUACCCUCAUUCAUGUCUCAAGUGCCACUGCGAGGACUCAUGAUGACUCAGUGAGUCAAACUGGCAGGAAAACUGUAAAAAGUGCUGCAGUUUUUCAAUUAAAUAUAGUUGAAUCACACAUUUGAGGUCAAGGAUAUUUUAUCCCAUCCCUAGUCCAAGCAAAACUGUUCACUGAUACACAGUUUGGUUUUUGAUUUAUGGUCAAACACACUUGAACUCUGAGUUAGACACCCCCUCGAGAGAUGAAUGUUGCAGACUGCUUGCUUCUUUAGUUAUACCAACUUUAUUAAUGACCACACGAUUGCAACACACAGUGGUCUACCACUCCAUGUGCAGACCUCAACCAAAAAGCCACUCUAUAGCCACAAAUAAUGCUCAGAACAGCACCUAACUUCAUCAACAGUACAUAUAUGGUCACAGCCAUAGUAAUAGCCAACAAACAUCUUUUUAGCUUUGCCUAAUUUCUUUAGCAAAGAGAUUAAACACAACUUAUUUGUGGGAGAGCCCUGACGAGUCAAUCACUGAGUGCAGUGGAGUUUUGCAACUCAAGGAAGAAAAUUUAUGAUCAUUACUGUAUGGAUAUGCAUUUAGAGUUCUUGUGUAUCUUGUAUGUGCACUGCAGAUGCGGCAGUUCUUUGUGUCUUGAUCUGAUUGCAUUUCCAUGAAGUAAUAAUCAUACAUUUUCUGCUGGGAAUAUCCCUUUUAAGUCAUGUAGAAAACAACAGGAAGGGUAAACAGUAUGUGACCCAAAACCUGUAGGUACAAAUCUAUGACUGACUUUAUACUGCUGAUCACACAAACAGCGUUAUCAUACAGGCUUUCCAUACAAGUCUUUUAUUCACCACAGUAAAGUAAAUGAGGUUUCAAUCAAUAUUGGAUUAAGUACCCAAAAUGUUUACUUAAAUACAGUACUUGAGUAAAUGCUAUUCAUAAUCUCUGAACACAACACCACCACUCCUGUUCCAGCCAAAUUAUUCAUGACCACACGGUACCAAGACAUCCAAGUGCAGUCCCUCCAUAGACUUGCAGAGGACCUUUGUCAUCCACCCACACCCUCAUUCUUGUAUUGUUUGCUUUUGUUCCUCUCUUGCUUCUGUGCUCUUGUCUCCUUACCUUUCAUCUUUCCUUUCUCUCCUCUCAGUGUCCUCUCCUUUAUUGUUCCUGCCUGUUGACAAUAUCAGACAAUAUCUUCCAUUUUCCUUUGAUACUGCGACUUUGAAUAGCACAGCGAGCUGGUAUGAAAGUAUACCAAUGACCUUAGUGACGGUGCCACACCACAGGGGACGGGGAUUCACCUUUUUUAAAUUCUCAGAGAGGAAAAAAAGACACAGCUGUUGCUCUAACACAGAUAGUGGCGGGGCGAGUAGAAGAGGGGUGAAAAUAGUUUUGAGACUGUCAGGUAACAGAUUGAUUGGACAGUUUUGGAUAAAUUUGAUGGCUGACAAAUAAGCCAAUCUUCAAUUUAUUGCCUCUACUAUUUAUAACCAUGGUCUAACAAAGACUCUUGCCAAAAAUAACCGAUUAUGAGCAUCAUGAGUAUGAUAAGACCACAAAAUGAUGAUUUCACAAGCAAUGACAAAACAGUAGAUAUGAUAAAAAAGAGACACAGGGCCAGGCAUUGCACUUUGUUUUUUAAAGUUUUGUAUUUAUAGUCAAAUCAGGUCAGAUCGGACACUAAUGAUGGAAAAAGUGAUAUAAUAAGUCAUUAAUUUUUUUUUUUUCAUUUUGCAAAUACAUCUGUGUUAAUAUACUGUAAUCAACAGUAUGAGUUUAACGUCAUAUUUUUCAUAAAAGAUGACGACAAACAAGUCUGAUUGCUGACUUUGUUCAUGUUCAUGGUGGGUCAGUUCAUGUGAAGAGUUGCAGCCAUGUUUACAACAGCAUGUUUCUGAGCGGUAAGAUCAAAUUUGGGUAUUAUUCCUGCUUUCUUUGAAACUUAAUGAGGUCGUCCCUCACUGUUGAAGCUGUCCGAGGUGAAGUGAUUAGCACAAAUAAACAAACUAGCACCCUGCAGCUGGGACAUUGUAUUAAAAAACCAUAGGGAACCACUUUUUUAAAACACUGUUUUGGAGCAUUUGUGUUUGUUUUUGCAACCAACAACAGAGCAGUUGGUAAUUACACAGGGGGAAAGGGACACUAGAGGAGUGGGACUGGUUUUGCAUUCAUGCCUAUGCAAAAGUGGUGGGUGAAAUAGUCUCAAAAUUAUAUCACAAUAUUUUGGGUACAUUUGCAACAACAGUUUGAAAAGAAAGCACUGAGCAACAUUUGAAUGGUGUUUGCACUUAGAGGCUGCAGCAUUACUCAUUACUCAUUACUAACUGGCCACUUGUGUCUUUCAGGACCUGUGUUGAUGUAAGGAUAUGGCACUUUUUAUCAUGUAAAAAUUUACAGCUGUCGUGGAUGUGUUUUCUCAGUAAGUUGGCUAUAGAGAUGAUUCAGGAGCUGUUUCACCUCCAUAUUGGCAGGGCUACCAAACUGAUGUCUGAUGCAGUUCUAUAUGGGCAAGAAAAGAUGAGUUUUUAAUCAUAAGUGUUACAAUGAUAAAAUGUUUUUGUCAUAGCACUCAUCAGCGACCCUUUUUCUUGAUGAAAACAAGGCAGUAAGUAAAUAGAAACUAUAAUGCAUCUAGAAAUUUUGUACUAGUGUAUGUCAGUGACAGAGCAGCAACCAUCUGCUGAGUCGAUGAUAGUUUAACAUUUGAAGUUGGCCAAGUUUUGCUACUUUUACCUUACUGGCCUAAUUUAUCAAAGCUGGGAAUACAUUAGAAGAACAUUUCAAUUAGAGAGCAAGUUGAGUAAGACAUUUCACAAGAAGAGGAUGCAGUUGGGAGCUCAGUGGAUUAAUCAUGUGUCUAGUGUUGGAAAAGUGCAGUUUGGCCCUCUACUCUACAGACACUCAUAUUCAAUGCCCUUUCAUUUGGAAUCUCAGGAAUUAGAGAAACCAUAGUAGAUAAAGACCGUGUUUUAUUUCUGACUUGAAGUAAGAAACAUUCCUCUAGAUGACCAUAUUUUUUUCUGUGUUGUGGCCUUGGUACAUCAGAAAGAACAGCACUGCAGCAUUACACUGAGGAAGCGUCUAGACUUAAUUAUUAAAUGGCUGUAAAGAAUCCAGAUAUGUGUUGAGGGAGUGAAAUUGACAUAUUUAAACAUCUAGUACAUCCUUGAUACUUUCACUGACAAUGACAUUUUUUUAACCCAAACUAACAGUAAUGUAAUGGUGGCACAAUAGUUAACUCCUUUACACAAAUCAAAACCAAACCCUUCAAUGCAAUAAAGCUUCAUAUCUUCUUCAAGUUUGGUUCAUGCUAAUAGCUGCAGUUGACAGUGACAUUACAGGCAUCCAGGUCUCCAAAUGGCAGAUAUUUCAGGGAAUGAAAACUCCUUGAAUAUUGAUGCUUUUCAACUACAUUUUUCUCCUCCACCAUGGGGAUCUUAAUAUGCCCAUGAGAUGUCCAUACGGCUUUGGCUGUGAUGCAUACAGACACGCACACUGCCACAUGCACACACACACACACACAAACACAAACUGGAAAUAUAUAGAGGGGAGGCUGAUCAGCUGGAUGGAGCGGCGAGGACAUUCCAAUGGGACUAAUUAAAGGGAUGGAACAGACUGCACAACCGAUCAGAGACCACCAAUCUUUCUCCAUAUCUCACUAUCCCUUUUCUCUUUGCUGCUCUGUGUUCAGUCACUAAAAACUACAUCAUGCGAGGUUAGAGGACACAAUGCUGCUUUCCUCCUGCUUUUUACACCAGCUGAUGUGAUAAAAAAGGAGUGGAGGGGUUAUUAUCUGAUGCGCAGAGUACCUAGAGGGGGAAAUCUCUGUAUGCAUAUGAAUCAAACACACAGAAUAUAAACACAAACAGACAUCUCUCAGUCAGAAAACUCCAUAGCGUUCUCUUUGUGUAUCAAGGAUGAAAGCUGCGUUUGCUUGUGUUUUUUUUUUUUUUUUAACAUGUGAGUGAGUGCAGAUGAGUCACAGAGUUUGAUACUGAAGAAGAGGUGAGCUGUUUAGAAGCUAUUGAUCAAAAGCCUGUGUUUCUGAGCAAUCAGACACACACACACACUCGAACACCCCCCCUGCACACAAAAUCCUGUCCUUUUUCUACGCUCCCUGUUUCCACCCCAAUCCAUUUCUAUAUCACAUACCCACUUGUUCUGCGGCAGACAGACCAAACAACACGGCAAAAUGAAGUGGCACUGCAUCAUCACAAACACUGCUGUGUGUCCAAAUGAGUCUGGGAGGAAGCGGGUGGUGUAUCUGCUUUGUUUGCUAAUUAUUUGGUACAGGCAGAGCAAAGGUGUGGACAGGAGGAGAGGGAGAGGAGAAGGGAAAGGAUGAGGAGAGGAGAAGAGAUGAAUGGGAGAAAAGAUGAAGAGUGACAAUAUCUUGGAUAUAUAUGAUUCGUGUGUGUGUAUGUGUGUGUGUGUGUUUGAUACCCUCUAACCAGAGAAAGCCUUGGCUCAGCCUGUCUGGCUUUGCGGCUUCUGCAAGCUCUAGAAAUGCCUGGCUGCAUGGCCAGAUGACUCACACAGCCAGCUAAGAAGUCAAGCCAGGGCUUAACACACACGCACUUCCUAGUGGCAAAGCUCUCACACACACACCCACAUGCACACACGCUGCUAUAUGCCUAAAUGCAUGGUCACAAAUAAACACACCAACACACCCUCACAAUGAGACCUGACCAGGUAUGUGUGUGUGUGUGUGUGUGUGUGUGUGUGUGUAAUCUAAUCUGCACCGAGCUGAUCUGCACAGACUCUUACACAAACCUGGAAAGUUUGGUUUGUUUUACUUACAUCAUCACAUCUCUCCUCAAAAGUUCUUUAAUGCUUUUUUUUUUUCAAAUUGUAGCUCGAAAAGCACAUCAGAUAGCAUGAAGGGUAUUCACUUAGGGAUGAACUGAUCCACAUUUUUUCAAAUCCGAUUUGAUCUUGAUUGAUGAAUUUUGAUAUCUGCCGAUACCAAUACUAUUCUGAUUCAAGAGCUCUGUUAGCUUUACCAUCAUUAUUAUCAUUAUUGUUCAUUUCAUAUGAGACUGUAAUAAACUCCUCUCCACAGGUAAGUAUAAGUACAUAUGACUUCCUGAACCGGGGUGUGUCUCAUCUCUGUGUCUCAUUGAGACAUGCCCCCAUUCAGAAAAUGUAUUGCUCAGUUUGCAGCUGGCUAGCAGACUGACUGGCAAGAACCGCUAGUGCAGUCAUUUCAGCAGACAAAGUUAAAGCAAAGACAUGACUGAUGGAUCGGAAAUUUUCGCAGGUUGGAUCAGAUAUUCCCGAUCCAUGAAUCACGUUGGUAUCGCAACCCGAUACCGAUACUUGAAUGGAUCGGCCCUAUGCCUAUAUUCACCCCCAGCUGUUUGCUUGGCUAUAAGCCCGCGACAGCUCUGUCUCUUUGCCUAUUCCGUGGUUGAUCAAAAGUUUGGUUGAGUCAGCACUUCCAAUAGUGCCUUCAUUGUUGGGAUUCAAAGUGUCUUUUAAAAAACCAAUGGUAGACAUCACAGAGAUGUUUUUCUGCAGACCUGUGUCUAAAUAAGUUGCUGCCAGUAAGAUGAAUUUCCAUUGUGUUUAAGUGACGGUGGCUGACCAGAGCUUUUAAGUUAUUAAACUAAAGUAGUCAGAGUUUGUGGGACAUGGCAGACUUGCAGAUCCCUCAACUGGAUGUCUGGUUAGAGCAGCUGGUGACUGACAGGUACUCAGUUACCAAAAAAUAAUAAGUUUUCUCAUUACUACCUCGCCCAGUAAACUCUGGGAAAAGCUGACAGUGAUUCAACCAAGUGGCUGGAAAUUAAAUCCCAGGAGGAGCUGCGUUUUUUUUGCACUUCUGCAUUGGCUGUAUUUUCACCUCCAGAGGUUACUGCUGGUGCUGGCUAAACUUAACCUCCUGUGAGGAACUUCCUGUUUGAGUUGAUCAUGGUGAUGUACAGUGCUCAGCAUAAGUCAGUACACCCCCUAUUAAAAGUGAUGUAUUACUCAAUAUCUAGAUGAGCAAAAGUACAAUUUCCAAAGUUUUGACAAAGCGGACUUAAACACAACAUUUUAUUUACCAUAAGAUGAAAAUAAGGGUGAUAUGAUGACUAAAAUUUAGCUUUACUCCCAGAACUUUGAUUGGGGUGUACUCAUUUUUGCAUCCUGAUUUUAAAUUGAAAAAAAUCUUUUUUGUAUGCAACUAAAAAAAUCUUGUUUGUAAUCAAUGGCCUACAUUUGGGGGAGUAUUUCAUUGUAUUGUCUGACAUAGAAAAUGUUGAUUUUGAAAGGAAACUAAAGGUUUUCUGACAACUCUGAAGGGGUGUACUCAUUUAUGCUGAGCACUGUCCAUGUAUAUGGACAAAGCAGUACUGAUUAUCUCCAUUCUGCUUCCUUUUAGGUCUCUAACUAUAACUCACUGUGAUUAUUUUUUAAAGGGGAAUGCAAAACAAGGCGUUUCCUGUGAGUAUGCUGCACUGUGUCUAACACUGACUCAGCGACAUUGGUAUAACCAAUAGUCAGCCCUCUUCCUCAUGACUUUAUCUGCUUUUGUGGGUCUUAUGUGGUUAUUUGUAUUAAUUUCAGUCUGCUUCGUAGUGAGUUAAAGAAACCCUCGCUGGAGCUUUGUGGUCAGCUUAACAAGAGGCAUUUUAUUAGACUACCAGCUUCUAAUCAUCCUAUUCUGAGUGCUUUUGUUGAAAUGACUCUUCUUUGCCUCCUCUGGAAAAAAAACCCUAAUGCAACACUUAACAGCCCCAAAAAAAAAAAAAAACCUGCUUUGAAGUGCAAGUCAACAUCCUCUUCACUCCAAUUUGGGUAAAAGCUCCCUCUGCCAGGAUCUAUAAAGAUCUACUCAUGUAGGUGGAGCGUUUAGAGCAGUUAGUAAGAGUAGCUUGGUAAGUGUUUGAAGCAAAUCUCCAUCCCCCUGACACCUCAGAUUCAUCCCCAACCUGUUUAAUUUCUUCGUCAACAUCGCAUGUUAGCGCUAAAACUGCUUUUUCCAGUUAUCCCUGUGUUGUAUUUUAGUCUCUUAAAUUUACUUUUGCUUUAUUUGCCUCCUCGAGUUAUUUAUUUACAUGCCAGCACACAUGUUUAUGAGCUGCAUUACAAAAACACAGUUCCCCUGGUGAGAAAAAAGGAGUUUGGAGCUGUGGAUGCUCCUGUUGUGAGGAGUGCUCAGAAUAUAAAGAGCUUUAAUCAUAUGCAUCCCCGCUCACCUCAUCGAUGCGAACACCUGGACAGAGACGAACACAUUCAGAAAUACCAGUUUAAAAACAUUAACACCAUAUUGCUUAUAAAAUAUAUCUUUUAGUUGUUUAUACCCCUGUUUAAUUCAAUGACUUGUUAUGUUGUUGGACAUUUUCAUUAUUUUUUAUCACAAGGCUUUAUUGCCCUGUUUUUCUGUGCAUGUCCCCAGCAGACAUUUAUCAGACCUGAGCAGGCUGUAAAAGCGUUGGACUGCUUUAUUUUGCAUUAGUAACAGAUGCCAUCUAUUUGCAGCCAUCAAAGUUUUAAAACACUUUAAUUGCUGGACAGCGUAGAUGCAGAUUUUGGAUUGUCUCUAUUUUUGAAGUUUUAUUUUCGACUGCCAAGAUACAAAAUUAAACCGAGCGUCUUACGCUAUGAUAGUCUCCAAUCCACUGUCUUCAUCACUUCAUUCCUCUCUGCCUGUCACUCACCCUCUCAUCUUCUGUUUCAGUAAAUCCACAGUAAACACUUAUUUUACUUGUGUACUUCCUUUUCUUCGCCAAAGCAGACUGGUGAUGUGUUAUAGUUCGGUGGGAAAAUGAAUGCUCUAAGGCUGUCUUAAUAUUUUUAUGCAUGUGAGUGAACUCUAAGUUGUUUAUAACACAUUUAUAAGAAAUUUUAAGCUGCAUUUUGUGGCUGUAAGUGAAGUGUCAGACAAAAAUACAUCACAAGAAAAAAAUAAAUGUUUAUAAUUACAAACUUUUUCCUUCUUUCAUUAAGGUUUAUUGCACCAUAAACUAUACCUCUAUAAGGCUCCAUGCUCAUUGCUUAUUACACUCCAUAAACUACAAGCUAAAAGCUGCUAUGAAUGUUUAUAAUCACUCAUAACGGUAGUUAUAGUUGCAUUCAUAAGGGUUUUCAAAUGUGCUUAUGAUGCAAGAGGUGGGCCCAUUUAAGAUGUUACCAUAGGAACUAGAGCUGUCCCGAUAUGAUAUUGAUAUUGGACAUCGGAUAUCGGUCCGAUAUCAGCCAAAAAAACAUUAUCGCAUUAUAACGGCCUGCAUCUAAAAUCUCAGAUAUCAGCACUCCGAUACAAGCAGUCCAUUCCAGACUCUGCUCCAGCACCUCUAGCUAACAGCGCCCUGAUCCAGCAUGCAGAGCCCACGUGAUCACAACAACAGUGUGUACUAAAGUACAAACAAAGUAGCAAGGAGUAGGAGUGAGGUCGGCUGUAUGGCAAUAUUUUUCGCUAAAGUCAGAGAAAGACGUUGCAGCUAAGUACAAAACUUGCACUUGCACAAGUUUGAGCCAAUAUCGAUAAAAUAUCGGUAUUGGCCGAUACUGAAGGCUACAAUAUCGGUAAUGAUUGGAAGUAAAAAAGUUGUAUCGGGACACCCCUAAUAGGAACCAAGUACAACUAGGGCUGAUGGUACUGUCCUUUCUGUUAUAGAUGUUACUAAAUCAAGAAACAGGAAAAACUGUAGUUUUGACUUAAAAAGCCAUGGGGACACUGAAAUUAUGACAAAUUUAUCUUAAGGAGUGUGAAUACCAUUUUUAAUAGAAAUUCAUUCAGUCAUCGUGAAAUAUGCUGCAGCUUCCCAUCAUGAAAAAAAAAUAUGUAGCUGAAAUAUUUUAUCUGUACACACUAUACAGGGGGAAAUAUUCUAUGUAAUGUAUCUGUUUUGAUAGUAUAAAGACUAAGUUACACAUUUACAUAGAAGCACGGCAGAGUUGAUGGACAGAUUUGUAAAUCAGCUAAAGUUUACCUCUCCACCUCAGUGUAGGUUGACGCUCAGCAUCAUUGGGUGUCAAAGUGGCUCUUAAAAAACAGUGUGUAAAGCCACAGUCUACAUCUACAGAAAGCCUUUGCUGUUGAGAUAUUUUGCAAAAGCCAAAAAUGUAAACUAAGAUAAGAUAAGAAGAUAUUGAUCCCUAAAGGGAAACAGUGGUGCUACAACAGUCAUGCUGUGAUGUGAUGACAUGUUGUAGAGAUAUUUCAGAGAUCAAGUAAAAACUAAGACUAGCUGCUGGUGAAAAGCUACGGGAAUCCAGGACAGAGAAUUCUGGAUGUUUUUGACUGAGAGGAGGCUGCUGGAAAUUCUUGCUCGCCUACGGUACUCUGGUGGCAUUAACAAAGAUGCAGAUCUCUGCUGUGGUAGGAAUAGCCAGCCAUGAAUCUGCAGGUCAAUCUCUUCUCUUAUCUAAAAAUGAAGGUUUUAGGGAGUGACUAAUACACAGAAAAACUUCCUCAACCACAACGAGGAACUGACAAUGAUAAAAUAACCUCAGGAUGAUAAAAGGAUGUGACGAUGGUGGAUCUCGCCUGGUGCUUUGGUUUAAUCUGAUAGAUGGUGAUGGCUUAGAAAUGUUAUGCUCUGCCUUUGGCUUUCAUGUUGUAAAGUGUCAUGCACCAGCUGCCCUUCAUCUGGAGAUAUGAAAGUCUACAAUCUUCUACCUUUCUUCCUUUUGCCUCUUUCCUCCCACUAUUUCCCCUUUUGUUUGAAGUAUUUGAGGUAUUAUUUCCAUUCAUGUGUCUUUGGCGGGGUAAACUUGCGCAGGAGGAUGUGUGAAAAUGUCAGUUUGUCUAAAAGAAGACCUGUUAUCAUUGUCACCUUUCAUUACACCAGUCUGGGACCUCUACGAAGUACGAAUGGGUAUUUGCAAGAAUCUGGCAGUAUGGUACACAUCCAGAUACAGAAAUGAUGAUCCUGUAUUUUGUGAUGUUUUGGGUUACUAGUAGCUGGCGACAUAUUACUGGGAGUUUUCUAAAAUACUCGACUAUAUUCAGAAAAACUUCAAGUAUAAAGAGCACAAAAUGUCACAUGUUUAAACUAAUUAAUUUUCUUUUUCAUGACUUCACUCACAACAAUUUGACCUUCAUUUGUAUUUGGCUGUUUACUCUCAUGUUGUAUUUAAAAGUGACUUUCUUUGCCAAGCUGAGAAAGACCAGUAUGCUCACUUUAACCUCUGUUUACAACCUUGAGCAAAGCGAUGACACGUACAAUGUUUUAAAGAAUUAAUAAAGGAGAUACAAAAAUAUUUUUUUCUUACUUUGACUGUAGACUAACUUUGUUUAAUUUUCAGCUAAAAAGAACUCAGUAUUUAUGUUUUACUUGCACCCAUGGAAACCUGAGUUUCAGUGUUUUUCUGCUGCUGCCAGAGAGGCUUUAUUAUUGCUUAUUUCCAUUGGUAUGAAAUUAGACACAGCUUUUGUGACUUUUUACAGGGGUGGGAAUCACUAGUGGCCCUACGAAAUGAUUUAACACGAUACUUGGGUAUAAUUUAUUAUUAUUAUAUUAUUAUCAUUAUUAUUAUAAAUUAUACAAUAUAUAUCUUUUUUAGAUUAUAUAUUAUGAUUAUUAUAUUAUUAUUAUAUUAUAUUAUUGCGAUUUUUAACAUUUUGCAAUACACUGAGUAAUGCGAUACAAUGUAUUGCAAUUUAUAAAUUUUUACAACUGUUAAGCUAAUUUAGCAUUUGUCUUUCUUUUAUGUUUGUCUUAUUUACACAGUAUUUUAUUUUCAUGUUGCACAUCAUGCAGACCUUAUAUAUAUUUGUUGUACUAACUUUCCCCUGCUCUAUGGUGAAAUCUCGGCCAAUCUCACUGGACAAACUGUUGAUUUUAUUUUUCCAUUGUCAUAUAUUUGACUUUACAUUAGCAAUUCAUUUGAAAAAAUUGAUACUUGGUAAAGGAGACGAUAUGAUAUUUCACCAGACAAAAUAUUCCGAUACUAUUCUGUAUCGAUUUUUUUCUCCUAUCUACUUUUUACCAAGUGUUGAAGUCAUGAACUAACCCGAAAGUUAUACCUUUACAGAAACACCUGAGGUAGGGCAAAUAGGCGUAUUAGCAUAUGUAAAAAUCUCAAUGUUACUUGUAUCUUGCUAUUCUGAGCCUUCGAGAAAGGUCUUUGUUAUUGUACCAUAGACCCUCUGUAUCCUACCUUUAGUGAACAAUUCUAAACUUUCAAUCCUUGUUGAUCGGUUUCUGCUGCUAACUCUAGUAUCUGAAGAUAUCUGCUUAUGUUAGCCUUUUAUUCACCUCCUCCAACAAAUCCUCCCUCCCUCUCUAUGAAAUAGCUCCCCACUGACUAGUUAAACACCUCAACAUGUCAGACCUCGGUGAGUAAAAUCACAAGAGGGUUCAACAUCAUGGAAACAUGAAUGUUCCAAUCUAUGAGGUAAAUAAUCAAGAUGUUUUGAUAUUGAUUUGUUAAUUCAUCCAAUAAUUUUCCGGAGAAUCGACCUGGACAGGCAAAAACUUCACCAGACAUUGCAGACAUAGCAUUGUUAAAACUACACCUGGCAUCGUGGUUGAAAAGUCAUACAGCAUGCUCUGAUCCUUUUUCGUGUGUUUUCCCUAAUUAAGUAUGCUUUUGUUUUCUCUUACAGAAUGCGGGAACGGGGUCCUUGCAUUUGUGGAGUAGGUGUGUGGAGUCUACUGCUGUCUCUCUGUCUGGCCUCCCUCACACAUGCACACAGGAGCCACACAGGUAUGUAGACAUGUGUGUGUGUGAUUCGUCCAAUCUCCCCUGCCUGUCUGGUUUUGUGUCUGUGUUGGUGUGCGCAGUAUAUAUUCCUGUCACUUCGUCAGUGUCUGUGUACAACAUUUACGGUAUUCGAUUUAUUGUGGAUUACCACUGCAGGCAGCCUUUGCAGCCAAUUUCUUUCCUCAUGUUGUAAAGUUGCAGUGAAUAGGCCUUGUUCCACCCCAGGGAAUGCAGAGGUCGGAUUCACAACGAAAUACGAGCCCACAGUGCCAGGGAGAACACCAAAAAAGUUCUUUAAUAAAAGAAAGGGGGAUACGAGUAAUCCGACAAGAAAGGUUCUCUCAGUUUAGGGGCUUUCAUGUCUUUGCAGUUCUAUCAGAAUGAGGCGACUCUCCAAAAUGCCUGUAGGUAACAGCACAGACAGACAGUGCACACUGAGCCUCGUGGAUUGGAAUUCCCUGGUUGUGUGGUCGUCCUCCCAUGUGGGCCAAGUGGCUGAGUCACUAGCAUGAUUGAGCCCAGAGGCCCUUUUACUACUUCUCAUUUCUUUUCUUGUGUGAAGGUUGGGUAUCUUGGCUUCGCGGGAUCACAACUGUGUGGAACAAUAAAAAUGACCUUCCUCAGGGAGAAUAAAAGCUGUGAGAGAGCACCUGCUCCGUGUAUGUAAAUAUGAGCUGGAAGUCGUGCUGCUCACCUAUUUACAUUUAAGCAGGGAUGCUGUGACAUAGCAGUGUGAACCUUUCUAUAUUUAGAUUUUGUUGAACGCACGGCAAGAUAUGAAAGCUCAUAAAUACUUCAUUUGUUAUAUUUUUCAUUAUAUUUUGACUUGCUAUGAAUAAUUUGUACCCCUAUAACAGGUAACAUCCUUUAAAAGGCUUCCUUAUUGUUACACCUGUCCAGUCUGGUUCAAUUCAAUGCAACAGUACCUCCAUCAACACUAACUCCAUUUUGAUGCUGUCAGGGUGGAGGUAGGUCACCGUUAUGGUGGCUGUGAUUGAAAAAUUGAGCCACCUUUAGCUAUAAUGCUCUGCAGCAGAAUGCCCUCAGCUAGGACGUCACCGAAUGAAAACACAACAUGUGCCAGCAGCCUUUGGUGUAUGCAGCACGAUCAAUACAUUUCAUGGCAAAAACAUUAUAAUAAUCUCUGUAUCUGUCUGCGAUGCUAACUCCUGGCUUCACCAGAAUUAAAGAAAUGUCAGCAUCCAUCCCCAGAGGUAUUAUACUACUUAGUACUGAUGAUUGACAAUGAUUGGCUCAAAGAUAGCAGACUGAGUGAUGACAGAUGUUACAGCAAGAGAUGCCUCAACCCAGUCCUGGUAUCUGGUAUCAGUCAGACACUGAAUCAAAAAAGUUGGAUCAGUGACAAAGGUCAGAUCUAUUCAACUCAGUUCUGUGCUAUUCUAUGUUUACAACAACCAUGCACACAUACUACCUCAUCAGCACAUUGGCAGGUGUUUGCAGUUUGCUUGGUGAACAGCUAAUGUAGUAUGGAGGGGGAUAACUGUAGAUGUUUGGAGGUAUUUCACGCUUGUUAUGCCAAUAAGACUGACAGCAACCUGCUGUAUAUGCAAAGCUUCUGUUUCAAGGGAUAGCACAGCAAAAUCAAAUGGAAGCCAAAAUAAGGCAAUUUACUCAGUCAGCUGUAUGUAGGAGAUGCUGGAAACGUCCAAGUGAUGAUUUGAAGGUGUGAGAAAUAGUGGAGAGGUUAACUGAACCAAUUGUUCUGGAUGAGAAAUGCCCACAGCACUUUAUUGUAUGAACACAAUACCUGACUAAGCCACCUAAGUAUUCUUUCUGCCAUCUGAGCUUAAUCACCAGCCAGUUUUGCAUAUUCUGUUUUUAUUUUUUUUAAUUUUUAAUUUUAUCUUAAAUCCAUUUAAGAUCACCGGCAUAAUUUUGACAUCAUACAGAUACCUAGGUGUACAUCUGGAUAAUAAGUUGGACUGGUCUAAGAAUAUAGACUUCAUCUACAGAAAGGGGCAGAGCUGCCUCUUUUGCCUGAGAAGACUCCGAUCAAUAGACGUCUGUAGUAAGACGCUGCAGAUGUUUUAUCAGUCUGUGGUGUCUACAGUGUUCUGUUCUACGCUGCAGUCUGCUGGGGAGGAAGCAUCAAACACAAAGAUGCAAGACGUCUGAACAAACUGGUGGUUGGACUCAAGCUGGACUCAGUGGAGGAUGUGGUGGAGAGAUCUACACUGAGGAAGGUGUAGUCUAUUCUAAGGAACAUGGAUCAUCCACUUCACAACACCUUGAUGGACCAAAGGGCCAAUAGUGGUGGACGGCUCCUCUCUCUUUGCUGCAGGACAGAAAGAUUCAGAAGAUCUUUUGUACCAACAUCCAUUAGACUUUAUAACUCUUGUGUAAAUAGUAGACAAGACAUAUUAUGUGAGACAACAGACAAUUGAAUUUCCUUUCGGGGAUUAAUAAAGUUAUUCUUAUUCUUAAUUGGUGAUUUAGAUGAUUUCUUAAAUCUCAGUUCAACUCAGUAUCAACCAGGCUCAAUAUUGAUAUCUGCCGUUAUCAAAGCCUAUGUAUUAACAUUGGAUCUUAAAAAGUUGGAUCAGUGCAUCCCUUAUGUACUGGAGGAUCAUAUAUCUUUUAUCUAAUAAAGAGGAAACUAAAAAGGCUAAAUUGAAAAGUUUUAUGUUGGAAUUUAUUGUAGUCCAGGAAGUUCAUCUUUAUCCUGUUUGUAAGAUUAGAUUUCUAUAACUGCUGAAAUCUCUGUUAAGUCUUUUGUCAUUGCCAAAGUUUUGGAAUUAUAUUUCUUACCUGAUGAUAGAAAUGUAUAAAAAAUAUAGAUGGAUCACUUAAGACAUGAGAAAAAAAAAUCAAGCCAGCUUUUUUUCUGUUUCAGUAAAAAUACCAGAAAAUGUGACUUACACGAAAAAUAGAAAAUCAUCAGGAGAUAAAAGUCAGUAAGUGACAAUGAAAAAAUAACCCAAGGAUAAAAAAUAAGAUGCGACAAUAGAGGCUUUUGUCUUUGUUUGACUAAAUCUGAUAGGUGGUGAUGGCUUGAAAAUGUUAUGUUCUGCCUUUGGCUCUUAUGUCGUGAGAAUGUGGCGCACAUCAGCUGCCCCUCAUCUGAACCUGUUGUCUUUGUCAUUGUUUUUAGUGUGUGUUGUAACAUCAGCAAUGCUCCUUUAGUCUGUAUUUAACAUCUGCUUUACUCUGACGCUCCAUUACUGGAUGACGGAGCGGCAGAAUGACAGAUGAGUUUGAGUCUUUAGCUUUUAAAAAAUAAUGCGGCAUCUGAGAGCGAUGGUAUUACAGUCCUUCAGCCUCCUGUGGAGGAAGGGAAAAUCUCUUAUAAUGUUAUCACUUCCUGAAGAAAACAAGGUCCUUUGAGUGAGUGGAUGUGUGUGUGACCUUCCUUAGUGCAAGUAUCUAUGUAUAACCACAGCUCUAUGUGUCAUUUUCAUCAAUGGGAGGAUGGAAAAAAGACAUGGGUAGAAGAUGCUUUGAUACACUGGUGCAUCAGUGAAGCGCUGACUUCUGCGGCAACCAUGAAAUCACUAGAAACACCCAGCGAGGAGGGGAAACAGGAGUAAAAAUAGUCAUACGAUGAGUAAAGAACUAUGGUAGACAUGAUAAAAUGUUCAAUAUGCUGCCAUUGUUCUUUUAUUUGACUGUGAAACAGUGGCUGCAGUGUUGGUGUUGAUAUCUGAGCUAGCCGUGUGCUUAUGAAUGUGUCUGUGUUUGUGUAUCAUCUGUGUGCUCCUGUUAAUGGUUGAUUGAUUGUGGAGUAAGUUGUAAUCAGGGAAUUACAGCGUUAUCCAGUUGCAGGGUGUCUGAGAGGGGGAAAAACAGACGAGUAAUCAGAUAAUUACUGAAUACAAUCCCUCAGGUCACUUCAAGGUCCUCACUCACAUGUAGACACAUGCAUGCAUACAGUAUUUGGUCUUCUCUACAACACAAUUACAUUUCCAGGCACACAUUCAUAAACAAACGUGAAGAAAAAUGAGGUGUAUGUUAUUCCUGAAGCCAUUCAAUUCACCUUUUAUGAAAGCGUCCCGUUACAUAACGGCUGCUGCUUUCCACCCUUCCUUUAUCCUUCAUACUGAUCUCUGUUUUUCAACCAAGGUUACAUGAAGAGUUGUGAUAAAAUGUUAGUGUUGGAUGAUAUAACAUAAAUAAAUCAGAGUAUUUUGCUUUAUUGGCCAUGGUGGGAUUGAAAUAAUGUACUUGUGCAGCUGCUGUUUAGGGGACGAUGGUAACUUAUGCUGUUUAGUUUGUUCUGGCAAUCUUGUAAUGAAUAUAACAGCUGAUCGUUGGAAAAAACUGACUGAAAUCCACUGGCCGUAGUACAGAUCAUCUUCAGAUAUUGGCAGGAGGAAGCGAUGGAUUGGUAAAGCAACUAAAAACUCGCAGCAAGAAGUUUUUAAUUUGAGUGUCGUUCAAAACAAAAGGCAUCACUGAGAUCUUACGUCUUUCCUGCAAAGAUCCACACAGUCUUUGUGCAGAAAUCCUACAAAGAAACAAACAUUUUACAAAAUUAAACAUGUAAGAAGAGAGACACACCGUCACAAAGGGGUGCCUUGAAACAAAAAUCUAACUACCUUCAAGAAAAGAAAGAAAACGAACACUUAUGUUCACCCAACCAUGCUUGGGAAGAGGAAGAAAAUAGAGACAGAAAAUAACCUUUUAACAAGCCUUACCUUGUUUAAGAAAACUGAAAAAUAGAACUAAAAAGUAACUUAAACAGAUCUAAUCACAGAAUCAAAAAGACGAUAACAGAUACCCUAUAAAUUGAAUCAAAACCAAAUAUAGAAAGAUAAACAGUCACUAUGAGGUGCCCAAAAAAUUGACUUUUAAUGUUUUCAAAAGAGGGAAAGUGGACUCCAGAGGAUUCCUUGUGUGUGUUGAAUAAUUAAAACAGUGUUAAGGUUACAAUUGAAUGAGAAAAAUGGGAAGUAGAAUAAACUACACUGUCCUUUAUAGUCGUCGUUCAAUUGUAUGGUUAUGCUCCUCUUUAUUUUGAAGGAAAAUAGACGUGAUUUACCCCUGCCUCACUGUGUGUGUGUGUGCAGGUUUAUUGGUGUGUGAUUUGCCACCAGCUUAAGAAGUAUAAGCUGACAGGACAGCUGUGGUGACCUCAGAAGGAAAGUUGAGGGGGGCUGAGGAGUGGUAAAAGACGUCUCAGCAUGUGGGUGUGUUCUGAGUAUGUGUGUAUGUGUCUGCUUGGCCUAUGCUCACCUUUUCUUCACUUGAUUUUUAUCUUUAAGGCCAGAACAGAAAAGAGGCCUAUCAUGCCCCUCCAUCUGUUAAACCAUCCAUCCUCCUGUCUUUUUCCCUUAUUCACAUGCUUUGUUAUACACAUCGCCUCACCACUUUAGGCUUUAUAUCCAGGACACGGAGCUCCAACUCUCUUAGUGGACUACAGAUCGCUUGCAAUGAAGAUAUCUUGUUUGUGGACAAGACUUUGGUUAAAUGUCUCAGUGGCUUUGCCAAUAGUCUUGGAGAAAUAGCUUGGCUUGGAUUUGGAAGUUAAGCGGAACAGCGAUUAUGCUGAUCACUUCAACACACACUGUCGAGUCAUUGAUUCUCAGUCCAUGGGCUGCAAUCUCCAUACAUCGCCACUGAUUAGAGGCUACUAGGAAUCUAACUUACUCUGAAAGGCAUUCAGUCUGCCAAGAAAGUUGGAAUAGAGAUGCAAGGACGAAAACGCAUAAGGAUGCUAAGAUGCUAAACCGCUCUCGCACAAGCUUAGAGGGACAUGUGCAUGCAGUCAGGCAUGCAGACAAGCCUGCGGUAAAUGCACACACAGUAUCAAAAGCACACACACCUACAUGCUUGCACACUCAAAGAGGCUUUCUAAUGUGAUGCAUGGAGACAGGCUGUCUACCCUCUUUAGAGCCGCCUCCACUGUAAGGCUGCACUCUAUGCCUGGUCUACAACAAGCUCCAUAUGGCUAGUGAAAAAUUCAAGCUGAAAAUUAUGAAUGUGAAAUUUUUCAUGUCGGCAAACAUCACCAGACUUCACUUCACUUUAAAAUCACUGGUCAGGAAUGGAGUUUUGGUAAUUGUUCAUAUGCAGUAUGUACACUCACCGGCCACUUUAUUAGGUACACCUGUCCAACUGCUCGUUAACACUUAAUUUCUAAUCAGCCAAUCACAUGGCGGCAACUUAGUGCAUUUAGGCAUGUAGACAUGGUCAAGACAAUCUCCUGCAGUUCAAACCGAGCAUCAGUAUGGGGAAGAAAGGUGAUUUGAGUGACUUUGAACGUGGCAUGGUUGUUGGUGCCAGAAGGGCUGGUCUGAGUAUUUCAGAAACUGCUGAUCUACUGGGAUUUUCACGCACAACCAUCUCUAGGGUUUACAGAGAAUGGUCCGAAAAAGAAAAAAUAUCCAGUGAGCGGCAGUUCUGUGGGCGGAAAUACCUUGUUGAUGCCAGAGGUCAGAGGAGAAUGGCCAGACUGGUUCGAGCUGAUAGAAAGGCAACAGUGACUCAAAUAACCACCCGUUACAACCAAGGUAGGCAGAAGAGCAUCUCUGAAUGCACAGUACGUCGAACUUUGAGGCGGAGAUGGGCUACAGCAGCAGAAGACCACACCGGGUGCCACUCCUUUCAGCUAAGAACAGGAAACUGAGGCUACAAUUUGCACAAGCUCAUCGAAAUUGGACAAUAGAAGAUUGGAAAAACGUUGCCUGGUCUGAUGAGUCUCGAUUUCUGCUGCGACAUUCGGAUGGUAGGGUCAGAAUUUGGCGUCAACAACAUGAAAGCAUGGAUCCAUCCUGCCUUGUAUCAACGGUUCAGGCUGGUGGUGGUGGUGUCAUGGUGUGGGGAAUAUUUUCUUGGCACUCUUUGGGCCCCUUGGUACCAAUUGAGCAUCGUUGCAACGCCACAGCCUACCUGAGUAUUGUUGCUGACCAUGUCCAUCCCUUUAUGACCACAAUGUACCCAACUUCUGAUGGCUACUUUCAGCAGGAUAAUGCACCAUGUCAUAAAGCUGGAAUCAUCUCAGACUGGUUUCUUGAACAUGACAAUGAGUUCACUGUACUCAAAUGGCCUCCACAGUCACCAGAUCUCAAUCCAAUAGAGCAUCUUUGGGAUGUGGUGGAACGGGAGAUUCGCAUCAUGGAUGUGCAGCCGACAAAUCUGCGGCAACUGUGUGAUGCCAUCAUGUCAAUAUGGACCAAGCUCUCUGAGGAAUGCUUCCAGCACCUUGUUGAAUCUAUGCCACGAAGAAUUGAGGCAGUUCAGAAGGCAAAAGGGGGUCCAACCCGUUACUAGCAUGGUGUACCUAAUAAAGUGGCCGGUGAGUGUAUGUGUGUGUGGGAGACAGAGAGAGUCCUCUCAAAACAGUAAUCACUGGACACAGGACCGUCAAAGCUGGAUGAACCAACUAAAUAUAGCUUUAAAAAUUUGGUUUCAAUACAACUCCUAAUCACUGUUUGGUGCUCUGGAGGUAAAGUGCCCUCUUCUGUGUCAAACUUUCCAACAGGAGACUGUUCAAUUUUUUUUUUACCUCAUUGUUGCUAGAUUUUGAGAGAAGCUCUUUGUGAAUGGACCCGUCUGCCUCCUCGCCACCAGCAUGUACUGUAGUUACUGUAAGACUGGUUUGUGCUCAAGUCCUCUUUUUUUCAAUACAGCUCCGUGUUUAAAAGUUAUAAGGGGGUUCAUGUUUUCUAUGAUUGACACAAAGAUUACAAAGCUCACUCUGGGGAAACAUUCUUGAAGACUCCAAAAAAGGCAACUGGACUGUGUAGAGUUGAGAAGAUGUUUCGCCUCUUAUCCAAGAAGCUUCUUCAGUUCUAAAGUUUGCUAGUGUGAGGAGCAGAUAUUUAUCUUACUGGAGAAGGGGACAAAUCUUAUCUUACUGGAAAGAAUGGGUUGUAGAAACCCAUCUCCGGAUGUUCCCCCCCGAGGGUCGUUAAUCUGAAAGGGCCGUUAACGACCCCUGUCAUGUGACCACAUGACUCAUGCCACCUGGGUCAUGUGGUCCCAAGUGUGAAUGUUUGUGGAGCUUCCUGGGGAUAGAGCUGACAACUGCAUUGUAAGUGCCGGAGAGGUUGUGCCUGAGUCCACCCCCUCUGUUCAGAGAAGGUUUCUCCAGUCUGGUAAAGAUGGCUUCUUUAACUCCUCUUUUAAACCACCUGUCUUCUCGAGCCAACACCUGUGUUACCAGGCUUGAAAUGAACAGGAAUAUGGUGUUUGCCAAAGAUCCUCUUGAUUUUGGAAAAACAUCUUCUCAACUCUACACAGUCCAGUUGCCUGCGUUUGGAGUCUUCAAGAAAACCAUGACCUGGAUGAGUGAGAAUCUACAUGGACACUCUGGGGAUACACUGUUUGAGCCGAGCGUCAUCACAGUGACACUUGGCGGCUCUCCUGCCGAAUGCAUACAAUGCUACUGCACAAGUGGUGGUUCCAGGAAGUGGAGAAAAUCCUGGGAAUACAGAGAGCAAUUUGGCUUCAAAUUCGUAUAUCAAUGAAAGUGGGCAAAAAGGAACCUACAGACAUGCUCUGAUGAGGAGAUUUCAGAGGGAGAGGGUUGAACAGGACUGAAUAUCCCUUGCAGUCUUGGGUUCUUUGUAGCAUGCUAUCGUGGAUGGUGAAAUUACUGUUAAAGAUGGAACUAUUUUAACAUACAGCAACAUAAAAAUUCAACUUUGCAGAUAAUUGUUGUUCUCGACUAGAAGAGAGGUACUUAAGUAGGACUAUUAUCUUGGCGUGUUGUUUUGCAAUACUGAGGUACUGAUCUCUUCUUUGACAUUUUGAACAGUUCAGCUUUCUGCCAGUUCGAGGCAGUGACAUUUGAAAAAAUAAAGACACAUCAUUUCAUUUUGUCUGAAAAAAAAAAAAAAAUUACUCAGACUUGAUGCUCGUUUGUUCACACUGUUCACACUCUUAUCUCCAAGAAACCUUUUAUAAAAUUAUGUUCAAUAAUUGGUUCUUGUUUUUCAAAAGCAACAUUAAUUUACUUGUUGUUGCCUUGUGACAAAGUAAAGGUCAUUCAUGGAAAUACACACAACUAAGCAGUUUAUAUAGACACACAGAAAAAUGACCCCCAUAGCAAAGGGCUAUUUAGAUCACUGUGUAUUUAACAUGUACUGGGGCAUUCACAAAGUGUGCGCCAUGGCAACCACAGUCCAGCCUGAAGGCGCCUCUGGGCAAGAUUUGUACACUUGAUGGAUAAUUUACUGUGUGCUUUUAACAGCAUUGGGAAAAACAAAGAAACAUUUACUUGUAGUUGAGAAGCUGGAAUUCAAUUUUAUGAAAAUUUGUCAAAACAUGAAAACAACAAUAAACAAGAGAUUGUGACAUUAGAAACUUGAACAGAUUAAAUUCGGAUCCCUCUCAUAUUCUUUUUUUUUUUUUUUUGCUGUGAUUUACAACAUUGACACAGAGAAAUACAUUAAAGGUGAGAAAAUAAUAGAAAAAUAACGAUCACUGAAUCAUUUAUCUUCCAUUAGAAUACUGGCACAUUAUCAAACCACAAAAACUUCUAAAUUUACUACACUGGUUUCCAACAACACGCCAUGAUCUUUGUCCCUUAACCUAACAGCUAUCUUUUUCUUAUUAUCAGUCCAUUUGUUCACCAUUAUGAGUGUUUUUCAGCCCCUGGCUCUCCCUCUCCUCCUCCUCCUCUUCACUCACUUCAAUUGGUGUUGACAAAUUCCAAGGAGCUAAAUUUGCAUAAAUUCACCUUCACCAAUCAGUGUGUCCUUGGUAUCACACAUGUUGUUAACCAUGAUGUAUUCACUUAUUAAGGUGCCAGGAGUCCGUUUGAUAAGUGUCUGCAGGCAUUCAGGCCUUUUGUUGUAUAUCAAGGGAUAAUCGUCUGUGUUUAUUUCUGCUUAGGCAUGACUCCAUUGCAGAUUCAAGGGACUGGAGUCAAGAAAUAUAUUUUUUAAUGUCUGUAAAGCAGGCUGCCUGAUUGCUGAAAUAUUGAAGAAGAUGGGCACAAAGCAGCCCUGUGGCUUUUCUACAAGGGGGAAAGAGGGAGUUUAAAGCUGUUUUUUCACGUGUAUAGAAAAUGAAUAUCUAUAAAAGCAGCAGAGGUGAUGCUAGACAGUGAGACGCAUUCUGCUAGGAGGCAGUGUGAUUCAUGGCCUGUGCCUAUAAGAACCAGGUUGACAGAUAAACAAAUACAGACAGGGAGGAUGUGAUUAGGUUACCAAAGACUAGCCAUGUGCUCUGAAUACAUCCAACUAUGUGUCUAUGUGUUACUGUUGUAUUCAGGAAAAGGAACAUAGUUUGACAAAAGAAACAGAUGAAAGUUUAUUGUGUGUUGGGUAGGGCUGCAACGAUAAGUCGACAAAAAACGAUAAUGAAAAACGUCGAUAUUGCAUUCCACUGUUGACUGUUUGUCGCCAGACGGGAUUUUUCCAGUGGAGUGAGGCAUCUUACUUCAUUAUGAUCUCUGCCUAGAGUCACGCCUGCUCAAAAGCGUCUCCGCUGAAUGGUAGGGUAUUCAAAUAUGGUGCCGGUGUACCAUACAGCAGCUACAAGUAUGCGCUUAAAAACCUCCAAAGUUUGGGAGCACUUUAUCCUGGAUAAAGCAAAAAAAAAAAAAAAAAAAAAAAAAAACUGAUAGUCUAGGACUUUGCUCAAAAUGGCUUCAUUAUGAAGAUACACCUGUACCAAUGCAGCUAGCUACCUGAGGCAGUUUAUGAUCAGACACUUAGUUUUCAUCUCUACCCGUGUUGUUUUGUUAUCAUCUCAUGAUAAUCAACCUGAAGACUUUUUGUAUUCGUAAAAGAAAACUAAAGAUAAAUAGUGAAUGAAUUUUAAAUAACACCAUGCUAAUAGAAAUGUAUAAAUUCUCCGCUUGUCUUUGUUGCCUCAUGACCCCGCGGCAAUCAGGAUGGAUGAAUGAAUGCAUUAGCUGCAGCAAGUUAAUUUACAGCCGCACAGGACACACGGUGAUGUGCACAUUGGUGGGCUAAUUUUCGCCAGCUUGAAACUCACAGACGCAUAUGAACUCACCUGUGUAUCUGCUCAUUAAACAGUCUGAUCACUACAACGGUCUUAAAGCUUAAAACCGACCAUAAAAUAAUAUUAUGACUGUCUGGCUGUUGUAAACUUCUGUGUUGUGACAAUCUCAAUUUUGGCUCGGUUUAUUGAGCUUCGUUACUAUAAAGUGGCUAAUGCAGCACAGCUUGGUUUGGAAUUAUUUCCUGCUCCAUCGUCAGAAGUUUGGAAAGACACCCAGAUAAUCAAGCUAUCCUGACCAAUCUAGAUCACACAAGAUUUACUCUCACCUUUACUAACGUUAUUUGUUUUUAAAAUAAUGUCCCUCAAAGAACUCCAUACCUUCAUGUUUUUAUUCAUAUCACAGAAACUAGAGAAAAGAAACUUUCUAAGGCAGGUGCUUUACACAUCGCCCCCUGCUGAGCAGUAAGAGGAGCACAUGGAUGCAUGCUAAGGGAGAUUUUAAAAGCUGAAAUAUUUCUCAUGAUUUGAUGUGAUUUGAUAUUUAGCAUAGCUUCUUUUAACAAUGAAAGUUGACAAAGCCUAAAAUAAUGAGAUGAAAAAACAUACUUCUUCUACUGUAAACAUGUCCUAGAUUCUCCUCCAAAAUAAAAGCAUUGUGUGUCUCCAAAGAAAGAGCAGGCCAGGCUUUUGCUUUGAAAAUAUUUCUGAAUGCUUUUGUGCUAUUCUGUUCAUGCUAUUGGUAUAAACAGCUAAUACAAAGCCCAUACAGCUCUCAACCUUCUUUUUCUCUGUAUAUUUCAGCUGAGAUCUGUACAUGGCUUGUGGAGAAAAAAAAUAGAUGAGCCUUCUUUUCUCUAGAUUUCAGCCUGUAAGAGAUUUUGCUCACACUGGCUGACAGGACUGCAGCUGACAGGCUCCCUGUGUGAGCAGCACCAGUCACAGUUACCUGUGGAAAAAUAAGCAAGACCAGGUUUCACUCUACCAAAACAAACUGGACUACUCCAUGAUAAAUGCAACAACUGGGUUUUACAAUCAAGGAGAAGUGGUGUGUUAUUUUUUUAAACAUUUCUGCACAAACGGGUCUCAAACUAGUCUUAAACUGGUCGUGGGAUUUGAGGAAAAGUCAGUCACCGAGGUUGAUAUUUUUUCUGUCAGACCAUAGUGAUGCACUUUUCUACUGACCUUGGGUUUCUCCAGGGAUUGCUGUUAAUAUGGCUGAAAAUGUCAAAUGCAACUAUGGAAAAAUGAAAAUCCCACUGGCCUGCACGGUUGCCUGAAGUCGCCCCUCUAUACUUAUGUGAAAGACCGAAGAGAGAUUUCUUUAAGGCAAACAUCAGGCCAAACUAUAGAGAGAGGAUCCCACCCAGAUGAGUCUCCAGACUUCAGAUUUAAAACCUCUACAGUCCGUGUCCCCGGUCCCUGUCUGACUAUGUAUGUGAACUAAUUGGUGAAAAUGGAGAGUUUCCUCUGGCUGCACAGUAAGAUUACCUCAGUGGGACCUUCUCAGUGCUUUCAUUAGUGCUAAUCAUUACCUGUUAGCUCCAAAGCCAACCCGGCACAGACCCAGCCUGGUACAUCUGUACGGUUCCUAAAGCAAAACUACAGCCUAUUGACUCCCUGCAUAAUCCACUCUGUUGAACUAGGAUGGUAACAACAGAAGUGUGGAUUAACUUUUCUGGCGAGAGAACCACAGCGAGACAAAUUGAAAUCAGUUAUGACUAAUUAGCCUUGAUUGCUGUUUUUAGGAGUCAUAAAGAAAUUCACUUUGCAUUAAACUGAUGAUGCUUUUAGUCUCUGAGUUUCUAAAUCUCCCCUCCUUCUCUUCACUUGUUCCGCCUUCUCCUCUCUGCAAAAACCUCUCUCUUAGCCUCUGUUUCAGACACUCUCCUUCCUCCUCUCUCCAACUUUUGCUUUAUUUCACAGCUAUUAAACCAGGAAAUUUCAAUCAGGUAGCGCAGCGUGAAUUUCUGCAGGGGCAUGGGAGAAAGAGUGAACUUUUAUUUAAUGCAGCCGUCCUUUCUUUUCUCUUCUCCACCUCCAUCUCCUCUCUCUUUUCUUCUGCAGAUGAACUCAACCUUGGCUCUUUAUAGUUUAUGAUUCAAUUUCCAAUUUGUCCUCUGGAAGUAUUUGCCUAGUGGGUGGCACAGUGGUUUUGUUCUUGUGUGUUUGUACAAUCCCUGCCUUUGGUAUUCAUAGAAACACAGUCUUACAGAUACAUGCAUUUGAAUUUCCAAUUCUGCGUCUGCGAUUCUUUUUGCUUUAUUUUAAAUUAAAGUCACAUUGAGAUGGGGAUCUCCUUUUCAAGUAAGUCCUUUGCGAGCAAGGAGAGAUGCUCUUAAAAUAUGUAUAACCAAUGCCUUCAAUUUUGUUUUAUUAGCGGCAAGGAUGACCUGAGGAGCUCACUCUGGGAUUUGAAGGUUGUUGCUUGAUUGCAUUGGUAGUGUGGAGGAAAUGCACAAUCACCUGUUCAGAUUUUAGUUUGUUUCUUAAAAAUUAAUAACCCUUAUAAAAUUGGCCAAAACAAAGAAGUAUUUCAAAGCUGCGGGAAACAGAUACUGUUAGUUUUAACCUUCUUAGAGGAUAAUUGGAAAAAAUAAAACUUUUUUUAAUUUUCAACAAAAUCAUUAAUUUCAAAAAGUGUGUCAUUCUCAACAAAACUGUGAGCUAUACCCCCUGGUUAUUAAGAUGAUUCUUCACUUAGUAAAAAAAAUAAUGAUAAUAAAUAAGUCGAUGCAAACUUGCAAAAACCUGCAGUUCCUCAAUUUGCAAAAGGUCAAUAUAUUUAGACUUUCCAAAAUGUUUUUCUCUUUAAAUUAAUUCAAGUAUCUGAUCAGAGUUUGGUAUCAAAGUUGUGUUGUACUCUGAAAAGGAUCAUUGCACUCCCUCAAAACUCUUACAUGUGUAACAGCUGGAUCCUUGCCUCAGUUUUUGGGUUGGGUGGGGUAGGUGUCAGUCAAACUCAUGAAGAUAUGGCCCUUUGGUUUCCUGCAACAAAUGCUGAAUUUAAAAGCCAAAAGUCAGAAUGAUGAGGUUUUACAUAAGAAGAUAUUACUUUAGUACAUACAUAACAGGAUAGACAAAGACUCUUUGUCCACAGGGGGCGCUAACUUGACACAAACCAAAAGUCCCUCACAGGAGCUUUAAGUAGUCUUAAAUUUUCCAUGAAAUAAUCACGAAAAAUGCAUCCCUGGAUAUUAUUUUAUAAUUUGCAGACAUUCAUGCUCUUUGCACAUCAAAGUGUCUUGCUCUGCCUCCUUGGGGUCCAUUUGCCCCUUUUCUCUCCUCCUUUCAUUCUCUGUUUACACAGCCUCUGAUAAACAGUCUCAGGAGACUGUAAAUGACCAGAUGUUUGGCAAGGAAACAAAUAGCGGGAUGUUACCUUUUGAGCCAUUUAGAUUUCCAGACACUCUUCCAGGAGGAGCAGGAAUCCCUCCAAAGCUUUUGUUUUUGCACACAUGUGUAUGUAAGUGCAUAAGGAUGAUUUGGAAGAAUUAAAGCUAUUACAUUGUGUAUCAUAACCUAGGAACAGCGCACUUCACCAUCAGUGUCUCCAGCGAGGCUGAGUUUUUAUGCUGGAUCCCUUGCUGAGUUUUCCCUGUGGAGUCAGCAUGCUUGACAGUAUGUAAAUAAUGAAUGUAACAUGCUUAUCCUUUAUGUAGGUGCAUCAGAGAUAAAGUAUGUGGGCUGAAAAAUCAUAGCCAUUUGUGCCUCCUCUUUAAUUCCCCAAACAAACUUCCGUUACAAGUAGAACAUCAGGAUGUUUCCAUCGAGUUCAUACAGAGAUAAUGGACCACCGCUGCUAGCAAACAGGCCCAAAUGCAAGAGAAAUAUGCUGAUUUUAAAAGAUGCAUCAGGUGCUGAAAAUUUGAUAUAGCAUCCACAUGAGGAAAAAGAGAUCUGAAUACAAGGCUCAGUGUCAAAUUAGCACCAGGCGAGACGGCUUCAAUAAAAAUGUGACUGUGGAAGUGUUGCUAUUUGGUUAAGCACAGUAAAAAAAAAUCCCUGUGUUGCCUCAAAUAUAGCAGCAUUUUAGAGGAUUAGCAGAGCCUCCAUUUUGGAUGUUCUGUUCAUAAAGUAAACAGUGUGCAUAUGAUUGUUUUUUUUUUUAUGUUCAUGCUCUGUGGAGAGUAGCUUUAGUAUUCUCCACAGCAGCUCCACAGCCAUGCGCUGAUGGAUGGGGUGCUCUUUACUUUACUGAUGUACUGUGAUCAAUGCUGAUGCAAGUAAAGAGAGUGUGGGAGAGAGAGAGAGAGAGACAGAGAGAGAGAGCGAGAUAAUGUGCUGCCUCUGCAAAUCUCUCUCUCUCUCUUCUCCUCUCUCUUUCACCAUCUCCCAGUCUUUUUGCAUUAAUCCUCUCCUCUCUGCGAGUUUCCCACUAUGUUGAUCCUGCCAGUAUCUGCAUAUGCUGCACUCUCACCAACAUCAUCGCCUUAACAGAUAUGACACUCUGUUUCCUUGCAAAGCAUAUGCUGUAAAAGGGCAACUUUCAGCAGAUUACUAGAUUAUAGAUUAAGAAGAGAAAAUUGAGUGUGAGUGAGAAAGUGGAUGUGCGUGUGUGUUUGUCCAGCAGAGGUCUUUAAAGAGGGGCAGAAAAACAUGUCUGUGUGACCACUAGGCCUGGCCUCUCAUAUUGCCUAAAUGUGGUUAAGAGGCUUUUAUUUUUAGCCUUUUGCUGUUGUGAGUUAAAUAAAACAGCAGUAAUGCAGCUUCACUAAUCCUCUCAAACAACUAAUCCUUGCAGAACACCACUGUAAAUACUCUGUGGGCUGUAUUAAAGCACAAAUCACUCAAUCCCUCACUGAGUGUUUUAUGCUUAUUUUGGUUCAGAUUAAUAAUUUUUUUUUAUAUUUAAUCUAGGAGAGAGAUGCUCCAGAAAUAACUGGGCUUCUUCUUGUGGACCCUGUCUUCGGGAUGUUUUUCUGUUUGUGUCUUUGUGUUUUUCAGGGUAAGGUUUCGCACUCAAGUGUCCUUCACUCGGCUUGUAAAGUACUUGCUGUGAGAUUCAACAAAAGACUUUUGAGAUGAACAGACACAGAAAUUCUCCUCAGAGAACCUGUUUGGAUACCUCUUCACUUAGAGGUUAAGAUGCUGUAGAUACUCUUUACUCUUUACUGGAGGGUGUUGGCUGCUUUCAGUGGGAAUAUGUGUCGCAGGGGAAAAAAAUUAUGAAAAUAACCUGACUUGAUUUUAUCAUUUGUACCAUCAUUCACACAUUUCAUUCAGCUGAGUUUUGUGUUUCGUUUCAAAUUGCAGUGUAAUAAGCCUUAAAAUCCCACUCCGAUCAAAUCUUUUUUUACAACAUUAAGUGAUCUCAGUGGUCUUCAAGUUGUGAUUAUUCAAUUUUUAGCCAAAAUCACGUCACCUGUGUCAUUUUCAAGAGCUUUUCUUCUGCAGAGCUCCAGUAGCUCAUUAGCAAUUCGCCUCUGAGUCGUGGGCGGAGACAACGCUGCUCUCUUCAUGCUAGCUUACAGCCUAACAUUGCCAGUGUAAUAGAAGUAGCAGGCAAUAUAGGAGCUACUCAGCUCUCGUACACAAAGGUCUUUAGGAGCAUGAUAAAAGCUAAUAUAAUAAUUAGCUUCCUUACAAGCAUCUUGAUCGUCCUCUCUAUAUUUCCGUGUCUUGUCUGCAUAACGGGACUCUGGGGGUGGAGCCUGGAUUUGCUAUGGAAGAAAUCUCACUGUAUCUGAGCCUGCAGUUUGGGUCUGCCAGAGAUUCACAGCGAUUUGAAUGCAGAAAUACUCUGAAAAAGAAAAUUUGCACUUACUUUUCUCUUCUCUUGUCCUGUAGCAUCAGAAAAAAUGCAGACAACAAGAAGAUUUUCAUCCGAGUGGGUCUUAAAUUAAGUCCUCCAUGUUAGAUCUUAUGCAGCACAGUGACCCCACUCUAAGAAAAAAAGUGUUUCUCAACCUCUUUUUUCUAGAAAACACUUUCCUGGAAAACCUACUGGAUACAUUCCUUCUGACUUCAGUUGCUGACUAAUACAUCAAGGAAAUGCCUCCAUUAUGACAAACCCUCUCAAUGUUUUAAUUGAUUGCUUGUUGUCUGUGAUAAACCAUCAAAAAAGACCUCACACAUAUACAUAAAUACAUUUGAAACUAGUGCAUGUCCUAGGGCUUUACCUGCGUAUUGCCUCUUCCUGGAAAAUAUUACAAUUUCUGGUGUUUAAAGGAAAAAAGAGUUGUGAUAUUAUGAGAUGUCUGUCUGAUAAAUGUCUUUAGAUGUGUUUAAACUAAAAAUGAAACUCUGCCACUGAGCUCUUUAAUACUUCCCCUGGUGAGUCUGAAGUGAAUUAUACAAGCUGCCUGAAGCAAAUACAGAAUAUUUGCUUUUCUGCAGCAACUUAGGUUUGAUUUCCUUUAACAGAAAACAAAAUGUUUUCAUCCUCUAUUGUUGUAAAGCUGUGAGAGCCACAGGGAUAUGCAGAAAGGAAAACCACAUGGGCAAUGUUGUGCCUUUUUUAAAGGCUGUGUGCACACCUACACGGGUCUUCUCACCCUAACACAGCAGAUAUUUUAUCCUGUCAUAACAGACACUGCAGAGGUGAGACACAUUUCAACAGCAGUUAAAUGUGACUCAGAUGUUUUAAUGACAUUAAAUGCUUUUCUGCUAUUACAUGCCAGCCUAUUUAAAAUGAAAAAGUCAACAGGUGCUACAAGUGAAGAAUAAGGGUAAUGUCAGUCAAGCAUAAUUUGCACAUUAACGCUCUCUGCAAGAGACCUUAUCAGGCAGCAUGAAUACUAACACCUCUACCUCUGUACGUGCAAAGAUGGUCCUACACGUGAGGGACUUCUUUGAUCUGCUAAUUGAUGGAAAAAGCAAUUACAUGCAUUUGGACUGAGACUGAGAGAAGCUCUUUAAGUGUCGUACAAAGCUGUUGCUUUUGGGCAGAACUGACAAAGUGCGUCAAAGUACAUCAACUGUAGCCUGGCUGGGCCAUCCUGUUGCGUGAAUCACUUGCCGUUCCUUCCCACAACAGUCUGGACUUCGGCGCAUUGGGAGCGUGUAUCCCCGGUCAGAAAAUAACAGGGCCAAUCAGAGACUGUGUUUCCACUGUUACCCGGACAACAGGGAAAGGCAGCCCCUGAUUGGUCCAUGUGUAGAUGGUGAUGUCUAACACAUGCUGCGGGACUUUUCAAAGCUCCGUUCAUUCAGAACACCGUUAAUUCUGCAGUUGACUCUGAAAAGUCGGCAGAAAUCGUUUAGAUCCGAAUAUAUUUUAUUUUGCGGAUAUAAACGAUUAUUUUCUGGUUAUUUCCCGGUUAUUUUCUGAUCUGGAAUACAUGCUCCCAAUGGGCCAAAGUCCAACAAACAAAAUAUCAAAAUUUGUCUAUAUAUGCUUAUUAAGGCUGCACGAUAUUGGAAAAAAAUAAUAUUGCGAUUUUUUCAACCCUGCGAUAUAUAUUGCGAUAUUAAAAAUACAGUAUUUUCACCAGAUGACCUGAAUAGCACUUAAUGUUAUGCUGCACUGCUGAAAUCUUGAGGACAGUUAAUCUGCUCUGAUCUUACCUCUUUUUGUGAAUGUUAGUAGAACGGCUUCUGUCUGUCUCAGAGAUAUUUUUAGCUUUUAUUGUGCUGGGACGUUAUUGUGGAAACAGAUGAACACAGAAGACGUGUUUUGGUCGACAUCAUCCUUUUUUAACCGAAAUAAUUCCAGAUAACUGACUUUCCUUUUCUUUUUGGCAACAAAUCUUCAUUUUCGGUGGUUUUCGCUUGUUCGUUGUUCAUUUUGCGAUCGUUGUUGUUGUUGUUAGCGGUGCUGUACCGAGAAACGCACGUCCUCCGAGAAUUGCAUGCACCUCGCAAAACGCGCACUGCUUAUAGUAGAGUGGUCCACGGAAAUGUACAAUUUAAAACCCAUACAGUUCUUAUUUGUUGGGCUUAACAGUCAUGAGUAAAGUUCCGAAAGUAAUUCUCAGCGGACACACGUCUCCCUCCAUAUGCAGAACAUGUGCAGGGGUGGGUUUUCUCCUCCCUGAUUUUGAUUGACAGCUGGCAGGGUAGUCUGAUUGGCAGCUGAGAAGUGAGUCUGAUUGGCAACUGAGUUAAGGACGAAGGCGAUUGGUGGAUCGCUGCACAGCACACGCAGAGUCACAUGGAGUGUAUCUCAGUCGGUUACCCUUGAAAUUAAAUGAGUUCAUUCACCUCCAAUAUCGCAGGCUCUGCGAUGUGACUAUCGCACACACGUACAUCGCGAUGACGAUAGUCAAACUAUAUAUCGUUCAGGCCUAAUGCUUAUUCAAAGUAAAAAGCUGUCAGAGGAAAAAAAAUGGCACAAACCAACAGAUCAUCACAGUAUUGCCCACCUAGCGACUUUGUUGCUAGAUUAAGCGACUUUACAGAACCCCCAGUGCCCUAGUGACUUGUUUUCAAAAAACGCCUAGCGACAAAUCCAGCAACUUUUUCAGGAGUUUGGAGACUGACAUGAAGGCAGGUAUCAAUGUUACUCUUCUUAACAGGUGUGGGUGUGCAUCAAAAACACACACACAUACAGACACUCAAGGAAGAGACCUCCUCCCUCGACAGCAGGGGUGGGGUGGGGGUAGGAGGGUUAACAGAAAGAUUAUGCAAAUCAGGCGAUGCCGUCAUCUAGUAACUUCUAGCGACUUCUAGGACAGCCACUACCCACCCAGCAAAAAGUGGUUGAAAAGACAUUGAAAAGAUGUCUUCAACAUCUUUUUUUGGGCUAAAUUAUGGCCAUGAUGGGCCGGCAUGAUUUAGCCGGAAAAAAGACGUCUAAAUGACGUCAGUGUGUGGUAGGUAAAGAGUUUCCUUACUGAGGAGUUGGCAACACUGAGUAGGUUUAAUGUGUGUUUCUAAAAUAGAUUAACUUUGAGAGUAACAGGCAAAUUCUGUAACAGGAGAAAUGUUGUAUUUCUUAGGUGUGUAUAUACCAACUUAAGUAUAGAAAGCAGCGAUUAGUGAUAAUGGCAUAUUGUGCAUCUAAAGUAUAGUGAGAGUUGGUUUUACUAUUUUGUGGUAAGAGAGAAGACAGAAAAUGACAUGAGACGAAUUGUUCUUCAGCAAAGCUUUUAAGGUGGAAAAACUGAAAAUGUCAACACCAUUACAAUCACACAGUGUGGCCAAACGUAGGCUGUAAUAUUGCAGUAUUGACAGUAGCUCUUUAUUAAAAUAAUGAAUAAUGAUAUUCUGCCAAAAUUUUACUAACAGUAAUACUGUUGGUUCAUGGUUGAAGUCUUUAUACGCCGACUGCUACACAUCAAAAAAUGAGAGGGAAGGAGAGAAGAAGAAGCAGACUGCCUGUGAAGUGGCUGGAAGCAGCUCUCUAAGAGAUGAUGAGGCACUUUAUAAAAACUGAAAUGCCAUGAUUUAUUACAAAUCUAAAUACUCAGGUUACUAAGAAAUUUUAUUUUAUUAUUUUCUAACCAUUAUUUUAACUGUUUCUAUUUAGCUCUGUAACUUACAGUCUACCAGGAGUAGCUUAAAGUUGAAGUUAAAAGCACAAUUUUACAGAGUGGAUUAUAAAGCAAGACAAAAUAUAUAUUUAAAUAAAAACAAUUGUUUUAAGACGCUGUCUGAUGUUGAUGUUGUGAAUGAAUCAUACAUUUGAAUAUAAUUAUAAUUAUGUGAGUUAAUUGUCUUUACAAGUAAAAUUAACAGACUUGUAGUAUUCAUGAUUAUUAUGUUGUUCCACCUCAAUUUGACUCACCGUGUUGAUUUAAAUUUCAACUUUUCCAUAAAUAUAGCUGUAAGAUCAUUAUUGUGACGUUUUAUGGUUAUGAUAAUUGUAGUGAAAAUCUGCCAAGUUAAGUUGCAUGUUACAUUUGAUGCUUUAAUGUGCAAACGCUUGUGUGUUACUGAUGAGAGUGAAAGCUCCCUGACUGUGGGAACUCUCAGAUGGGAUAGUGCAGCAUUUGGGUACGUUUUGUAGACCUGUCUCUUCAUCAUGGCUGUUUUGCAUGUGCCACUUUGAACAGAGAGAGUAAGCAUGUGAGAUGGCUCACCGUUAGCACUCAGCUCCAGAAAACAACGCACUCACAUUAUGAAAAAUGAACUCCUCGCUGCACCUCUCUGCAGAGGACGGAUGCACAUGUGAACUGCACAGGACAGUUUUCUUCACUGAUUUAAACUUUUCAGCAGAUUGAAUCGGUGCUUUAAUUUUCUCCUGCUGAGUACUAAUAGUUCAACAAUAGUAGGUCUUCAUUUCUCUUCCCACAGAGUCCAUACAGAGACCAAUCAUCCCUCCAACACACACUCUUCUCUUCCCUCACACCAUUUACAGUCAGAGCAGGCCGCGCAUUUCUCUCCUCUCAUUCCUCCCCUCUGCCUUCAUCUGGCCUCCCUCUCUCUUCUCAUCUUUCCACCUCUGGCUCUGCUGCAAGCCUGCCUCACACGCACCAGGGUUUCCCUUUCAUUUGGUAGUGAGGGAUGGGAUGAGAGACAGAGAGAGGCGAGAGAGAGGAGAGUGGAAGGAUGUAAUGAUCUGUCCUGAUGAAUGCAGUCAGAGAGAAAGUGCUGACGCAAUCGAGGAGAGGCUUUAAGGAGUGAUGAGCUUAAUGCACCAAUCACAGAGCUAAUCAGAUACCUGUCAACACGCAACAACCAACCAAGGUGUUUGAAAUAUGACCCGAGGAAAUUAAUUGAGUUAAUGUCCUGAAAUGAUUAAAGAUAAGCUUUCAGUUAUUUGUCAUUUUCAUCUGUUGGGGCUGUCACAUAAAAACAUAAAAGCUCAAAGAGCUUAUCAUUUGAAAAGGAUACAACAAUUAAUCUACAAAGAUGGAGUUGAUCAUACUUUUAUGAAUGCAUGUGCCAUAAAAUCUGCUUAAUGUACAAGCCUUAGGGAGAGAGAUUUUAAGGAACCUCAAAAUAUAAUAGGUCGACACUACCAGGAACAAUAUCGAGCUACUUUUUUUAGGGUGAAAGACACUAGAGCAAGUCCCAAACAUGAGACAUGGAUAAGGAACAAAAUACAAAAUAUAAACCAGAAACCAGUGAUGGAUUUAUCAAAGAAGAAAACUCUAAAUGCUCAAGGGUUAACAUGAGGACUACUAGACACUGCAACAUCAGCGGUUGGAAUUCAGCCAAAGGAUAGAGAAAAGGAGAGAGAGAGAGACAGAGAGAGAGAGAGAGAGAGAGAGAGAGAGAGAGAGAGAGAACUGUCUUUGUUCAUCUCCAACGCAUGUUUCCCUCCUUGAGGGUGUUGUCAGCAGCUGGCUAGAUUAAGCUCUUCAUCUAGAUACUGAUUCCCAAUCCUUUGAUGCAAUAACAUCGCUUCCAAAACUGAUUUACCAAAAACUGUCUGUAUGAAGUCUGGUCACAAAAGACAGCGGGAUGAGAGCAGGAUGUUUGCAUGAUACAACAUUUUCCGUCAUGGUACUUUCGUUGCCUUUUUUUUAAGUGUGUAAUUACACCACAUGAAGUUUAUUAGUCAGCCAGAGAGCUUAUGUAGAGACAGCUUGGCUCACAGCUUCAAGCCCUGCCAAGCAGUGUUGAAAAAACACCACGUUCUUAAUGUGAAACUGCUUAAUUCAUUAUUUUUAACAGUAUUAAUAGCAGAGUUUGUUCAUUUUGGACAGGAUGAGACAUCUGCAGAUAAUUCAGCCUCUGGGAAAACCCUGCGAAUGAUGAACAAUGUACGAAUCAGAACACCCUGAAAAAAAGCUGGCUGCAGCUCAGCUCACAGCCUCUCCUGAUGCGUUGUGAUUGAUCUCUUGAGAAAGAGACAAAGAACACAACAGGGUCACCAGGAGACUUGUUUUCAGAAGUUUACAGCUCAUCAUGCCGUGUCUCUAUAUUGUUUUUCACACAAUAACAAAACUGAAAAAGUGGCUCCUCUUUGAGCACCCUAGCAACAACUGAUACGAGGUGACACUUGCAUAUGCAGGUGAGUGCAUGUGCCAGCUCUUUACUGGAAACAGAAUGAAUUAUUAGAGCCAAAAUUAAAAGCUACAAAAAUUAUCUUUUAUCAUUCAAUACACCCAUCUCUCCACCUGCUGAGUCUGAACUUAUAUUUUGACCACAGAAAAGAGAAAAACUACAUAAAGCUCCUGUGAGGAGUUAAUUUAUGUUAACUGAUACAUUUUCAUGAUAUCCAAAAGCAAUCAAGACCAAAAGCAACACGACUAAUGACCUUGAUAUCAUAUUUUUUAACGCCUGAAACUGGUGCAAGGGGGUAGGUUUCAGCCAAGCAACUGAAGAAAUACCUUUUUUUAAACAAUUCUUACAUAAAACAUUCACAAUAAACAGAAUAUUUGGCUGUAGGGCUGCAAUGACAACGAAUUCCAUUGUCGACUAUUGUUGCCAGACGAGACAUCAUACUUCAUAAUAUUCUCUGCCUAAAGUCACACAUGCGGAAUAGCGUCUCCACCGAGCUGCAGGGGCGUCCCAUACAGUAGCUACAAGUACGCGCUUAAAAACCUCCAAAGUUUGGGAGCACUUCAGCCUAAGAAAAGGCAGGAAAAAAAUAAUAAUUUUAUAAUUAUCCGAUUAGUUAACUAACUGUUUAUAAUAGUUUAUAAUAAUUGUUAAUAGUCGGUGACUAGAGGACUAUUAAAAUAGUCGUUAGUUGGAGUCCUAUUUGGCUGUCAGAAGUCAUCAGGAUGAGGUUUCUUUUGUCAAAAGUCACAACUCAGAGGACAAGAUAAGCAAAGACUCUUUUGUCCACAGGGGGCGCCAAAAUUGACUCAAACAAAAGUUCCUCGCAGGAGCUUUAAAGGGAGAAUAAUUUCAUUAAUUUCUCAUCUUAGCUUAGUUUUUUUACUCCAAAUCAGCAGCGGGAGUCUCUUAAAUCAGACACAGAAGGUUUGCAGCAGAAUUGAGUUGAUUGGUGGUGUGUGCCGUAACAUAUGGGACUGUCCAGUCUUACACAGCGAGUAAACAGGUUGAUAGCGGGCCAUUUAUCUAGAUCUGUGAUACGACAUCUAUACAACAGGGCGACAUAAACAACAGCCAUAACUCUCUCUCACACACACACUCGCGUACCCAAACACAAGGCAAACUGUUAAAGUGAAAUACGCAGGGCUUGACGUUUAUGGGCGUCCGUCCUUAUUCCUUUGACAGGAAGAGAAUUCAGACAGAAUGAAAUCAUCAUCAACAUGGCCACUGUGCUACAGAUCUCCUCUCUCCGCUCAUUCACUGACUGACAAAGAGAAAACUGGAAGAGGGGAGGGGAGGGGGGAUGUUUGGACUGAGCACAAUCAUUGUGGUUCUGUCUCUGUACUGCUUUGCCAGAACGACACAGAGAGGCAAAAAAGCGAGACAGGGAGACAGAGAAAGAAAGAGAGAGGAAGACACCAGCUUCAGUCAGAGAAGUGAAAAGAGGCUGGCAUAGCUCUGAGCUUCCCCACAACAAUGCACAUAAGAAAGUGCUGCAGGGGGGUAAAAAAGACGCAGAUACUCCAGUGAGCGGGGAAGAUAGGGUGGAGGAGGGGGGAAGAAAAAGGAGACAGAAAUACAGAUGAGUAAUGGGGACCUGGACUUUCCCUGAGGGCUUAUGAAAAGUCACCUCCAGUCAGCAGUUAACAAUUAACACAGGGUUUAAAACAAGAGGGACACACAAACACACACAUACAUGCACACACCCACAUGAACUAACGCUGCCACAGGUUAAUAGCUGAGUGGUAAUGCUGUGGUAAUACAUCUGAGCAUAUUAACAAUUUAUACCCAAUUCACCACCCUGAUAUCUUGCCUCAAGCACAAAUUAGCACAAAUUGUCUGCAGCAGGGUGGUGAUAGGGAUGGAGGUGGUGGUUGUGUUGGUGGUUGUGGGAGGUGGUGGUGGUGGUGGGGUUGUAAUUAUUCCAGGACACGCCAUGUGUCACCAGGCCUCUGCCGCAAGAGCUAAUAUCCCGUAUGAUGUCGCAGGAGGACAGGAGUGGUGUUUUUUUUCUGGGUAUAAUUCCCUUGUUUGUGCUGGAUUAGAGCUGCAUGGAGAUCAGUAACAGAGAAACAGUUUUUUUUUUUUUUUUUGGAGUGUUGUUGGAGUCAAUCUGGCACAAGCUGUUCUCAUGUCAGUGAGGAUGAUUAGUAAAGGGUACAGUGGUUUAGCAGGCUGCUUGUCACAUAUUUAACAGCACGUAUUGAUGCCUUGUUAGGGCAAAAGGGGGGCAGCUGCAUGGCGGAAAUCAAGGGGAGAGUAAAUAUAUUCAGAGGAGGAUUUUAUGAUGAUUUGAUGUGGCUGUUGUUUUCUGUACAGGCUGUUUCCAAAUGAGAGAUUUUUGGUGACACACAUUUCCUAACGGGGAUGACUGCUUCUGCAUGGACAACCGCACUUAUUUCAUUUUUUCUUUUAGAUCCAAAUUCCGACGAGUAAGAUCCUAGUGUUUUCUUCCUCUCUCUCUCAUUCAUUCUUUAUUUUUGUCACAUUGUGAGCGGGAACUGCUGCUGUGAGCAAACUCUUUUCAAUUAUGCUCACUUACUCUCUUGAUCAGGGACACUGAGCCGAGAACAGUGUGUGGAGAGUGUGUGGUGCGGAGCAGCCUGGGCUCAAGUUUUUGCAGCUAAAUCUCAUCACAAAUGACAGAUACACCAGGUUACAUCAGAUGUAUUACACAACUCUCAUAUUUCACUUGUUUUUCUGUGGGACCCUUGUCACAUUCAUAGCUAUUUAUUAUCUAAUCUUUGUGAGCCCUGCAUACUUAGUCCUUCCCCCCUAGAUCAGUGUUCAGUCCGUGUCUAUUCUUUUGGGGUGUGGCUUUGUGAUCUCUCAUCUGUCAACAUUCACCAGCUGCGUUUUUUGAGCGCAGCACGGUGCAACACCGCCGGCCAGCUGGAGUCACGACACUGAGGAAUUCCUAUGGUUCUAACAGAACGGAUGUUUUUCUACCUCCUCAACCACAUUGUCAUCUUUGGCCCCUGAAAGCCUCUUGACCUGUUGACUCCAGAGUCGACCCUACUCUUUGUGAUAGUUUGUUGAUGUAGUUAAAAUGUAUGAUCUGGCACCAACAUGGUGUGUUUUAUUAUGAAAUGUAACUGGAUACUUUAAUGUUGUUUUGGUGUCUGACUUCCUUUCCUGUUGUAUCACAGAGACACUGGCAUGAAGCUGCAGACAGACAGUAGAUUAUAUUCAACAUAAAUGUAGUCUGAUAUUGGAUCUGAAGUGGAGAUGAUACAGAUGCCACAAUGGAAAAGCUGACUCUACCCAUAUUUUGGCUCAAGCAAACUUUCAGCUGACCUUGCAAGUGGCCAGAAGGUGGACCUGAAAUGGGCUUUUGGCAAACAGCGAACAUAUGCUCAGCUGUCAGCUGCGCCCCUAAUUUACCUAAAUUCUUAACUUACAUAUCUUCAAAACAAAUGAGUUGUUAAAAACCCUGCAGUGUAUACAUUGUGUACUAAUGCUUGCCCUAAAGACAGCCCUUUUGUCCUUCAUCAAGUGGACAGAGAACUUCAUCACUUCAUUUUUCAACAUCAUGGUUUGCCGCUUGAGAAAGACGCUCAGCCACACAAGUUCUCACUUCCAGCAGCACCUUGCUCUGGUGGUAGUUUAAACUGCUGCCACACAACUGAACUGUUAACAGGACUGGUUUCCUGCAGAGUGUUUACUUUUAUUGUCCACACCUGCAGCACUUGCUUUUGUCUGGGCACAGCAGAAACAGACUUAGACUCAAUUCAUGAAAAGUAUGCUUGGAUUUUUAGUUGAUGUGCUGUGCAUAAAAAUACUUAAUUAGGUACAAAUGUCUGUGUGAAUCCUAUCUCAAAAUCAGGUGUGUGUUUUUACCUAUCUACAUGUUUACAAUGUUACCAAAAUGCAUGUUUUUUGUCUUAUUAAUUUAAUUGAACAAAAUCCACCAUGUGACACAUAUUUAACAUAUUGUUGUGUAAAAAAAAAAAAGAGGGACAGGUAAUUUUGAAAUUAUUGUGUUACUGUUGUUAUUGUUUUUUUCACAUGCAAGUUGAAACAUGCAAACUUUGCAUGUCUGCUGCUGUGAGAAUGGGUCGAUCUCAGUCUGAAGCCUGAAAAAAGAUCAGUGUUUCUAAUAACCAAAGAGGUGCUAUGAUGGUUGCAUCUGUUGGAUAAGCCAAUCUUAUUAGACAAGUGUAAAAUAGACUUUAGAGUACCUGCAGUUCAACUCUUUUAUAGAUGCAUUUCUUGGUUCUAGCUUAUCUGUCCCGAGCUUAUUAGCCGUCUUGAAUUUGCACAAGUGUGUUGCAGCUUUGACAGGGUUUAUCCUCAUGCUCUCCUCCCUGGUCCCUCUGAUAUUUCUCUUUUCUGGUCUCAGUGAAAGGGAGGGACAUUAUGGUGUGAGAGGAGUCACGCUCCUCAGGGGGGCUGCCAUUGAUCAGUCUAGUCAUGCACACAUCAGCACACCUCUGUGCGCACAGACUCACACACACACAGUAGGAGCAAAGACAAACAGAACAGUUUUGCUCCAAAAAGGAGAAGCAAAGAAACAAAAAAAUAAAGUUCUUUUUCCAGCUUUGGUAACUUUCACCAUUUCACAAAAGGAAGAACAUGAAAGGUAAAGCACUGUCUUAUGUACUCAUUAUGAUCAGCUUUCUAAUCCCCAUUAAAUAACUAUUGCAUAUUGAAUUUGAUAAGGAGAGGGGUGGGAUUGUCUUGUAGACACGAAGUAAGCUCUCAGACAUGGGAGAGAAACACAGAUGAGAGGAAAGAAGACAGUGCUGGAGAAGUGUGCGUGCCUCCCUUUCUCUCCAUGCUAAUUUCCUUGGCAGGCUCUUAAACAGAAUUUAAUUUGCUCUGUGUUUACGAUUCAUAACGAAUGGUGCCAUCUCAGAGGCCAAUGUAAUCUAAUUAUUAACACAAAUGCAUGGACGUACAUGCACUGACGGGCGCUCACGUGCACCGAGAGACGUACUAUUGUCGUCUAAUUAACUUGGCAAGCAUUUUGAACUCAUUUUACAUUGAAAGUGUGCUCUUUGUAAAUAGAACACUAUAGGUCUUAGGGAAAUCUGUGAAUAUUUACAGAUAGUUAAUAUGUGAUUUAUAUAGUGCAUCUAUAAGCACCAUGAGAAUAUCGGGUAGUUUGAUACACAAUUUAUAGUCUCAAUUUAGUCUGGAGCUUGGCCAGAAGGUCAGAUCACUAUUUUCAAAAUCUCUACUGCCUCCAUAUUUUUCAAAUAAACAUCCCAAACAAUCUAUCUCACUGGUAAGCCUCUACAAAUGUAUAAAUCAUGUCAGUUCUCAAGUUAAGUCUGAUGAGGGAUGGGGACUCCUGUGGUUUCCUGCCAAUUUAUUCUGUUGGCAUUGAAUGCAUUUAAGCCGCUGAGCUUUGUGUACGUGUGUGUGUCUUUAAAAAAGAGCCAACUGCACCGCUCAGCUCGUGAGACAAUCAGUACAAAAUGUGUUCAUUGUCUUCAUUCAGUGAUGUUGCCACUUUCAGGAUGGCUGCUUUUGAAGGUGUUUCUUUUGAGCAUGCUUAACAAAGACAAGAAGGUAUCAAACGAUGAUGAAUCUAAACAAUGCAUUCAAAUUAAAUGCUGUGACAAAAAAGGUUUCCAAGCAUCCAAGUCUUGAUAGGAGAUAAACAUAAACUCUGUGUUAAUGCAACUCUAAGAAUCUUUUGAAUGUGUAACAGAUCAAAUACAUUAAUGGAUUAAAAUGCAACGUCAGUGUUUGAUGCUCAAGAGUAUCUAUCUGAAUUUCGCAGUGACGUUUUCUUUAAUGGGCUGGUAAAGCUGGUUUUGGGGGACCGCAAUGUUGCAAACAUCGGUUGAUACUGUGGCUGUGAAAACCUCAAAAAGUGGAACUUUUGAUGAUGACUAAAUGUAAUUGUCCGGUACUUUUCUUUGAGGUUACUUUUUUUAGAAAGACCAGGGCUUGCUGAGCUCAGAGAUGGAGUUUGAGGGGUAACUUGUUUUGUGUUAUUAUCAGGUAGCAUAUCUUAAGUGCCCUCUCUGUUGUGUCCUGCUUGUAUCUUAUUACUUCAUUCGUGACUUGAUGAGAAGUGAAUUGACAGGAUGUGACAUGACAUCCUUGCAUGACAUGACACAUAACAGAAAAUAAAAAGUAUUGCCAUGUAAAACUCAACUUUUACCCGUGAGGUAACAUAAAGUAACAUUAACAAUAAAAAGAGUAAAAAAAACAAAAGUUUAAAACACUUUUAAAAAGCUCAUGUUGAUUUAUUAGAAUCAAUCUUGCCACUUUUACCACUGCUUCAAAUCUUAUGUUACUGCGAACAAAGUAGACUUUCUAGUUGGGUUCUCUGGCUCUUUACCUUUUGAUUAAAGCUCACUGCAUGGAUCCGUUGGUUUUUGAAGGUGUUUUUUUUUUGUUGUUGUUGUUUUUGUGGUUGUUUUAAAAGUGAUGAUUUAAUGGGUUUUUAUGUAUUUAGAUCUUUUUUAUUUGGGAUGGAAACAACUGAGCCUCCAGUACUUUUGUAUAUAAAUACUGAUGGCACUAAACGUUAUUGAAAUUAACUUAUUACUGUAACUUUACAUGUUAAUCUUAGCAGAUUUCAUACUGAAUCGACUGGGUUUGUGUGUGUUGAAGCGUGUGCAUGCCAGAGAGAAAGAAGAGAGAGAGAGAGAGAGAAAGAGAUGCCCUCAGUGGUAGGAUGACAUUUGAAAGCAGUACCCCGCUGGGACCAAGAGAGCUAUCUCAGUGACUUGUAUGUCGAAGUGAAACCAUACACACACACACACACACACACACACACACACACACACACACACACACACACACACACACACACACACACACACACACACACACACACACUUACAUAAAUUGUUCAGAGUCUGAACAAUCUGUCCAUGGGUUAGUCUGUCAGGAUCACGUCAUCCUAAGUAAUCGGGGUUAACAGCCACCGCUGUGUUAAAAGAGGCACAGAUAACAAGUCCUUACGCCAGAGAGAGAGAGAUGGGAAGGAGAGAUGAGAGCAGGAAGAGAGUGAGAUGGUGAGACAGGUAGGACACAUUACAGAAGGUGUAAAAAUUCUUGGAUUUAGGGCCUGUGAUUGAGGAUAAUGGCCUGCUAGCCUGCUGAGUUUGCUGUGCAGAGGAAAAAGUGCUGGAGUGGCAGAGAGAGAUUGAGAAAAGGACAGGUCAUUUGUGAAAUAGCAGUAGGACAAGGUGAGAUGGAUGAAGAACACGAGGAGGAAGACGAGAAGGGAUAGAUAAAGUGUCAAAGAGAGAUUGUAAGGCUGGUAUGCACCAUUUCUGAAAAAAAAAGACAAAGAGGGUUUUAUUAUCACUUUCCUAUUCUGAGGUGGAUGCUUUUUCUUUAGCAGCAUAAGUUUUUACGAACUCACACACUCACACGCUGAAGUGGUCUAUUGUGAGUUUUAUAUAUCAUUGGAAACCAUAACAUCUCUGAGCAUUAAAAUACACAAUCUACUGUGGAGCAUUUCAUUGUCAGAGCAUAUACAAAGAUUAUUCAUAGGGGAAAUAAAAUCCAAGUGAGUGUGUAUAUACUCGUGCUUAUUAUAUAGCUGUGAAAUUCAAAAUUGAUCCAAGUAUUGGAGUAGUAAUCACAAUUUAUUGGAGGAUUUCCUGGCUCUCUACCUAGCUGAUAAUUAUCAACACGUUUUAUAAAGUUGACUUUCUUGCUCUACAUCACCUGACUUCCUCGUGGUUGUGAUUUAAUUUGUUUUGCGGCAAGACAGGGUUGCAGCUAUUAUCUCAAUUUGGGUUGCUCAGCUUUCCCAAUAGAUGAUAAAUUAGAAGAAAAGUAAGGCUCUGCCAUCACGUCUUUUGUUUAAGUGAGUUUGUACAGCCAAUACAAAAAGAAAGGUGAACCCAAGACUUAUUUUUGUAAGUCUUGGGUUUUACAGUAAAUACUAGAUUCUGUUUUGUCACUCUGAGCAAAUAAUUCUGAGUAAAAAUUUCAAAGUAAAUCAGUUAUUAAGCGUAUACUUAGUGGAAUGAUAAAGAUUACAGCUGAAAAUUGUCCAAUUGAUGUCAUAGAUUUAUGCCUCAAAACAGUGACCGAGUCUCCUAAAAAUAACAGCUUAGAACAAACAUGUAGACACAUACAAAAAUAUGAAAACAUACGUGCAUAACAUAUUUAUAUAUAACAUAUGUACUACAAUGUGUGCUCAACCUAACAAGUGGGAGUGGGUGUGACCUUCUCUCUCAGUGUAGAUGUGUCUGUCACACGCCUAUCGAGCCUUAAAGAAAAUUAAAAAAAAAGACAUAAUAUAAUAAACAUGAUGAUAUGGCAACAGUAAAAAGUGUGAUUGACAAUUUUUACUCAAUCUGAUUGUGUAUUCCUAAGUUUUAUUGAUGAUCAGUCUGUUGGUCUUUAGGCUUCCAUCAUUAUCAGGAUACUCCUUAACAAGCAGCUGUAGAAAACUAUAUUUUGGUUAAUGUUAAUCAGAUCUGCAAAGAGAAAAACAUGUGCUCAUAUUUUUGGUGUUUGAUGAUGACAAACUGAAAUGUCAGGGGAUCACCGAAAGCCAUCCUCUGGGAGCCAAAAGUAUUGAUACUAAAUUGUGUGGCAAUCUGUUUGGUAGUUCAUGCGGCAUUUUUCCAAGAACCAAAGAGUUGGAUUGAUAGUGAGACAGAUGGAUGGAUUGAUCAAGCAGUAACACUAUCCUUUGGGCGCAUUGCUUGUGGAUCAAACAGGGAAACUAGGGAUGUGACAGAAUGAUCAGAGACAGACACGCAGUGGGUGUGAUAUCAGAAUGUGCUUUUCUCUGAGAUCGUGAUUGAACUGGGCUUUGCAGGAUGGUUGCUUUGUCUUUUUCUCAUUAACCAAGCAAAUUAAGAACUUUUCAAAUCUCUGUUAGUCUCUUACACAUAUUCAUGCUGGCUCAUUCACUUCAUCCUGCCUUGGUUUUUAAAUACUCUUUAGACAGAGCAUGGUAAUUGUUUGCUGCUGUAGUUCUCAUUCUCCACGCAGUGCUCUUCCUUUGUUGUACUGUGGGUUGACUCUUUUGUUAUGGAAAUGGCAGAAACUUGCAACAACUGUGUUAAAAGCAAACAAAACUUGACUUUCAUGCCAUGCAUUUACACACACGCAUGCUCGCAAACCAUGACAUGCAAAGUCAAGCAUGCCUACAUACGCGUCAGGGAACAGAGAGGGCAUGACUUGUACAGACUCGCACAUUGUGCUCCUGACAGGGCUUACAAUUUGUCCUUGGCAUUUCCAUGUACUUGAUGAAAGGCUGCCAUGAAAGGACCAUGUGUUGACAUCGAAAUCUUCAAAUGUAGAGUGAUUUCUUUGUUCCCUCUCUCAGAGCUGACUCGAGGGACUUCAGCGCUCAGGGUGGACUUGUUGUUAAUUAACCACACGGCUGUCUGAUUGAAGAGUGUGCUUAUGAAUGUGCACACAUAGGGAACACUAUAGGAGAAGUGAAACAGCGACCAACAUUCAUUUGUAUUGUGGCGCAUACUCACUGGGGUAUGUACCAUAUGAUUAAAUGUAUAUAUUGUACGACACUAACAUUUUGCAUGUUUCUUUUCAACAUGGAGCAGCUUUAGGCUCAGCUCUCAUACAGUGAAACGUGGGACUUCCAUAUUUAUUUGUAAGUUUCAUUUGAGGUGGGACUCAUACAGGUGCUUGGUCUUGCUGGUGCACACACUAAUGCAUAAAUAAGAGUUCACAAAAUGUUUACCUGUGAUUGAUUACAAACAGCUGUUAUGGUGCAUGACCUCCUGAUAAUUGUGUUGUAUUCAUAUUAAAAAUUUUCUUUAUGGUCUUUUUAUUAUUAAGCUGUUUUGUAAAUUGGGUGGAUAGUUUUUCCUCGCCUCUUGAGUGAUACCUCCGUCUAAGGUUUAUUAUUCCUGUUGCUUCUAUUAGGGCUGCAGCUAUCGAUUAUUUUAGUAAUCGAGUACUCUAUCGAUUAAUCUGUCGAUUAAUCGAGUAAUCGGAUAAGAAAUGUUUUGCUCUCACUGUAAUACUUUGCAUUGAAUCACGUUUGCCUCAGAGCGGACUUAAUGCAUGGACCGGGUGUUUUCUUUUAAGGUGCUGCAGCAUUGACGACGUGCUGUUGUGAAACGCCAACUCCGCCUUACAGUGAACGCACUGCACGGCGUUUUCUUUCCUUUUCAGUGUGUAAUGGUCCCACACUUUAGACACUUUCUGCCGUUUCCUUUGCGUGUCAUCUCUUUCUUCCUCUCUCUGUCUGUCCUCGUUUCCCUCCAUGAUUGAACCAAACGCGCCAUAGACAUAAUAAAAGAUAGACCCCGCAUCGGCCGCUACCACGAAUGGGCGCUGUCGAGAAAUGCGGCCGCCAUCUUGGUCCGGUCAUCCGCCUCACUCUGCACCGCUGUUUAACCGGCGGAAUGAAGUCUGAGCGCAUUAAUGAAUCAUAGUUCGCUCAAUACUACGUAAUUUUCUUCUCUGCAAACGCCAUUCAAAGAGGCAUGAUAGAGGCCAUAUUUUUUUGGGGCGUUUUCAAAUACUCAGAAUGAAUAAAAUGAUAUUUUAGAACAUGGCAGCAGUGGCUGUAUUAUAGUAUAACAAUUAAUCAAGGAUAUAUUUAGGUUUAGAGCUAGGUUCCUGCUAUGUCUCAAUAAUUAUUAAUAACUGGCGGUAUUAAUAGGCCAAUUCAAUAUAUAUUGAUUUGAUUAUAUUUUUUUAUAUAGUUUAAUUUUAUUUAUCCAUUUGUAGACACACACAAAUAAUGUCAUAUAGAAGCACUAUUUUAAUAACUGGAAAAUACACACAAAUAUAUAGCCUACAUAUCAAAAAGAUUUAAACACAAGAACAGCAUGACAGGACAGCAUCUAAACUACAUAUCAAUUUGCUUGUUGGCUACACAGCACAGAGGAAUCACUUGCUGCAAAUUUCUCCCUCUAACAGCAAUCUCCCACUUCUUCCUCAAGUUUCUGUCCUUAGGAAAUCUUCAAAAUGAAACAGGAGAUCACCACAAAGAAAUCUUUAAUAAAACAGAUAAUAAAACAGAGCUCACUUUCUUCCUUUUUCUUUCUAUUUUAUUUCUUAAUGUUUCUUAGAACCUCUCUCAAACAAAAGUUUUUCAAUCUAAUGCAAAUCUGUUGAUAAUCGACCAAAGUUGCUAUUAUUGUGAAUAAGCUAGCUGUUCGCAAAUGCUGUUUCCUUUUUGGAGUUGACCGAUAGUCUUCCUCUUUGGCCUACAAAUGACUCUACAGUCAAGUGUAAUGUUUAAAAAACGUUUAAUCAUAACUGUGAAAAGUUAUUUCUUGAGCCCUGUUCUCUGCUGUCCGCCUGUUGGCACAGGAAUACGCCGCACAGUGCUCCAGCAUCGCUGAAUGAAUGAAUAUGAUUGACCGGAGCGUAUGGGAAGCUUGACCUGACCAAGAUGGCGGCCGCAUUUCUCGCUGCGCAGCACCCCCAGCGGGGUCUACCCUUUUAUUAUGUCUAUGAAACGCGCGGCAGCGGAAGGAGCGGAAAGAGCACGCUGCUGCGCAACAGAAAUAACCGUCCGUGUCAAACACCGUGCGCUGCACAUGGUUCCGGAUUUAAACGAUUCCUCGAGGCAUGUAAUUUGCCUCGAGGAAUUUUAUUAAUCGAGUUACUCGAGUUACUCGAGUAAUCGUUUCAGCCCUAGCUUCUAUACAACCUUCAGCGUGGCCUUGAUAAUACAUUUCCGUGCAAGUCAUUUUUUUUUAUACGUAGAUAGUGACCUUGUCUUUUCUGCAAGCAAACCUCUAAAUGUUUUUUUACUUUCUGUAAGUGUAAACUGUCAUGUGGCUCAACAAUGCCUCCAUCUUUAGGUGUCUACUCGCGUCAUGUUGGAUAAACUGUUAGGUUAAAAUAAAAGAAUCAGGUUUACUCAAUACUGUAUAUGUUUCUUUGUGUUUCAGUGCAUGUAAAGGCAGGGACGUGUGAGGUGAUUGCUGCCCAUCGCUGCUGCAACAAGAACAAGAUCGAGGAGAGAUCUCAGACUGUCAAAUGUUCCUGCUUCCCUGGGCAGGUUGCUGGCACCACCCGGGCCAUGCCCUCGUGUGUCGAUGGUAAGUCCUACUUUUAAACUCUUUGUGCACUUUUCGGAGUAGCACCUGAUUUUUCCUGAAUCCUAAAUUCUAUGUGCUAACUUAGGUAGAGUGCCUAUACUGUGCUUGAAUUUUCUUAUAUAGGGUCCAGUAGUGACAUGAAGAUUAACCAUUACCAGCCUGACCUUUGAAAGUAAUGAAAGGUCAACGGACUAGUUACAGUGACAGAGAACCGUACACCUCAAACCAUGGUGACCUACCCUUUUCCAGCUGGCUUGCUAUGUUCAAAUUACAGAGUGCUUCAAGCAAUUCUCAACAUUCACACAGUAGAUAUGUUCACAGAGUACAGUUAACUGUGGUAGCUGACAUUUGCGCUGCCACCAGUAUCAUACAUAAUGCCAAGAGACCACUCCAUUGGUCCUCACUCUGGUUUUGAUGUGCCCUUUACUGUAUUGUGGCCAGUUGAAAGUAACUGAAGGGAGUUUGGGGCUUGACAUCUUUAUAUAACAAAAUGGACACCAUUUACUGUUCUUUUAAACUUUUUAUUCUUAUUUUCAUAAAAUAAAUGACCCUACGUAUAAGGCUGCUUGUGCUACAUGAAGACUUCCUCUGUCUUAGAGCUAAAUGGCUUAAUGGAAGGGCUGGGUGUAACAGAGGUGUUGGCUAAAGGUGCUUCAAAGACAAGCAAUAAAAACUACGAUUAGUUAAGAGAUGCUGGUUUUAAACCUAGUAUCUAAAACUGGUAUUAACCCCCUCCCAGAGACUGGAGAUAAUUUUUCUUACAGGGAAAAUAACUGACUGACUGAUGUGAAAAUACCUAAUAAAUAUUCUUAAUAAUGACACAUGGAAGUGAUUUGUUAGCAAAAACCAGUCAUUGGCAUUUAUCAACUAAAUAUCCCUAGGACUAAGAAGCCCUGUAAUGCAUCACUAAUGAGAGAUACUGUGGAGGUUUUUGCUGCCAUAUCCUAAACUCCUGGGGUUCAUCCGAUCAUUACUCUAAGUAAGAUUAAGUGUCUCCUUGUAGUUUGAUUUUGUCACACUUUCAUUUAUAACCCACUAGAAAUAAUUGAGUCAGUAUGCUCCCUCCAACACUUCUUCCUUGAGUUAUUUUUGUGAAUUCUCAGAGUAGAUCUUUAGAUCUAAUUUACUUGUAUGUUUCUGUACUGAGAAAAGAGAAAUACAUCUCCCUGUGCUGGAUUUUAUUUAAUUUUUCCUAUAUGAGUUAUAAGACAGAGCAAAGCUUUUCCUACUAAAACUGACAGCAACUGAGGAUGGCCAUUUCUCUUACAUGACUGUCUCUUGUUUAAACACGCUGUACUUUUACAAAUUUCACAGUCAACAUCAAAGUAAAAUGUCCUUUUUUUAAAUAAUUAAAUCAUAUUUUUCUUAUCACUAUUAUUAAUAGUAUUUCAAAAUCUGAUCUGUGUCCAGCAACUUUUUCUGUACCAGCACUGUGGCAGGGUUGGAAAUCAGAUCAGAGGGAAAGUUACAACCCAGUCACUUGGGAAGCUUUAAUUUUUUUUGGCUUCACUUUUGAGGUGUUGUCAUGUUGUCCUCUUUAAUAUAAUUUAUGCCCUUACUUAGAAUCAGCAUCAAUAAUCUGAAAUUUGUGAUGAUAAAAGAUGAUUCAUUUUUGCCGUUAUACUCUCAGAAUGAUUGAUUUUUGACUGCAGCUAACUCUGAUUCAAAAGUUACAUUAUUGAUGUAUUGGCUGUAUUUAUUUUGCUCUGGCAUUCAAGUAUUUGCGUCCUUGAUGCCAGCGAGCAGGACUGAAAACAGCAGAGCGGAGCGACACCUGAUUCUCACGGUCUCUGCUUUUCACCACAAAGCUGUUUCCUGCUGAAAACUUCAGGAGCCUGAUCAAUUGCAAGCAAAGUCUCUUUCAGUUGAAUUUUUGUGAUGAAUUAAAAAAAGGAGAGGCUUUAUAGGGUUACACUGCGCACACAGCAUUUAAAAUUUCAAGAAGAACCCACUCUAAAAGUUACCCAAUUAAACUGUGCUGUUAAAAUUGACAGAGAGCUGGGCUGUUAUGAACAGAGAAACUAAUCUUUGCUUUCCAACCAAGCAAAUAAUUUCAAUAAUACACAUAAAAAUGGGUUCUAACAAACUUUAAUAUAACAUAAUAACCUUCCUACUAAAAUGCAGAAUAGAUCAUCUUAUCCAUGAAGUUGAAUUGAAGCCUUCCUGCUGUCUUAUUAAGCACUUCAGUCAAUGUUUGGUGACCAUACAAAGACUCUAAAAAUGAACUGUAACAGCAAAUAUUACACUCUGCAGACAAUGAUAUCUUUAUGGAGCUGCUUUAGUGACAAUAAAUGAAAGGUUGAUUCUGUCAACCCAAAUGUUUAUCUGGCUUUUUACACACAAAUGAGAUUUUGUUUCACAGCAAAGCUGACAAUUCUUAUAAAUGACAGAGGAGUGGCACUUUAUGAAGCCACAGAUGUCAUCUCUGCAGGCUUUGUGUUUCUGCCUUUGGGAUUCAUGUUACACUCAUUGCUGGGGGUCCAAGGGUAUGAGUAUUUGUACUGAACCAUAUGUUGUGGGAUGUUUGGUUCACUAUGUGGCUGCCUUGAACAAACAUGCUCUGUAAUUAUGAUAACCAAAAUACUAAAUUCAUGUGUGCUGCUUCGACCUGUAAAGCUGUAUCUCAAAUUUUCCAUGAAAUUUUAACAUGACUACCAAGUGUUUAUCAAUCAGCUGGAGGACUGAGGGGUAUGGACAAUAUUCAAACUUUAAUUUUCUUCAAUAAAGGCAUCUGGUUAAAGUUCUUGAGGGGCGCUCACACCAAGCGCAAGUAAAAUGAUCUAUUCUCAUAGUUCGUGCGAAUCUAGAUGCAUAAAUUAACUAGUAUUUACUCGCUUAUUUCGCGUGUCUAAGGUCAUUUCAAUGGUAAUCCCUGCCAAUUCAAUCUGCGGGAUCAAGUGAUAGAUCAAGUUUUUUUACAAUUUACCAGGUAAUCCAACCUCCUCACUCACUUGCCUCCAGGCGAGCUCCUGGAGCUGUUAUUCCAGUUUCAGGAAUUGAGAGGAAAGGUAUCAUAUAAUUCAGCGCACCCAAACACGGACACAUUCAGUUUGUCCUCCAUUUUAGAUAUCAGUGAACAACCGUCCGUUUUCACACGUCACUCUGCAACUUUCGUGCUGAUUAGUCAUCGCAAAUAUCUGCUCAAGUUGAGACAUUUUCAGCUCCUGCCCAAUUGGCGUUAUUCGCGCCACCUGAGUAGUAAGAGCGUCUAAUCGUGUCUUUGCAUAGACUUAACAUGUAAUUCAAUCGCGAGAAUGAUUUUACUUGCACUUGGCGUGUGGAGACAGUUACAUCUGCGAUUAGAGUAAGACUGAAACCACAGUGACUGAAAACCUUCCUCUGUUCCAUAAAAAAAAACAAAAAAAAAACGCUUCUAGGCAUAGUAGGGUUAGCUAGCUAGCCAUAAUUAGAUUGAUGUAGUGAAGAAAAAGGGUCACUUCAAGCUUGUUCCACCCUAAAUAUCUGCCAUCUCUUCUCCCUUCCUUCAGCCUCUAUCGUAGCCCAGAAGUGGUGGUGUCAGAUGCAGCCGUGUAUGGAUGGUGAGGAGUGUAAGGUUCUGCCAGACCUCACUGGCUGGAGCUGCAGCACAGGCAACAAAGUCAAGACCACAAAGGUUUGUGCACACACAAUCUCCCAUUCCUCAGUAUUUGUUGCCUCUCUUGACACAAACACACAACUCAUCUCUUGAACAAACACGGUCAGACCCACCACUGAGCGACCCACUUCCAUCUCCAUCCUGUUAUAUCUCUGUCCUCUUUCUAUUUCCAUCCUGGCUUAUUCGUCUCCAUCCUCUACUUAUUCCUGCUUCCCCCCUUCUAUGUCAUUCUUUUCCUCACCCAGAUUCUCCUCUUUCUGCCGUCCCCAUCCACCCAUUUUGGUUCUAACAUCAAACAAUUCUCAGAAGAAAAAACAAGGCCAACAGGAACCAGGCAAAUUACAAACGCAGGAACACACACACAAAUGCAGAGACACGCACAAAUGCAGAGAGAGAGAGAGAGAGAACAUCACAAUUCCCUUCACUCCCACUUGCCCUGUUUUGCUGCGUCUGACUGGCAUGCCAUCUGACUCUACGCAAAAACAACUCACCACAUUGGAUACACAACACUAUACACAGUUGUAAACACUCAGAUGGUCUCAUGCUCUGAUUUCCCCAAAUACAGCAUGUGCAGUUUGUGUAUAUAUGUGUUGAUGCCCUUGUAUUACCUCAUUCUUAUUUGUUUUACGUGCUGUGUGAGUAGGCUGAGGAUGUACAUCAUAUAUUUACUUCUCCUCUUCCCCCAUUGGCACCUGUUAGCUCUACUCCAGAGGCCUGACCUGAGCACGGCUCUGGGCUGUCUGUCAUAGGAGGGAAUUUGUGCGAGACUCGCCUCAUGUCACUGUGUAUUUCUGUUUCUAACCCUCCAUACUUCUCUCUCUGCCUUCUCACCUUCCAUUAUUCAUGGCUGGGUGCAGACCUUUGUUUUCAGCCUAAAUAAUUGAUCGAAGGCGUGGUCAGAGGAGGGAGAGAGUGAAUCUCCUUGGGUAAAAAGAGAGAAUAAGAAAAGCUUCAAUCACACAUGGUCUCCUCUUCCUCUCGCUCUCUCUUUCUCUAAAAUACUCGAAGAUGGUCUCCUAUACGCCGAGCUGAUUAAGAAUUCCUUCCUCUGCUUUUUCUCCUGCUCACCUCUCACCUAGCAAAGUGGAUCUCGCCCCCUCAAGUAACACUAGCAGCCCCUCCUCUUAUUCUCACCUCUGGAAAAGCUGCUGCACUCCAAGUCUGUUCAGGAGUGUACAGCUCAAAUCAUAGAGAGAUUAAAAUAUAGAUAAAUCUUGGAGUAUGUAACAGGCGAUGAUGUAAUUUUCAAGAUUGUUUCAUGAAUCCAAUCUGGUGUAUUCAGUUUGAUCAACCCCAAAGUGUGCAUUUAUAAUUACCCGCGCCAGAUCAAAGUGAGGCAGCAUCAUCCAGGCAUCGCUUUAUCAUUGAUUCUGUCGUGGUUUGAAAGAGCACAAAUAUUUUCUGUCUCUUGCAUUCAGGUCUUUGAUCAAUGAUCUGUGUGUGCCGGUGUGUGUAUGCGCGCAAUAUGAGCGUGUUAGCAGAUGUGUUUGCCUGAUGAUGAGACGAGUGACUUUUUUCUCCUCUGGUGUGGUUUGCCUGGGUCAAGAUGCGCAGGCAUCCAGAUCAAUAGCAUCGAACGUUCUCUUAUAGUCCCAUUAAGACCGGCUCGUAAAUUGAAAUUGACGACAGAGAGAGAGAGAGAGAGAGAAAGAGAGGAUGAGGGAGAGACAGACUUGAGGGGCGAAGGGGAUAAGAGUUAGAGAAGAUGGAUGGGGAAGAAAUCAUAACAAGAGGAAAGUGGAGAGAAAUUCCUGAAGGAGGAGGUGAUAGGUAGAUAAAAUAAUAAAAUAAAAACACUUGAAAACAAGAAUAGUGGAGUCGGUCAGCUGACAGGGAGCUUGUCUGGCUGCUGAGAGCAGGCAGGAAGACAAAGGAGGGUUUGGCACCCUCCAUCCUUCCCUGGCUGGGAGUAGAAGAGAGGAGGAGAGGAGGAGGGCUGGGGGAGGAGAGAGGGCGGGAGAGGGAGACAGCCCGAUCAAUGCCAAAUAAUAUCAUAUGGAUGAGCAGACAGACACAGCCUGGCUGCCAAGCCACUGAGCUGUCAUAGACAGCAAGUGUGUGUAUGUGUAGAUGCACACACAGUCAUUCAUAUAGUAAACACAUUAUAACAAACAGAGUGUCAGCAGCACAUGCAUUUUUCACACCAGCUCACAUCACCACUAAACAGCAGUGGACAUCUGCAAAAACACCAGUAUCUUUAGACAAGAGUCUCUUUUUUUGCAAGAACUUUUCCUUUAAAAUACAACACACACCCCUCCAAAAACAACAGCAAAAAAACAAAAACAAAAAAACAUUGGACACCUGUGCAGUGAGACUUAAAGCAGGUGUAAGAUAAUUUUAGUCCAAAAAAACCUAUUUAUGAUCAUUUAAGAAUACCAAAGAUUUCCAUAAUUUACUUUUGUUUAUCACAAAUCCAUAGAAAACUUGAUUCUGCUGUUUAUUUACAGUAUUCUAAAAUCUGCAUGGUCACUACAACAAACCCCUAAAACAAAAAUAACUUUUAUAAUGAACACCAUGAAGAAGCUGAAGAAGGCUCGGGAAGUGAUAUUAUAGUUUUAGAGACAUGGACUGAUUAUGUUCAAGGGUUAAGAAGCUCUCAGGGAUAUAAUAGCUAUAGAGGAUGUCCUGCCAGUGCUUUCAACACCUAGACAAUAUAUGGGCAGCCCGUACCAACCAUUUCUUGUUUAAGUCCACAUCAGAGUGCCAUCCAUUUCUCAAAGAUAAUCCACCUCUGAAAUUUGUGCUGCAGUUACUCUCCUCACACCCCAGGUAACAGGUUAAACUGUCAUAUAAAAGACACCUCAUGACAACAUAAGAGCCUGCGACUCUGAAGAGGAUGUAAAUGCACUGAAAUGUUUUUAAUGUCUAUCAAUCUUUUAGCUGUUUUCAUUCACCCCUGCAGUGAUGUUACUCGGGUUUCAAUGUAGUGAGUCCCAAGAACUCAUUGGUGCUGAAUUGAAUGAGUCCAUGGGAAAUUAAAUGGGUCCCAAAUCACAAGCUUCCUGUAGAAUCUCUGUGUGUUUAAUAAUGCUAAAUUACUGUACGGUAUGGUAUGCAUUAGGGGUGAAACAGUACAGAAACACCUUUACUUUGGAUCAGCAGUCUGUGUGUUUAGUUGCUAUCAGCUAUUACUGGAUUAGACAGCUACCAAGUCACAUCUCUUAUACAGCUCCUGUCUGUGUUGUUAUAAUUAAACUGAACACUUUGCUGAAAAGACCACCUGAUAAAAACCCACAGCACUGUGGAUCACAGUAAUGGUUUAAUUUCGCAAAUGUUAGAAUUCAUUAGCAAAUAAGCUUGCAACGGUUAGUCAAACAGUUACCAGAGUUUUAGACUUCUUGUGGUAAUCAGAUUGGAAAAUAACCCACAGUGCUGCUGAGCACAAACACAUCGGGCCUUAGAUCAGGCCUGUGUUGCUUUCUGUUGUUUUGCUUGAAACUGACAUUGGACAAAGUUUGGAUGUGCUAAAGUUGGAUACAGAGUCAGACAGUGAUUUCUCCUAUUCACUCAACACCUGCCAAAGUAUGUAUUCGAUAGAGAAAGCAGAAGGUAGCAGCUGUGCAUGUGAUUCACUCUGAUCAAGCAACGCUCUCUGUCUGUCUGCCUGUCUGUCUAUCCUGUACACAGCCGUGCAAAUAUCAACUGUGUGACAAUUAUUGUUUAUUUGGCACGCAUGGAUAGUCAGUUUACUAUGUCCUUUUAGAUUUUGAUGUGUCAAAGGACUGGCAUGGCACAGCUAGUGUACUUUUUGUUAUUUCACCUCCUUCUGUUGACAAAAAUGUUACUUUCUCACAGUAUUGGCAGCUUGGAGAAGAACUACUCUUAAUUUGUUGGGAAAGCACAAAACUUUAUGUUCAAGGUUAAUGGCUGACCAGUCACCAGCAAAGAAAAGGAGAAAAGUGGGGAAACAGUAUUAAUACCAGCAAAUCACACGAGGAGCUGAGUGAAAGAGAUGUCGAGUAAAUUGCUGAAAAUAGACACAAAGAAACCACAAUGGGGAACGGGGUUCAGCUGUUUUAAGAGACUGGUCGGACGAAAAGAAAAAUCCAACAGAAAAAUAGAGAGAAGGUGACUUCUACAGGUGCUUCUGUUAUAUUUUGUUCCUGUUGCGAAUGCCAUAAAAAAGCCCUUCUGACUGACUCUGUUUCAAUCUAUAGAAAGACGUCCAGUUCAGUCAAUGUUAACAUUUACCAUAGGAGAAAAAGACAGCAGAUUAAAGCAUGGUAGGUUCAAGAGCACAAAAAGACUUGAGGCUACAGUAAGAAAAAUACAUACAACUGAAGGUGGCACAUGUAGUAAUUCAUAAACUGAGAGUACAUGGUGAAUGGAAAAGAUGAUUUUCUGUUGGGGUUGUAAUACAGUAAAACAACCCCAUAACUGUACACUAACUUUUACUUGACUGAGCCAAAAAGAGCACACUGUAGAUAAGUUGAAGUGAAGGGCACAUCUGCCUUGUAGUCAUCUGAGCAGUUUUGAGUGUAUAAGCAAAAAACAUGGCCCAGAGAGAUCUCCAGAGAUGACUCUUGAGCACUUGUAUCUUUGUAAACUGACAUCUACCUAUUUAAAUCCUCUUCCUCCAUCUGCCACCUAAAGGCGUAUUUAAACAGGCCAAGGGAUGGACACCUAAAGGGACUUUGAAUCACCUCUGAGCAUAGCAGGCACAAAGAUACAGCAGUGUGUGCAUAGCGAACUGGCAUGACAACAAUUGCCUGCAGACUCUUUGAUCAGGCACAGGAGGAGAUGCCUAAAGGCAAUGGGAGUGGGCCCAGGAAGGGUGGCCUGGAGCCAUCGGGGCAGAUACAGUAGAAGAGUCUAAGCUGCCAGCUUGGAGAAAACCCUCCUCUGAGCUUGCUUAGUGAUGGCUGGCCUCCACAGUUUGUUAGCAGACACCUGGGUUAGACAAAAGACCAGAUCCCUAGAGAGGAAAAACAUGAGCAAAAGCAUGUGCUGAGGAUGAUACGAAAGGGUAACACAAUGAGAGGAAGACACGCAGGAAACAGAAGAGCAGUUGUGGAAGGUCUGGUCUGAUGUAAGAUCCAAGCAUGUAGAUUUCUGCUGCAGUUUGUCUGUGUUUAGUAGCUGUAUGGUUGAAAAGUCUCCUGAUAACUUAAAAUAAACCAAGAAAAGAGAGCAGAAAGAUGGACAGAGAGGAUAAAAAACACCAUGUGAUCAGAGAAAUCGUUUGGACAAAAAGACAAAAUGACAUGGCAGAAGGCCAGGCGCUGAGAGCGAGGCAUUGUGGGCCGGCUGCCAUGAUUCAAACUGUGUAGUUAAGUUGUUUGCCAGGAGAGAAAGAGACCACACUAACCACUCUGUUGUUUGUGCUCCACCCGGGUGUUCCCUGAGUUUACCUCCGACAAACAAAAGCAUCAGCGACAUUUUCUACGUUUUUAACCUGACAUAAAUUACAGUUACAGCGGGGUGGCAUAGCCAGUAAAGUGGAGGUCACCAGCUACAUCUGUUAAUUUAACAUGCCUGCAUACAUGCCACUGGGCCCAACACCUUUUCAGGGGCAAACAUGAUCAGUCCCUAUUAGUCACUCCUGGCGCUGAAUCAUUUCACACUUUCAGCUGAUGUUGUUCCACCACAUACGAAACUCUGUGACCUUUACAGCUGCAUUCAAAACUUUAGGGCACUACUUUCAGUGACCUACUUCUCUCUUUUUAUGUUUCAGGUGACCCGAUAG
This is a messenger RNA of Xyrichtys novacula (pearly razorfish), 93023 nucleotides long. The record is from the annotation of a GenBank genome assembly. NCBI's taxonomy places the organism in Eukaryota, Metazoa, Chordata, Actinopteri, Labriformes, Labridae.